AUGGCGGCGCCCAGGAGCCUUGUGGACAUGCUUCCGCGGUUGUUCAGGGGUAGGUGAAUUCUGCGCGCUUGUGGUAUUCCUGAAGGGGGUGUCCCCGCAUAUGGGGGAAAGCGCGGGAGAGGAAUUGCGGGCUAUACUACUGAGGGGAAGAGGAACUGCGCGCGCUUCUCUCCCUCGUGCGCACCCCUGGCAGGGGAAAGAUGCCGAGGAAAGCCGCCUUUCGUUCUGAAGUGCACCAUAAAUAAAUGCAUGUUUGUUGUCCGCUCCCCUCCCUGUCAAGUGAGGGGGCACUUGGCCGUUUUGCAUCACGGGCUCAAAAAAGUAUUGGGCUGCAACGCUGUACCAGUUUGUCUGGAAGCGAGCGCCGCUGAACUCAGUAGGAUUUACUUCUGAGUAGGCAGGCGCUGUGGGUUAAACCACAGAGCCUAGGGUUUGCCGAUUAGAAGGUCGGCGAUUCGAAUCCCCGUGACGGGAUGAGCUCCCAUUGCUCGGUCCCUGCUCCUGCCAACCUAGCAGUUUGAAAGCACGUCAAUGUGCAAGUAGAUAAAUAGGUACCGCUCCGGCGGGAAGGUAAGCGACGUUUCUGUGCGCUGCUCUGGUUCGCCAGAAGUGGCUUAGUCAUGCUGGCCACAUGACCUGGAAGCUGUACGCCCGGCUCCCUCAGCCAGUAAAGCGAGAUGAGCGCCACAACCCCAGAGUCGUCCGUGACCUAAUGGUCAAGGGUCCCAUUACUUUUUAGGCAGGUAUAGGAAUGCGCACCAGUGCUGUGAAGCCCCAGGUUGGGAUUCGUAGUUUAUGUGACUGGAAAGUGGAAGGGGGGGAGAGAAAUGAUAUUCCAGUCCAGACCAUCGUAUCAACAACACAAAUAUGAAUUAUGACUUCUCUCUAGGUUUAGUGCCCUGUUUCAAAGCUGGCAACGGUAUCUUCCUAGGGAAUGAUGGUGUGAUUUAGCAUAUUUAGCAUACCUUCAUAUAAACUGAAUAUAUGAAGCUGCCGUACUCAGAUGGUUGGUUCAUCUUGCCUAAUGCAGUGCUUGCAUGAGCCUGGCAGCCUGAGGUCCUGAAGGUGGUAAUGAUUGUGCUUAUCACUUAGCUAUGGUCCCUACUUGGGGUUCUUGUACAAAUAUAGAUGUGGUUAGCCUGUUGGUGGCUGGUGCUUGAGUCUAUCGAAAUUAGAAACCAAAGAUGUGCAUAAAUAGCCUUUGACUAGUUGUCAAAUUACUCCUUAAAGUGGACAGCUCCCAAUAUGAUUUCUAAGGAGAAGUGACAUAACCAGGCUUUUUUCAGCUUGUCUAGUGUGGUUAGGGCAAACAGUCUUCCCAUGGCUUAUAUUUCACUUUAUUACACUGGAGAAAUAACAAGAUUAGUAAGCAGAUAAGAUUUGGAUAAAUAUAUCAUUUGUGAUUUUAGCAGGCCAGGGAAUAGCAUUUUGUGUAAGUCAGGCAAGUUAUGUAUUAACAUUGUGAACAGGUUUUUUUGUGGGGGGAGCAGAAGGAGCUUGAGCAACUGUGAGCACUGCACUGGCAGAGUAAUGAAAACUAAUUUAGAAAGAAAUAAUGGCAAGAAAUUUAUUCAAAUGGCUCUUUGUGGAAGUAGAAAUAUUUAAAAGCACCUUAAAAAUUUAAAAGCAAGCAGCCGUUACUAGUAGCUGCUAAGCUAUAAUUCCUUUGAAAUGAGGGGCAAUUCUUAUAUGUUCUGCCAUAUUGUGCAUUAAAUUUUAAAUACCAUGGCCCCAGUCUAUACAAAGCUACUCCCACAUUUCUUUGAAAUCAACAGGACUUAAGCUACCACACAAUUAUAUGCAUGCUUACAUGGAAGAAAGUCUUAUCAGUUAAAUCAAACUUAUUCUCAGGUAAGUGUGCAUAGGAUUGAAGACUUGGGUGCAAGUCAAACCCUCACUCCUGACAGUGAUGCCAUUUCUGCAUCUGUAGUCCAGCCUUUCACGGUGGCUAUGGCAGAAGGGAAGGACCUGGCCUGAUCUCUGCACCAACUCCAGGCUGCUGCAACCACUGGGUCUGGAUCAGGCCUGAUGCCAGUGGAUCUUGGGCCAGCUCAACACCACCUCUUCUCCAUUCUCAGAAUGUCCCAUUUCAGGACUUUCUGCUGGCAGGGAUAUUGCCAGAGCGCUACCACCUCUCUGUUUGGAAGGUAGAAGUAGGAGAUUGAUUCUGACAGAGAUGCUUGUGCUUCUCCAUUAGCAGUAACCAGUGAGAGUCUGAUUCCUCCUGCAAAGCUGAGCAAAGGGACACCUCUACUCAAUCCAACCUGGAGCAAGGGGUGGGCUUGGAUUUUUCGGUCAGUUGCAACUAGCUCCCCCGCCCCCCAUUGUUUGCAGAAGAGCUUUACUAGCAUAUCUAAGUCUCUGGAUCGGAGCACUAGCUUCAGGGACAAUUUGGAAGGCCGGAAGGAGAAGGCCUUUGCUGAACCAACUCCCUCCCCUUAAAUAAUGGUGCAAAAUGGUGGUAAUCGUUCUAGGCUGGCCUUCCCCAACUGGAUGCCCUCCAAAUCUGUUGGAUUACAACUCCCAUCAUCCCUUAUCAUCGGCCAUGCUGGGUGAAGCUGAUGGGAGUUGUAGGUGGACUAGGACCUGAGGAUUCUCAGCCACAUGGAGCCCAUGGGGUGAUUUUGGGCCAGUCACUAUCUCUCAGCUUAACCUACCUCACAAGGCUGUUGUGAGACUAAAAUGGAGAGGGGGAGAAGCUUGUAUGCCACCUUGAGCUCCUUGGAGAAUAAUAAUAAUCAAUAAUAGCUAUAAAUGAAAUAAUAAAACAAGUAAACAUCCAGAGGGCACCAGCUUGGGGAAGGCUGGUCUAAGGCACUGUUAUAGUCUACACUGGCAUGAUUGAUUAUGCUAUUGUAGUAGAUUGUAAAUGUUCUAAUUAUGCAUUGGAACAGCUCUCAAGUAUUAGCAAUAAUUGCAUCAGGGUGACACUCCCAUUGCUAAUAACAAAAAAUCAGGAUAAUGCCCUUUGAAAACCAUCUUAAAGGGGCACGAGAGACUGCAGUAUCCUUAUGUGCACUGAUUUACUGAUUUUGAAAAGCUAAAUCAUUACGAAGCAGGCACUCUGCGCAUCGUCGUGUAAGUGGCUCUCAAUCUUCAGAAAUAUUCAGUUCCUGGAUAAACGCUUGAUUUUAUAUUUGAAGUCCAAAAACAAAUAGGAAGGCUAUAAUUUUUUUCUUCUCAUUUGUGACUUCUUGAACACGAAGGCUCAGGAUGUUGACCUAUAAGAAAAUAAUCAUGUUUAUGAGAAGAAGUCACUUAUUCAGUCAAUUUCUUCUUGCCUCUGUGUUCAUACUAGUGCAGAGUGAUGUCUUCUGUGGCUCAAAAAGGAAAAUGGAGGGGAAGGUUGUUUAAAUUUUGAUUUACUGCAAAAAAAGAAGUUAAAAGUCAUGAAGUUGUACUCAGUAUGCAUUUCUAGGUAAUAUCUUUAAGAAGAGUGCCUGAAUGGAUUUAUAGAGUUUGUAGGGGGCCUUGUAAUAUUAGAAUAUCAAGCAGAACCUUAUUCUGAGUGAGGUUUUCUUUUUUACUGGACAGCACUUUCUACAAUUCCUGCCACUAGGAAGAGGAAAGUGUCCCAUAUCGUAACAUUCAUGAGUGCUUUUCUGUGCCAGGAGCCUGCACGUGCUUGGCAGUUGCUUUUGUAAAACUGGACCUGUAUUGUAUGUAGAUACAUAAUAAUAAUAAUAAUUUAUACCCCACCCAUCUGGCUGGGUUUCCCCAGCCACUCUGGGCGGCUUCCAACCGAAUAUUAAAAACAAUACAGUGCCAGACAUUAAAAACUUCCCUAAACAGGGUUGCCUUCAGUUGUCUUUUAAAAGUAAAAUAGAUGUUUAUUUCCUUGACAUCUGCUGGGAGGGCGUUCCACAGGGCAGGCGCCACUACCGAGAAGGCCCUCUGUCUGGUUCCCUGUAACCUCACUUCUCGCAGGGAGGGAACCGCCAGAAGGCCCUUGGCGCUGGACCUCAGUGUCCGGGCUGAAUAAUGGGGGUGGAGACACUCCUUCAGGUAUACAGGACCAAGGCCAUUUAGGGCUUUAUAGGUCAGUACCAACACUUUGAAUUGUGCUCGGAAACGUACUGGGAGCCAAUGAAAAACAGCGAUCCCAUACAGGAAAUGUUCCCAGUGUUGUGCCCUCUGUCAGGGUUCUGGGAAGAGAUACAUUACUCAUCUGUGCUUUAUUUCUUUUUUUGGUUGUUGGAUGCUUGUUGUUUGUGAAAGAUUCCUCCUUUGUGCGAAGUUUCUCCAUCAGCAGUCUAUACUUGUAUGCUCAUAGUGCUAAAGACAUUGGGGUGGAGUAACACAGCCUGCAUCAAAGCACACCUUGAUAUAUGAAAUCUUGCAAUUGCUGCAUCUUGCAUAGCUAUCAGUGUGCUGUGAUUGUUUUCCUACCAUCUGUGGCUUUGGAGGCAAAGGCAGGGGAACAGUGAGGCUCUCUGUGGACUUUUAAAAGAAGAGUGUUUUAGCUUUAUUAGGGUAGUGAUACAUUGUGGGUUUAAAUGUGUAUGAGCUGUGAGGGAGAAUAGGCUCUGAACUACACUUCUCACUUUUUCCCACUUCUCUUGCUGGUGCUAGACUCUGCUAGUGCAAGGGAAUCGCUAGACUAGUGUAGAUUCACUAUCCUGGUGCGCUUUGCCAGAGCAGGGUGUUUGUGUUGUUGUCACAGUGUCAUUUCCCUUCUUCCCCAGCAGGUGUAACUCAGAGACAGGAUUGUGCUGUUGUCAUAAGUUUGCUUCCAAUUAUUAAGCACAGACAAAACAACAGUGUGCAUGUCUAACUCAGAAGCAAGUCCUGCUGCAUUCAGUGGCACCUACUUCUGUGUAAGUGUAUAUAGGAUUGGAGCCUUUAUGCAUUUGCAAAUGAAUACAACAAUAGUGUCUGAUUUGCAGGAUUUCUUUUUGCCAAAGAAUAAAUUUGCCCUCUUCAAAAUGGCAUAAUUGUCCAUGCUCCAAUAUGGAAAUGGAACGUACUGAUACUUUAGAAAAGAGACGUGAGGAAACAGAUACACUGCUUGAUCCUAAAUUGAUUGCAAUCAGUAUUAAGACUGCAGCCCUUAACACAUUCACAUAAGUAAAUGUGUUUAAGAGUGAUGCAGAAGGCAAUGGAAGUACACGUACUUGUGGGGGGAAAGAGCCCCACUGAAAUCAGCAAUGUGGGCUCAAACUCCUGCAUAGUUGCCAUGGGCCUAGUGUUAAGAUGCUUUCGCCUCAGCACAGAGUCUGUUGUGAUGUUCCUAGUCCCUUUGACCGUCCUCUGGUAUCAUUACUGUGGUUUAAUAGCAAACAUGAAAGCUAAAGGUCCAAGCCAUCAGACAGAAUCGUAGACACUGAUCAUAGUUGAAGUCUUUGGCUAAUGGAUGUGCUGAUCAAAGGACGGCUCUACUUUAUUCUGGGCCCUGAAAUAAUAGCUGAAAAUGGAACCUUAUUAUUACAUCUUGACUGUGAAAAAAAUAAUUAAUUCAAAUCUGUAUUCAGCUAGCGCUGUAUUUUUUUAAGUGGCUGCUGAUUCGCAGGCCUUAUGGUUUCCCCCAAACAUUUUUAUUAUAUCCUAUGACAGGAAGUGUUUGGAUGGAAAGGGUAAAAAGUUGGGAAUUUUAGAUGAUUUUUAACUAUUCUGAACUUUUGUUACAUCCCAACCCUUCCUGUCUUCCUUUGUUCCUGAGUGGGCAGCAGUCACAGUAUAGUCAGGGUGGACCAUUGUCUCAGCCUUGCUCAUCAUUCGAAAGCAGAUUAGGCACAGUGUUUGAAAUUCACCAAGUAUCAGGCACAUUUUGCACCUGGCUAUCGGCCACUUGCGACCAAGUGAAGGUGUCUGAGUUCCAAGAUGGUGCCUGACAUCUCCACUGUUAUGUAUUCAGUGGUCUGUGUUUGCCUGAGCUUGAGUCUGGACUAAGGAUUCUGAGCCCCUGCGUUCUCAUUCGAUACAUGAUAUCCAAUCACAGAACAUUUCAGGAUUUGGGCCUCUGCCAUUGGCCCUUAAACUCUGAGUCAUGAUUCGCAGCUUGGAAGUUUAGACAACCAAUCACGUGGGGAGUGGGAGUGGCCCAGGCCUUCAGAAAUGUAUAUAAGCAGUUGCUUUGCCCCUGUUGUCCAGUUCUGUUAAUUCAAUAAAGGUUCUUGCUGUUAUCACUGUGUCUUGCCUCGUGGGAACCCACUUACACUUCAUCUACCAUCUGGAGGUGCAUGCCUGGAGAUCCUUGGAUCUUGAUUGUUUUCACACACUAGCAACACAUCCCGUAGAAUUCUACCCAUUAUAUUUUACCCGCACAAUAGGAAUGAAUUUCAGGAACCAAAAAGUCAUAUUGAAAAAUAUGACUUUCAAGCCGUCUGGCUCAAAAAUGGCAACUAGGCUAAUGCAACCCUGGUUUAAGGAGCCAUUUGGCGCCUAGCUUAUAUAUCUGAUGCAGGUGGGACGUGGGUGGCGCUGUGGGUUAAACCACAGAGCCUAGGACUUGCCGAUCAGAAGGUUGGCGGUUCGAAUCCCCACGACGGGGUGAGCUCCCGUUGCUCGGUCCCUGCUCCUGCCAACCUAGCAGUUCGAAAGCACGUCAAAGUGCAAGUAGAUAAAUAGAUACUGCUCUGGCGGGAAGGUAAAUGGCAUUUCCAUGCGCUGCUCUGGUUCGCCGGAAGCGGCUUAGUCAUGCUGGCCACAUGACCCUGAAGCUGUACGCCCAGCUCCCUCAGCCAGUAAAGCGAGAUGAGCACCGCAACCCCAGAGUCGUCCGCGAUUGGACCUAAUGGUCAGGGGUCCCUUUACCUUUUAAGCAGGUAUAGGAAUGUGCACCAGGUUGGGAUUCCCAGUUUAUCUAACUGGAAGGUGGAAGGGUGGGGGGAGAGAGAAAUGAUAUUCCAGUCCAGACCAUAGCAUCGACAACACAAAUAUGAAUUUGUGUCAGGGGUCCCUUUACCUUAUAUAUCUGAGUUUCUAACACUGAUUCAGUGGGCAUUUCACAGGCAAAGGCUUCUAAAUGCUUAACCAAGUCCUGUGCUUGAGCUGUUCAGCUGGAGUUGGAUGAUAAGUUAAGUUGGAUGAUAGGUUGCCUGAAGCUUAAGAUCUGCCUGACACAUAUAGAAAGGGACUUCUGAAUCCAGACUCAAUAUUACAGUACAGCCAAAAAGAAACCAUCUGUAGCACAUAAUACAAAUUAUUUGCCUGUUUUCUGCAGUUUGGGCAGCUUUAAAGGCUAGAUUAUUUUUUUACUUGUUUACGUUGGCUUUUAAUAUUGUGUUGUUAUCUGAUGUUAAUAUAUUCAGAUGUUUGUUUAAAUAUGUUUGGUUAAACUUGCAGUAUCUUACCACACAUCACCUCUUAGCCAGGCUAAGUAAAAGUUGUUGCUAGCCCUUUUAAGGGAGCUGGGUGGACUGAGAUGGGACGUCCUUUCUCUCCACCCACCCCAAAUCAGGUUUUUUUUGGGGGGGGGGGGAUGGUUUGUGUCCAGGGAGAGGAAGUCCCACUUCGUUAGAUACAGCCCAUUGUAUGCAGAUAAGCUAUAACAGUAAUCAGCCAACCUCACCAAAUAGGCAAUAUAAUUAUGGGUCCUUUUUUUCAUUGGUUCUACUUCAUGGGACCCCGAAAUAGCUACUUUUCUAACUGACCCAGAAUGUCCUCUUGUUUUUUUUUAAAAAAAAAUUCAAGUACCAUUGUAUAUGUUGUGAGCUUUUAAUAAUCCCAACUAUUACAUUACCAUAUGUGAACGUGCAGAACAAUUUGCCUUUGGUCUACAUGGUCUGUAUCUUGCAGUUAUUGCAUGCUGCAGAAAGAAGUCCUUUCGUUAAGGCGGUCUGCUAAUUUCAUUUUUUAGUCUUCAGUUACAAGCUUCUGGCAGGUUUUCUGACCACUACUGUUACCUGGUGGCGCCGAUAUUUCAUCAGAGUUAGACAAGCAGACUACCUGGACCUAGGCCCAGAUGCCCUGUUGUAAGUGAUGAACAUGAUCCCUUGUGUUAAGGAAUUCAAGACUUAUAGUGCUGGGAUUCCCAAGGGAGUUGAAAGAAAACUGUGUUCAAGCAUUCCCUUUGUGCGUUCUCUUUGUGCUUGUUACGUACACAGCAUUAUGAGCUCAAGCAAUUACACAUCACCCCGACGAAAUCCUUUUUUCAGUUAUUGAUUAUUUAUUUCAGGUAGAAAGACUCUCUUAAUUUGAACGAAUACAAGCCAUUAAAGAUGCAGAUGCUGUUUAAAGAUGACCUGAUAAUAGUGACUAAGGAAAACGUAGCUCGUGUUUAGCACCAUUUUUAUUUCUUUUUAACUCCGAUAAAAAUUGACACCAACGUUAAGAUAAUACAUCUCAUUCCAGCAGUUUGAGUGGAUUUUGUUUGCUUAAAAUUUUAUCUCUUAACCCUGGACCAUUUGUAUGUUAUUGUGUUGAUCUGUCUGUUUGGGCUGUAUGCUGGUUUGGCUUUUUAAGACUUAUUGUGGAUUUCACUGUAUAAUUGUUAUGUUUUUAAAAUAGAGUCACCCGAUGGCCCUAGAUGACUUGUUCAUGAGGCUUCUAACAGCUAUAAAUCAAUAAAUACUGUACCCGUCUAACAUUUCCUUUUACAUAUAGUAACUUUAUGCUUACAUUUUGGGAUUGUUUAAAAAAAUUAUGUUUAUCCUACAGAGUGUGCCAUGCUUAACUGUACUCUGUAUUUAUAGCAUGUCAUAUGUUAAUAUGUUAAAGUUGGUAUACUAUAGAUAUUGAGUGGCAAGUCACUAUUCAAUUCUCCUGAAUCGGCCCCACUGAAAUGUAUGGGAGCUGCAUCCACUUCAGUAAAAUUUGUGCAUUAUUCCGCUGAUUGGAUCUGGGUUGGAUUAAUAAUGGUUUGGAUUAGAUGUCAUCUAGAUUCCCUCUAUGACCAUGAUUCAGAGGGCCUCAUAGGGAACUAGAUAUGCUCAUCAGGGCUUCUUGAGGUGUGCAGCCUGGGAGUCAAUUUGGACUCACAGCUGUCCAUGGAGGCGCAGGUCAAUUGUGUGUCCAAGGCAGCUGUUUACCAGCUCCAUCUGGUACAUAGGCUGAGACCCUAGCUGCCCGCAGACUGUCUCGCCAGAGUGGUGCAUACUCUGGUUAUCUCCCACUUGGACUACUGCAAUGUGCUCUACGUGGGGCUACCUUUGAAGGUGACCCAGAAACUACAACUAAACACCGGUCUUGAAAGACCUACAUUGGCUCCCAGUACGUUUCCGAGCACAAUUCAAAGUGUUGGUGCUGACCUUUAAAGCCCUAAACGGCCUCGGUCCAGUAUACCUGAAGGAGCGCCUCCACCCCCAUUGUUCUGCCCAGACACUAAGGUCCAGUGCCGAGUGCCUUCUGGCAGUUCCCUCGCUGCGAGAAGCCAAGCUACAGGGAACCAGGCAGAGGGCCUUCUUGGUAGUGGCGCCUGCCCCGUGGAACACCCUCCCACCAGAUGUCAAAGAGAAAAACAACUACCAGACUUUUAGAAGACAUCUGAAGGCAGCCCUGUUUAGAGAAGCUUUUAAUGUUUAACAGACUAUUGUAUUUUAAUAUUUUGUUGGAAGCUGCCAAGAGUGGCUGGGGAAACCCAGCCAGAUGGGUGGGGUAUAAAUAAAUUAUUAUUAUUAUUAUUAUUAUUAUUAUUAUUAUUAUUCUUUCCAUCCCUCUUGCUUGUUCUCUUUUCCCCCCUCAACCACUCUCUGCAAAUUGCAAGCCUUAUUUCAUAUAAUCAUAGAAUUGUAGAGUUGGAAAAAAUCCCUGAGGAUCAUCUAGUGCAAUCCCUUGCAAUGCAGGAAGAUGCACCAUGGUGGGAUUGAACCUGCAACCUUGGCGUUAUCAGCACCAUACUCUAACCAACUGAGCUAUCCAGGGCUAUUUGCUGCUUAGCAAGCUGCUUCAGUUUUUAAUUUACCCGUUUCAGAAGUGGUUAGUAAGAUGAGGAGCUACUAUUUGGGAACCUCAAUGAGAUGCCCUCACACACAAUAACAGGGAUUGCUAGAUGUCUGUUCACAGGGGGUGUUUAGUGCAUUUAAUGCUAGUUAAGUCAGUGGGCUUAAGCAUGCUUAACCCUGUAUAGGAGUGGGCUAUAAAUCCCUAGUUCUUGGAACUGGGAUAUUCGUCCCCAACUGGUGUGUGUGUGUGUGUGUGUGUGUGUGUGUGAAAUUCAUGAGCAUGGGAUCAAGGACCAGAAACCACCAGCCUCUGAUCUUGAAAUGCGUACUGGGUGUUAGCAGACAAAACAAUUUAACCUGCAGCCACAAAAGAGAGGUAAUACUUACUUCUUUGGCAGGUUAAUUAGUUUGCAUUUGCAAAGUUCUUUGAAGAUGAAAAGUGCUAUAAAAAUGUUAAAUAGUAUUUUAUAUGCUGUUCUCGAGUGGAUUAACAGGUGCAGAAUUAAAAGCUGGCAGUUGCUGAGAACACUUAAUAGUAACUUCUAUCUUUCAUCUGCUAAUGGUUUUAACUCCCCACCCCGCAAAAAAUAUAAGAAAUAGAUAGAGAUUUACCUAUGGUAAAUAUGUAAACUUCAGGAAUGGCUGAGGGAAUUCAUCUAAAACUGGCUUUCAAAAACGUAACUGAAUCAAAAGAAGCAUGCACUUGAGUAACCUGGCAAUACUGUUUGCCAAUCUUGACUAUUGUUUAAUAAAAUCCUCUGGGAAUUUAUAGAAUUGUAGAGUUGGAAGGGACCCGAAGGGUCAUAAAGACCGAGUCCCUGCAAUGCAGGAAUCUCAAACCUCCGAGGAAGGAGAGUCCACAACCUCCUGAGGUUGGAUCUGUUUGAUAUCAUGUCUCUUGGGACUAGGGGGUGGCUGUUACGUUAAUAAGACCAAGCCAUUUUUAUUCUUAAUCAUUUACAUUUACAGUUUCCAGAGGGGUAACUGUGUUAGUCCGAGAGACAUUGCACAUACCUUUGUAAAUCAAGAAAAUCUUUAAUAAAAAUACAUUUUAAAAAACACCACUCUGUGAGGUGAGUGGGGCUGAGAGACUUCAGAGAAGCGUGACUAGCCCAAGGUCACCCAGCAGCUGCAUGUGGAGGAGCGGGGAAGCGAACCCAGUUCACCAGAUUACGAGUCCACCGCUCUUAACCACUACACCACACUGGCUCUCUUGAUCUGAUUCUUAUGGGUGCUAUUAAAUUUCUGCCAGCUCUGGAGGAGAGCAGACAUGUCUGGGAAAGGGAAAAGCUAGGUCAGGGCAGUGUUUUCUUCUCCUUUCUAUCAUGUUCUGCCACACUCAUAAAUCAGUUUCAUCUCUUUGACCACACAUCUAAUCAGCUCCUAAAUGGAGGAGUAUCUGCAUUACAUCUUCAGCAAACCAAGCGACAGCAGAAAGAGGGAAGAGAGAGGGACAAAUGGUGCCCUAACCAAUCGGCCCCCUUUUCCUACCAUCUCUGUCAUCUUCCCCAGGCUCCUGAACGAAAUAGUAUACACAUGUGCCCUAUAGGGGCUUGAGUCAAGGGUCAAAUUAUAACUUCCCAGGGUUUCUGGUCCUUGGUCCCACGACCUGCAAACCUUGAGAAGUUAGUUUGCAGGGAUUCUAGGCUGCAGAAUGCUGCUAGAGUAACUUAGCUCAGCCCUCAAAAAGGCCAGGAGCGUCAAUAGGCCUCAUCUUAAAAUGAGUUAACUUAGACCAGGGAGGCUCUCCUGGCGCCCUUAUUACAUAUAUUUAGGCACCAGGCAAAAAUGUUCCUCUUUUCCCAAGCCUUUGCCUAAUUAAACAAUCUACACCCUUUUAAACUGGGCCGGGUGGGUAUUUUUGUUUGUUUGUUUUUAUAUUGUAAACCACCCUGUGCUCCUCAAAUGAAGGGCAGUAUAGGAAUAAUAAUAAUAAUAAUAAUAAUAAUGUUUUACUAUGUUUUUAUACAGUGGUGCCUCGCAAGACGAAAUUAAUCCGUUCCGCGAGUGUCUUCGUCUAGCGGUUUUUUCGUCUUGCAAAGCAACCCUAUUAGCGGCUUAGCGGAUUAGCGCUAUUAGCGGUUUAGCGGCUAUUAAAGGCUUAGCGGCUUAGCUGCUAAAAGGCUAUUAGCGGCUUAGCGGCUUAGAAAAAGGGGGGGGGAAGCGAAAAAAAAUCUCAAGACUCGUAAGACAUUUUCAUCUUGCGAAGCAAGCCCAUAGGGAAAUUCGUCCUGCGAAGCAACUCAAAAAUGGAAAACCCUUUCGUCUAGCGGGUUUUCCGUCUUGCGAGGCAUUUGUCUUGCGGGGCACCACUGUAUAUGCUAGAAGCCUCCCAGAGUGGCUGGGGUACCCCGUCAGAUGGGCGGGGUAUAAUAAAAAUAAAAAUAAUGUCUGAAUCAUUUCAGUUUAGCUGAGAUAAUUUUGAAUCUGGUGCAGGGAAGUUCAUCUAGUACAGUCAUAUCUUGGAUCCCGAACGCCUUGCGAGUCGAACGUUUUGGUUCCUGAACGCCGCAAACCCAGAACAGAGUGUUCCUGUUUGCGAAUGUUCUUUGGAACUCGAACGUCUGGCACAGCUUCCGAUUGGCUGCAGGAACUUCCUGCAGCCAAUCGGAAGCCACGCCUUGGUUUCUGAACAUUUUGGAAGUCGAACGGACUUCCAGAACGGAUUCUGUUCGACUUCUGAGGUACCACUGUAAUAGGAUUGUCAAUGAGCCCUCUAAGAUGGUGCCCAUUUUGUGGAGCCCAAAGUGGAAAAGGAGGAGACUUUACCUGUAACUAGGAACUGGGUGGGAGAAAAGACAGGAUUUUUGGUCAGGUCAUCUUCCAUGCCUUUUCCCCCCUUUUUUUUCCUUUUCUUUUUUCUUUUUGAGAGAGAGAGAGAGAGAGACUUUUGACUUAGGGAGAGGGCGACAAUGGCUCUUCAGUUUGUGCCUUUUUCCAGUGAGGAGGGUAUGGUUGGCUUUGUUCCUUAGAAGCAAGCUGUCUCUUUUUCUCCAGCCAUGGCUCUGAGAGAGCUCAGAGUUUGCCUGCUGGAGGGACACUGGUGUGGGCAUAUCAAGCACUAUAUAGUGCUUUGUAGAAGACCGCUUUGAUCCCAACAUCAAUCCAACAAUUAGAGCAUCUUUUAUGAGAAAGACAGCGCAGUAUCAGAAUGGGUUGCGUAAAUUCCUAAUAUGGGAUACAGCCGGGUAAAGACGAUUUCACGCUCUAGCGCCAAUGGACUAGUGAGCUUCUGCAGCAGUUAUUUAUGUUUAUGACAUCAUCGCAAAAGAGGAAACGUUUUCAAUUUUAAGGAGCUGUGUGGAAGAACUCCGGUAGCAUGGAUAUCCCAACAUAGUUGCUGCUAUUGCUGGAAAUAAAUGUGAUCUUAACGAUGUAAGAGAAGCCAUGGAAAAAGAUCCUAAAGACUUUGCAGAUCCCAUCCAUGGAAUAUCUGGAAAGAACAAGGCAAAAAUUGCAACAAACAUAAAUGAACUGUUUAUAAAAAUUAGUCAUAGAAUUCUAUCGACAGAUAGUAAAGGUAAAGGGACCCCUGAACAUUAGGUCCAGUUGUGGCCGACUCUGGGGUUGCGGCACUCAUCUCGCUUUACUGGCUGAGGGAGCUGGUGUACAGCUUCUGGGUCAUGUGGCUAGAAUGACUAAGCCGCUUCUGGUGAACCAGAGCAGCGCACGGAAACGCCAUUUACCUUCCCGCCGGAGCGGUUUAUUUAUCUACUUGCAUUUUGACCUGCUUUCAAACUGCUAGGUUGGCAGGAGCAGGGACUGAGCAACAGAAGUUCACCCCGUCACGGGGAUUCGAACCACCGACCUUCUGAUCGGCAAGUCCUAGGCUCUGUGGUUUAACCCACAGCGCCACCCGCGUCCCUCUAUCAACAGAUACAAACCCUCAAAAUGCAGCUGCUGUUGACUUACACUAUCAUAUACCAGAGUAGUUUUUAGAAAGUGUUUGACCUUGGAAAUUAGGGGUUUAUUUGGAGUAUAGUUGACUUGGUCCCCUCCAGAUUUUGCUGGACUCCAGUUCCCAUCAGCUCCAGCUAGCAUGGCAUAUUAUCAGGAUUGAUGGGAGUUGUAGUCCAGAACAUCUAAAGGACACCAUUCUGGCUAUCCUGCCAUAACCAACCUGCUCUCUACCUGCCAUUGUCGUAUUUGUGUUUUGAUUGUUUGCAGAUUCAUUCACCGCUUUGCAGCAGAGCAUUACUGAAGUGGUGUACCAUAAAAUAAAAUAAAAUAAAAUAAAAUAAGAUAAGAUAAGAUAAGAUAAGAUGAUAAGAUAAUUGCAAACUCAGUAAACCAAAGACAAUAAAACAAGUCAUACAAUUAUACGGUUAUUCUUUCAUAAAAUAAUAGGUCAUGUUUUGCUCAACAUCUACAAUUCCCAUAUCCUUUGUGUGAAAAGUGAACAGGUGGCACGGCAACCCUAUCUACUGCAAUGCUUUCUUGCAUGUAUGAAUCUGUCAGUGGGUUUAUUACCAUGUCAGUUUUGAUCACAAACUCUGAGUUUUCAUUUAAUUUUUUUGGCCUACAGAUUGAGCCAUUAAUUCAUUGAGUUAAUUGACAAUGACUUUACAGCUCUGACUUUCCCACUGAACUCUGGAAAAGCUCCUGGCCUUGCCUAUAAGGUCCAGAUGUUGUGCUUAAACUAAAAUGCCGCAUGGAGGUCGAAGGGGGACUGAUUUGAAUACCACACCAAACUUCAGAAAAGGGCAAGAGAUUUGAGUCUCUAGUAAAACAUGCAUACUUUUGGAGCAAGGAGCAGGUCUGAGGGGAAAUAAUAUUGUGCAUUCUGAACUUGAACAAGCACUCUGUAACUGAUUGUACUUGCUACUACAAAGAAAGGUAUUAAGAGUGAUUCCGUAAAACUUUCAAAUGGCCACCUCUUCCUUCUUUGCUAUUAGCUUGAGUGGUCUAUGGUGUUAGAAAAGUAAAAAAUGCACUUUAGUGUUUGGAAGACACACUGCCCAAGACAACUGCCCAAGACACUGCCCAAGGAGCCGGUAGGGAUCAUAGCUUAAACAAUUUAAUAUCCUCUAUCUUACACAUGCACAGUCAAAACAGGUCUUUAAAUAAUGUUUAUGCCAGUCUUGUGUGUGUGGAAUCAACUGCAAAUAAAGUGUUUUAAGUGUGUUGCAAUAUACAAAUAUGACACUAGAUGGCGACAGUGAGCUAUGGCAAAUUCAAUAUAUUUUUCAAAAUGUUUUUUAAAAAAGCAUUUUCACAGCAUUUUUUUAUAUGUGUGUAGAUUCCACCAGUGUGUGUGUGUGUGUGUGUGUUAUGAAACAAGGAGCCAAGUAUAUGAGUAAGGUAGAACAGUAUUACGUAGUUUUGCCAUGUUGCAGAUGUAAGGAAUGCAAGGGUAAACGUGGUGAAGUUUCUAGUUUAUAAUGCAAUCUUAACAAUGUUUACUCAAAAGUAGGUACUUUUGAAUUCAGUGGGGUACUCCUGGGUAAGUAGGUUUAAGAUUUCAACCCCAAUUUUUAACUCAGUUAUGUGUAUUUUUUAAGAAGCUCAGGCUAAUGUGAAGGUGCUGAAGAAAUAUGUGAUUGCCUACCUAUUGAUCCUUAACAUUAACAGCAACUGCCUUUGAUGAAGGUCUUUGAUGAAGGAUGUGUUAUGAAGGCAUAUGGUCAGUGGCAGCUGUUGUGGUGGAUAAGAGCAGUGGAGCUACCCUCCCCAGGUCACUACAACAUGGACGGGGAAACUUUUUGGAUCUGCAGGUCAAGUGUGGUAUGUGGUGGAUCUGGCUACUGUCAAUCAUGUGACAUCACAAUGAUGUCAGGUGAUUGGUGCUUUGACGUCCCAAAGUUGGGUCGUCAAAGCACCAUGCACAACCAAUUCAGGAGGCUUCAGCUCUGGCCCCUAUUGGCUUAUGGGUGGUAGAGGCUGAAGCCUGCUUUCCCUUGCCAAUUUGCAAUCAGGCGCGCACUUGAAGUGCCCCAGUUAUGCAUUGGCAACCACAUAUUACCUCAGGUAUAAGGCCGUGGUGUAUCCAAGAAGAAGAGUUUGGAUUUGAUAUCCCGCUUUAUCACUACCCGGAGGAGUCUCAAAGUGGCUAACAUUCUCCUUUCCCUUCCUCCCCCACAACAAACACUCUGUGAGGUGAGUGAGGCUGAGAGACUUCAGAGAAGUGUGACUGGCCCAAGGUCACCCAGCAGCUGCAUGUGGAAGAGUGGAGACGCGAACCCGGUUCACCAGAUUACGAGACUACCGCUCUUAACCACUGCACCACACUGGCUCCUAAGAGUGGCCAGCCUGAUGCUGGCUGCCCAUAUGCAGGUGACACAGGUGAUGAUCUUCUCUUGUUCUUUGUCAGAAUACGUAUACGGUAUUCUGGAGGAUGGUAUAUUGGCUCUGUACAUGGAGGGUCCAUUGAGCUAUCAAGACUAAUAGCCACAGGUUAUGCUCCAUGUGUCUAUCUCAGAGGUUUCCAAGCUAUUUGAGUCCAUGGCACCCUUAACCAACCCCAUUCUUUCUGCGGCUCCCCUGUGGGCUAUUGGGGAAUCUCCCCUUGUACAGGAGUUCCAUUUCGGGCCGCCGUGUGCAUCACUUGAACUUACAUAAGUGACAUUCCCCUGUUCUGUCCCUACCCCUUUUGGGUACUGUUUCAGCGCACACUCUUUCAAAGAUGAUCAGCAUCACAUGGCACAGAGAUGCAUGAAAAUGUAGACAAGCGCAUCUCGUUUGCCUAUUUGAUUAGCAGUGGUGUCCAAACUUUUUUCAAAGAGGGCCAGAUUUGAUGAAGUGAAAGGCCGUGGGGGCUGACCAAAGAGCCAACCAAAGUUAUUGACCUUUUUUUAAGGAUUGAUAUUGCUGAGCUUCUUUUAGGGUUGAAAUUGUUGAGGGUUUUUUUUAGGAUUUUACCCCUUGAAAUAAACUGCCACGGGGGCUGGAUUAAACCAUCCAGCGGGCCUGAUUAGGCCCCUGAAAUGGACUGGAGUUUCCGACUUCGUGUUGUUAUUUUUUCAUCAGAGGAGGGAGGGAAGGAAGGAAGGAGGGAUGGUCAGCACCCCUGACCAUCAUUCAAGUCACCCCAGGGUGCCACGGCACACUGGUUGAAAACCAUCUACCUGAAGCCCUCUUCAUGCUUUGCUUGUGUGAAGAGACAAAGCAAGAAGAUAGGGGUUGUGGGGCUUCACUUUUGAAGUCUGGGCAUAACUAGUGUGGCCUUCUGAUGUGGGUUGUUGUUGUGGUUGUUGUUUAUUGAAUUUAUAUACCACCCUAUAUAAAAAGUGCGGGUGGCGCUGUGGUCUAAACCACUGAGCCUCUUGGGCUUGCCAAUCAGAAGGUUGGCGGUUUGAAUCCCCGUGAUGGAUUGAGUUCCCAUUGCUCUGUCCCAGCUUCUGCCAACCUAGCAGUUCGAAAGCACACCAGUGCAAGUAGAUAAAUAGGUACCUCUGUGGCGGGAAUGUAAACGGUGUUUCCGUGCGCUAUGUGUUCCAUCACGGUGUUCCAUUGUGCCAGAAGCGGUUUAGUCAUGCUGGCCACAUGACCUGGAAAGCUGUCUGUGGACAAACGCCGGCUCCCUCGGCCCGAGAGCGAGAUGAGCGCCGCAACCCCAUAGUCACCUUUGACUGGUCUUAACCGUCCAGGGGUUCUUUACCUUUUUACACCCUGUACCCAGAGGUCUCAGGGCGGUUCACAGAAUAAAAUCAAAAUAUGAAACCAGAAAAUGCAUAAUAAAAAAAACCCAAUAACCCCCGCCCUGAAAAAAACACAUUUUAAAAAGGCAUAGGAUGUCAAUCAAAUCAACCAUAGGCCUGGUUAAAAAGGAACAUCUUUGCCUGGCACCUAAAGGUGUACUGUAUAAUGAAGGCGCCAUUGUUUUUCUCUACACAUGAAGUCUUCCUUGGAUCCUGGGACUCUGAUUGCUUAGGAUUCCGUAAUACAGGGAAGCCUCUGCAUGAAGCAGCACUCAUCCUGAGGAAGCCAUGUGCUUGGGGGUGGGCAAAUGUCUCCCCUCCCCCCUACUCUCUACUUGCUUUCCCUCUUUACCCGAGUAAAGCGUGAAGAAGAGGGCUUAAUUCUGCGCUAGUUCUCAGAAGUGGGGUGUUAAUUGGGACGAGACACAGGGCAGCGAGCAACUGUGCAAGCAAUCUGCGCUGCGCUCUUGCCUCAAAUCAUGUGCAAAACAGCAGGUGCAGGCCUACUGAGAGGCACCACGAGCCGCAACGAGCCCCGAAACAAACGCUGAUUGCCGGCCUCAUUGACAAAGCACUUUCUGUAGCUGGAGCGGGCUACCCCUGCGACUGUUUCCCAUUUGUUUCUUCCUGUGUACCAAAAUUAGUUUCAUAUUGUUUGAACCGAGUGGUAAUGGAUUCUCCGUCAUGCAAGCCCAGUCCCCUUCCAACAAAGAAAAGAGCCUGAUUUGGUGGAGGGAGGGGAGGGGAAUGCGGCGCUGCAUAUCAAAUACAUGCUGAUGAUGCGGUGGGACGAAGCGCAUUCCCCCCGUUUCUCCUUACACCUGUUUGGACAGAAAAGGGUCACAGAGCAGGGUCCCCAGGGAAGCCCCCUGGAGAGGUGAUUAAUUGCCUACCUGCUGAUUAAAAGGAUCCAAGCGGCUGAAUUCACCCAAGCCCGUUUCCGUAGGUGUCGCCAUGUGCUGCAGCGCAACACUAACUGCUAAAGUUACAAGCCUUCCAAGUACAGUGGUACCUCGGGUUAAGUACUUAAUUCGUUCCGGAGGUCCGUUCUUAACCUGAAACUGUUCUUAACCUGAAGCACCACUUUAGCUAAUGGGGCCUCCCACUGCUGCUGCACCGCCGGCGCACGAUUUCUGUUCUCAUCCUGAAGCAAAGUUCUUAACGUGAAGCACUAUUUCUGGGUUAGCGGAGUCUGUAAACUGAAGCGUAUGUAACCUGAAGUGUAUGUAACCUGAGGUACCACUGCAUCCCUAUUUCCGAGGGCAGCCCCGGGUUUACAGAAACAGUCCAGGUUUCUGAUUUGAUCCCGGAAUGUCCCGCUUUUCUUUAGGACGUCCCCAUUCCAUCAGAGAAAUGUUGGAGACAUGUGACCCCCGAGCCAAGGAGUUAAGAAACUACACAACUUUUAAAAGACAUCUGAAGGCAGCCGUGCACAGGGAAGUUUUGUGGUGUUUUAUUUUCUUCUUAUAUAAGUUGGAAGCCGCCCAGAGUAGAGGGGCGGGGUAUAAAUAAUAAAAUUAUUAGUAUGGAAUAGGAUGUCCCUAUUUUCAUCAGAGAAAUGUUGGAGGUAAAUGUUGAAGUAAAAUAGUAAGAGCUGUGCAUACAGUGGUCGAAACCACUGAGCCUCCUGGGCUUGCCGAUCGGAAGGUCAGUGGUUCAAAUCCCUGCGACGGGGUAAGCUCCUGUUGCUCUGCCCCAGCUCCUGCCAACCAAGCAGUUCGAAAGCACGCCAGUGCAAGUAGAUAAAUAGGUACCGCUGUGGCGGGAAUGUAAACGAUGUUUCCAUGCGCUAUGUGCUCCAUCACGGUGUUCUGUUGUGCCAAAAGCGGUUCAGUCAUGCUGGCCACAUGAUCUGGAAAUCUGUCUGUGGACAAACGCCGGCUCCCUCGGCCUGAAAAGCGAGAUGAGCGCUGCAACCCCAUAGUCUCCCUUGACUGGACUUAACUGUCCAGGGGUCCUUUACAUUUUUUACCUGUCGUUGGACUGCCUUCUUCCUCUACCCACUGCCCAUCUCUGAGGUGCUUUGAACAUCUUGCAAUUCCAGAAGUCAAGGAAACUUACUCCUUGGCUUGUGAAAACCAUGCCCGAGUGUUGACGAUGACUGCCUUUGUGCACAUGUCGUAGUAACGUUAUAACUAGCAAUCUCGAGGGGGGGGUGGUUUCGCCUGUCUCCUGCUCAGAUUGCCUGAGCUCUCGCCCUUCCUCCUCUGCAGAACAGUCUUCUCCCAAAGAGAACCAGGCCAGGCCGGAUGCCCGGUCAGGUUUCUGCCCCGCUUGAUGGUAAGGUGACAGCAAUUCUGCGCCUUCUGGCCUUGAACCAGGGAAGGGUGGGCCAUUCCUUGUCAGGAGGUGUUCUCUGUGUGUGAAUGAGGGGCUGGGGGGGUGAGCACAGCUCUAAUGCCCUGCUGUGUUUUCCUGCUGUGAAAAUAGGGGUAUGCUGUGACAGGCCCCAGGCCGGGCCUUUUCUCUUUCAAAGAGAGGGGGGCUGAAGAAACAGGUGCGCUCUGCGGUUGCUCUAUAUCUGCUGCCUUUGUGGCGGGGCUGCAUCUGGUCAGCUGAAGGCGCUUUUUUAUUAUUUAAACUUUCCACGUGUGAUUAGGGAAAUGCUUGAUUGCAUGGGCUUGCUCCCUUAUUAUUUGGGCUCUGUCAGUUCUGAUUGUGUGGCUAUUCCUGUAUCUUUGUUCCAGCGCACUCCAGGCAAUGCAUUGGAGUGGUGAACAUUUAAUCCCUUAGAUUUUGGCUUUGUUUUGUUUUGUUUUGUUCCGAGCAACUCCGCAGGAAACAGAAAUCCGAGUCAUAAACAUCCACACAUGGUGCUGCUGAACUACACAGAUCCCAUCAACCCAUCCCGCUGGCCAUUCUGGAUGGGGAUGAUGGGAAUUGUCUUGGGGCAGCGGGGGGGGGGGCUAAUAGGUCCCCUAGCCCUGGCUUGUUCAGCACCUCUGUAUCAUCUUGCUGCUGCAUGGAAUAACACAUGUAUCAGACCUUUGGAUUUAGUAAGUAAAGCAAUUUAAACUUUUUUUAAAAAAAAUGCCUUCCACGCAUACCUGCUACUAAGUGGGCUUCUCAAUGACUGCCAAUCUGUGUAGGUUGAAGCAGCAAUGGUCAAUCUGUGGUCCUCCAGAUAUGCUCCAGCAUGUCCAUCGGUCUGAGAUAAUGGGAGUUCUCAUCCAACAACAUCUGCAGAGCUGCAGGUUGCCCACGCCAGGGUUAAAAUGGCCAGUUUGCCCUGGGAAUCAACCUUGUGAAGGUUCCCCCAGGGGGUGAUGUUCUUGACAGGGCUUGGAUUAGCCUGACUGGUCUUUUGUAGGAAUUCAACCGCACUGCAAACUUAAUGAGAUCAGGGCUCCUUCCAUCACCUCUUCCAAGAAACAAUAUUCCGCGGUGGCUUCUCAGUUUUUGCCCGUCUUGUUAAAUCUACCAUCCGAUUCAGCCUGGCGUCCCUGCGCACAUGUAAGGGCUUCUAUUUCUCUCUUGUUGAAACUCAGGCGAGUCUCUUUGAACAGCUGCUUCAUCACCAGUUAACCUAGCAGGGGUCGCGAUCAAAUGUGAUCAUUCCAUACGAUUGCACCCAGUGAUUUGAUGCAAUUUACUUUUUAUGACUCUGUGUGGAGUUUCGGGGCUGCUUCCAAGUAGGAAAAGCAUCACAGGUGAGAUAAUCUUCUUGACCCAUGUACUCAGUUGCGAAAUACCUGCAAUGUGCUUCACAAGGUACAAUAUGCACAUUUCUUCCCACCCACUUGUGUACAGGUGGCCCAAGUAUUUAUUUGGCUACAGUGGAUAAGAGAGGGCAGUGAUAGAUUCACAUGCUUUGUGUACACAAGGUCCCUGGUUCAAGUCCCAGAAGUGUUAGAAACUCAGAUAUAUAAUCUAAUCACCAAAUGGCACCUUAAACCUGGGCUGUGGUCACCACAAUGCAGUGUCUAGGCUCUGUUUCCCUCCCACCUAUGGGAUGUUAAAUUAUUAUUAUUAUUAUUCAUUCAUUCAUUCCACUUUUAUACCGCUUUAUAUUUUAAAGAACAAAUCUCAAAGUGGUUUGCAACACAUUAAAACAUACAAAUAAAACAAUCUGGAAUAGAACUAAUUCAAGCUUCAUGGAAAAUAUUUCAAAUCCUUCCCUAAGUGACAUCACCUCCUGGCAAAUAGAAGGGGAAGAAAUGGAGGCAGUGAGAGAUCUUACUUUCCUGGGCUCCAUGAUCACUGCAGAUGGUGACAGCAGUCACGAAAUUAAAAGACGCCUGCUUCUUGGGAGAAAAGCAAUGAUAAACCUAGACAGCAUCUUAAAAAGCAGAGACAUCAUCUUGCCAACAAAGGUCCCUACAGUUAAAGCUAUGGUUUUCCCAGUAGUGAUGUAUGGAAGUGAGAGCUGUAGUGAUGUAUGAAAGAAGGCUGAUCGCCAAAGAAUUGAUGCUUUUGAAUUCUGGUGCUGGAGGAGACUCUUGAGAGUCCCAUGGACUGCAAGAAGAUCAAACCUCUCCAUUCUGAAGGAAAUCAGCCCUGAGUGCUCACUGGAAGGACAGAUUGUGAAGCUGAGGCUCCAAUAUUUUGGCCACCUCAUGAGAAGAGAAGACUCCCUGGAAAAGACCCUGAUGUUGGGAAAGAUGGAGGGCACAAGGAGAAGGGGAUGACAGAGGACGAGAUGGUUGGACAGUGUUCUCGAACCUACUAACAUGCGUUUGACCAAACUGCGGGAGGCAGUGGAAGACAGGAGUGCCUGGUCCAUGGGGUCACGAAGAGUCAGACACGACUAAACGACUAAACAACAACAACAACAAAGUGACAUUUUGCUUUCCCCAGUCGCCAGCCUGGCAUCCAGAGAUAUCCACGUGGUCGCCAUUGGGCCUGUGCUAGUCACAAAACGUGACUAGCACCUGGCUAAUUUUGAACACUUGAGUCCCAACAUCUCCAGUAUGAAGGUGGAUUGUUGGCCACUGUGGGGAUAGGAUAAUGAACUAGAUAGGCAUUUGCCCUGAUCCACCAGGCCUUUUCUUCUGUUCUUCAGGAGCAGCUAGGAGGCGAUCUGAAAGACAUGGAUAGCUCGGUUGGCUAGAGCAUGGUGCUGAUAGCGACAAGGUUGCAGGUUCGAUCCCCGUACGGGGCAGCUGCAUAUUCCUGCAUUGCAGGGGGUUGGACUAGAUAAUCCUCAGGGUGAGAUGCUGCUUGUCAGAGUAAACAUUACCAGGUUAGGUGGAGACACAGUCUUAGCUCUGCACCUUCCCCGUGUUCGUUUAUUAUUACAUUUAUGGUCCACCUUUUCUCCAGAAAGUUCACGAUGGUAUACACACUUCUUCCCCUCUCCGUUGUCUUGUCACAGCAACCUAGUGAGGAAAUUUAGGGCCGAGAGACCUUGUCUGGCCCAAAGUCACCCAAUGGGCUUCAUGACUGAGAGGGGAUGUGAACCCGGAUCUCCCAGGUCUAAGUCCGGCACACUAACCACUGCUUCACUCUGGAUGCCACUACGCAGAUAACAGCAUGGGCAUGUUUUUGUGCUCAGCUGUGAAAUUGCAUAACCUGAGAUUGGUGUCUUGAGCUCUUGGGAGGACGGGCAGGGUACAAAUAAAAUGCUUGACGAGUUGGAUCCAGGGUGGAAGGCACCAAGGUCCAGGCAAGGUCUCCUGCUGAAGGAAGGGGACCAAUGAGGAGGCAGCUCUCAGUGUUUUCCUCUGCAUCACCCGCCACACUACCAUAAUCCUCCACAGCAGAUGCUUUUAGGGGACAUGGGCUGCAGGGAGAAGACAGAAUCUGCUUGAACCGCUUCUUCCACAUUCUCCACUGGGAGUGGGGCUGGGCGAUACCUGGUUUUCAGCACCGUGAUAUAUCACCAGCUAAACACCAUGAUGGGAUGUGGGUGGCGCUGUGUGUUAAACCGCAGAGCCUAGGACUUGCCGAACAGAAGGUCGGCGGUUCGAAUCCCCGCGAUGGGGUGAGCUCCUGUUGCUCAGUCCUUGUUCCUUCCCACCUAGCAGUUCAAAAGCACGUCAAAGUGCAAGUAGAUAAAUAGGUACCGCUCCGGCAGGAAGGUAAACGGCGUUUCCGUGCGCUGCUCUGGUUCGCCAGAAGCGGCUUAGUCAUGCUGGCCACAUGACCUGGAAGCUGUAAGCCAGCUCCCUCGGCCAGUAAAGCGAGAUGAGCGCUGCAACCCCAGAGUCGGUCACGACGACCUAAUGGUCAGGGGUCCCUUUACCUUUACCUAAACACCAUGAUAUACCGAUUUAUGACAGUAUCCGAAAGGAGGAUGGAGCUGUGUAGAGGUAUUGGCUAGCUUCACGUUUUCCCCUGCAGAGUUAACGGGCUGCAGGACUCGAGAGAAGCAUUGGCUGGCUUUACCAGUUUUCCCAUGUUGAGAUUUUUGCAUAGUAUACACACACAAGCACAUCAUAUCAUGGUAAAGGUAAAGGACCCCUGAACAGUUAAGUCCAGUCAAAGGUGACGAUGGACGCUCAUCUUGCUUCCCAUGCCAAUAGAGCAAGUGUUUGCCCCCAGACAGCUUUCCGGGUCAUGUGGCCAUCAUGACUAAACUGUCUCCGGAGCAAUGGAACACUGUGACAGAAACCAGAGCGCAUGGAAAUGCCAUUUAUCUUCCCGCUGCAGUGGUACCUAUUUAUCUACUUGCACUAGUGUGCUUUUGACUGCUAGGUUGACAGGAGCUGGGACAGAGCAACGGGAGCUCACCCCGUUGCGGGGAUUCGAACCGCCGACCUUCUGAUCAGCAAGCCCAAGAAGCUCUGUGGUUUAGACCACAGCGCCACCCGCACCCACUGGGAGUAGGGCUGGGCUGUGACUUUUGCCGGUGCCUGCUCUUGUGAUUCACUCCCGCCUGCAGGAAGCAAGGGAGAGCUAAACCAGCAGGGUUAACAGGGUCUGCAGGACUCGAGAGAACCAGUGUGGUGUAGUGGUUAAGAGCGGUAGACUUGUAAUCUGGGGAACUGGGUUCGCGUCUCCGCUCUUCCACUUGCAGCUGCUGGGUGACCUUGGGCCAGUCACUUCUCUGAAGUCUCUCAGCCCCACUCACCUCACAGAGUGUUUGUUGUGGGGGAGGAAGGGAAAGGAGAAUGUUAGUCGCUUUGAGACUCCUUCGGGUAAUGAUAAAGCGGGAUAUCAAAUCCAAACUCCUCCUCUUCUUCUUCUUUGAGAGAAGCACUGACUGGCUUCAUGAGUUUUCCCAUAUUGAGAUUUUUCCAUAGCAUACACACACAAUCACAUCAUGAUUCAUGAUAUGUUGCCAAGUCCAUAAUUGUGAAACCAAUAUCAUGAUAUGGACUUCAAACAGGUUUGGGACGAUAUAUCGCCAAGCCCUAACUGGGAGCAUCCCAUAAGCAGAGUUUUGCUCACUUGAACUCUGGAUCCAACCCAUUGAAAAUAUUACUGUCAGACAGACUGGUUCUAUGUGUAGACACUUGUGUGGCUGUGAAAAAGAGGGCCCCAUAUUCUUGAUGAACUGGCUUGGGUGCAAUAGGUUCUCCAUGCUUGACUUAGAGCUUGGGUGGCCAAGAUGUUCUUGGACUACAGCUCCCAUCAUUGGCCAUGCUGGCUAGGGCUUAUGGGAGUUGUAGUCCAUCAACCGCUGCUGAGAUGAAGGCGGCAGCAACCAAAGGCUGAAAUGGCCCGGUUGAACCAGCAUUUAAUUCCCCCCCUAUAUAAUUCUCCUUUGCUUCCUAGUCUGUUUAGUUCCCCUCCUCACACUUGGCAGAAGAGACUCACCUUUUCACAGCAGUACUUCUUCAUUUACAAAUUACAAUUUUCCCAACAAUUUGCUGUGUAUAAAAAUUGGCCUUAUGUGCAACCGGCCACUUAGUUGGAGAAUGGAGCCUGCAGCCUUGACGCACUCUGUGAACAAUUGGUAAUAACUCUGAACCGACCCCAUUUACUGCAGUGGGAGUUCUUGACUACAGUCUGAAUUCUUACCAGAUAAACUCUGCCACCCACUUUUGCUCUGUGCUAAGUUUGCUACCGAUGCAAAUGUCCUCUGAAAACCUAAUGGACUUCCAUGUGUGUAUGCGCCAAAACAAUUUGUCUCGCUGACCUGAGAGGAAAUUUGGUCUCUUCCGUGUGACCGCAAAUGCCUCUUUUUCUAAUUCUUAAUAUUGGCUGCCCAGUUAUUCUUUUCAGUGAUGUGGAUACAAUACUUAGCAAGCAGUAGGUGAGGGUGGUUUUUCAAAAAUCUUCUGGUUUAGUUUUCAAUACUUUCCCUCCCUUUUAGCUCUCUGAAUGAUUAAUGGGAAUAGGAAAAUAGUGUUGACCCAUUUAAAUCGUGUUGGACAACCUUCAUUGCUCAUCUGCAUAAUGAAAUACACACUGAGCAUUACGUCUUAAGUGUAGGAGCCACUGAACUACAAAUAUUUCUCUAAUUCAAAUUAUGAAGUAAAUUAUAGAACGUUCAGUACUAAUAAUAGUAUUAAAUAUUAAGCCACCGUGUAAAUUGUAAUUGUCAGGGAGAACCAUAAAUUGAAAAUACUAUUAUCAAUUUAGCUAUAACAGAUAAUUUCGGUAACCUGCCUCCCUCCCUCCCUCCUUACAACACUGCAUUUUGGGGGGGGGAGUCUCUGUGUUGAAAUCCACUUGUAAUAAAACGCUAAAAUCAGAGUGAUUUAUACGUGUAUCAUUUUGUGUUCCAUUUUAAGUUAGCAAUAUUAAUUUGCAAGGCUAAAAUAUAUUGAUUUUUUUAUAACACUGUUAUCUUUUUGCUUGAAUGCAAUUUUUAAAAAGCAAAUUAUCGGUAAUUGAGAUGGAAAAAUCAUUCUGGGCAAUGGUUAGGAAACAAAGAAAACCAUUGGGCUCUAAAAUAAUAAUAAAAAAACCCCACGAAUUUUAUGAAACGGGGACAUAAUUUGCAGCGUUUUAAAAUAAAUGCAAACUUUAAAAUGGUGAACUUGGUCUGCGGGGUUUCUAUGGUUACCCACCUUCAGACAGCUUUAUAAGAUGCGUAAAUAGGUCUAUGAGUGAUUUAUAAUUAUUUGUGUGGGGUUUUUUGUUUGAUAUGUUGGUAACCUCGUGUUCCGUUUGCAUGUAAUACAUUUUGCAUGCUUUGGUUUAUGUAUAUUUUAGCACCUUUGAUUGACAAUGAUUGAGCGUUCCUUUCUUGAUUUUUUUUGUCAUAGAUGAUGGAUGUUGAUAGUGUUGAAAAUGUAAACAAUUUUACUUGCAUCACUAUUUUGAUAAACAAGGACUCUCUUAUGCUAAAUGGGGGGGGGGGGGGAAGGACCUGUAUAUCUUGAGCAGGAAAGCUCCUUUCCUUUAUGUUGAACUGCUCCAAGCAGGUUCCGUAAUCCUGCCUGUUAAAUAUAUUCAUCAAAUCAAACGCCAGACUCUCGUGUGAAUAAAUAUGCUAGGUAUGCAAGAAUGCCACACUUUAGCAGCUGCCUGACAUGAAAACAAACAAUGUUCACGAAGCUACCAAAUUUCAGAUGAAAUUGGACUUUUGUCUGGAACGUCUUCAUUACACAGUAUGUGGUAUGAAAUACAAAAAAAUAUAUUUUCGGAUUCCAUCUACAUCUUAUAAAUGCCAGGCCGCAUUUUGUCUGUCUGCGCAUUUGUCAGAAUAUCUCUUCCAAAAAUAGCGGGGUGACCCCCCAUCCUUACUUAGUCUAGCGUCUAGAGUAAAGUUUGGGGGACAUCGCUGUUUUAGUUGGAAAUUAGCUGCUCACUCCACGUACAGUGGUACCUCAGGUUACAGACGCUUCAGGUUACAGAUGCUUCAGGUUACAGACUCCGCUAACCCAGAAAUAGUACCUCGGGUUAAGAACUUUGCUUCAGGAUGAAAACAGAAAUCUUGCAGUGGCAGCAACCUGAGGCCCCAUUAGCUAAAGUGGUACCUCAGGUUAAGAACAGUUUCAGGUUAAGAAGGGACCUCCGGAAUGAAUUAAGUUCAUAACCCGAGGUACCACUGUACACCCGGUGUGUUUAUUCUUGAGACCCUCCUGUCCAUGCAACAGGCAAAUGGGACAGGGGAAUGAGGAAGAGAGAGGGGAGAAGCUUGCUUUGCAGCUCUUUUGGGCCAUUCUUGGAGAAGAGUUGAUCCAUAAAGACUGGGGAGGCUUGUGCCCUGAUUUCCGCAUCAGGAGGAGGUAGUGUGCGGAUGUGCUGAUCUCCAGGGGAAACCUGCAACAGAGCACAGAAAGAGGUGGGCACAGCCCCCCAAAUGGUGGCUUGCGGUGCCAAUCAUUGCAACACAAGAGGCGGUCAACAAUGUUAGAAAGACAGAUACAGUGGUACCUCGGGUUACAUAUGCUUCAGGUUACAUAAGCUUCAGGUUACAGACUCCGCUAACCCAGAAAUAGCGCUUCAGGUUAAGAACUUUGCUUCAGGAUGAGAACAGAAAUCACGCAGCAGCAGCAGGAGGCCCCAUUAGCUAAAGUGGUGCUUCAGGUUAAUAACAGUUUCAGGUUAAGUACGGACCUCCGGAAUGAAUUAAGUACUUAACCCGAGGUACCACUGUAUACUAACCAAGAGCCAAAUGGUUCCUUAAACCAUGGUUACAGUCGCCAAAAUGGAAUGUCUAGUUGCCAUUUGGGGGUACGACAGCUCUAAAGUCUCAUUUUUCAAAUGAUGGACUGACUGUGAUUGAUUAUCAGUUAAACAUCUGGCUAGUUUAGAUGACCUGAAGGAGCGUCUCCACCCCCAUCGUUCUGCCCAGACACUGAGGUCCAGCUGCGAGGGCCUUCUGGCGGUUCCCUCACUGCGAGAAGCCAAAUUACAGGGAACCAGGCAGAGGGCCUUCUCGGCAGUGGUGCCCGCCCUGUCGAACGGCCUCCCAUCAGUUCUCAAGGAAAUAAACAACUAUCUGACUUUCAGAAGACAUCUGAAGGCAGCCCUGUUUAGGGAAGUUUUUAAUGUUUGAUGUUUUAUAAUAUUCUGCUGGGAGCCACCCAGAGUGGCUGGGGAAACCCAGCCAGAUGGAUGGGGCAUAAAUAAUAUGUUGUUGUUUAUUGAUUAUUAUUAUUAUUAUUAUUAUUAUUAUUAUUAAGAACCUUUAGCUAAGUUAGGAACUUUGAUAACUUAAAGAAUAAAAGUCACUUGAUCCAGGCACAAUCCACAUACAUAUUGGCAUAUUCUGAUCUCUUUUUCUUAAUGGUGACACAGACCAUUCCUAACAUAGGAAUAUUCUUCACAACUGUGAGCAGGGCAAGGGGCGUGGUGGUAUGUAAGUGAAGGCAAGCUACGACAAUUACCUAUAAUUGCACAGAAAAAGCAUUUUGAUUCCUGAAAUUCAUUCUGAUUCUGCAGUUAAAAUAUAACUGAUAGAGUUCUACAGGAUGUGGUGUUAGUGUGUGAAAGCAGUCAAGAUCCAAGGACCCCCCCAGGCAUGCUCCUCCAGGUGGUGGAGAUGUCAGGUGCCAUCCUGGCACCCUGGCAUCUUCACUUGGUCGCAAGUGGCCGAUUGUUGUAGUUGUUUAGUUGUGUCCGACUCUUCAUGACCCCAUGGACCAGAACACGCCAGGCACUCCUGUCUUCCCCUGCCUCCCGCAGUUUGGUCAAACUCAUGCUGGUAGCUUCGAGAACACUAUCCAACCAUCUCGUCCUCUGUCGUCCCCUUCUCCUUGUGCCCUUCAUCUUUCCCAACAUCAGGAUCUUUUCCAGGGAGUCUUCUCUUCUCAUGAGGUGGCCAAAGUAUUGGAGGCUCAGCUUCACGAUCUGUCCUUCCAGUGAGCACUCAGGGCUGAUUUCCUUCAGAAUGGAUAGGUUUGAUCUUCUUGCAGUCCAUGGGACUCUCAAGAGUCUCCUCCAGCACCAGAAUUCAAAAGCAUCAAUUCUUUGGCGGUUAGCCUUCUUUAUGGUCCAGCUCUCACUUCCAUACAUCACUACUGGGAAAACCAUAGCUUUAACUAUAGGGACCUUUGUUGGCAAGGUGAUGUCUCUGCUUUUUAAGAUGCUGUCUAGGUUUGUCAUUGCUUUUCUCCCAAGAAGCAGGUGUCUUUUAAUUUCGUGGCUGCUGUCACCAUCUGCAGUGAUCAUGGAGCCCAAGAAAGUAAAAUCUCUCACUACCUCCAUUUCUUCCCCUUCUAUUUGCCAGGAGGUGAUGGGACCAGUGGCCAUGAUCUUAGUUUUUUUGAUGUUGAGCCGAUAGCCGAUAGCCAGGUUCAAAAUGCACCUAGCACCUGGCGAAUUUCAAACACUGGCCAUCACUAUGGGCCAACAGAGGAGGAUGGGCUGUGGGCCCAAAGAAGGGAGGAGCCUACAGGAGAAGGGGUGGAGUUGGCAGAGAGACCCUGAGGGCUCCCCAAAAUGUCUCUAGCCCAAACUCCUGUAGUUUCUCCAUUCUAAGGGAGUGGGGAAUCAAUGUCAUUGUUCAAACUUUGGAAGGAUUAAUAUUUAAUUUUGUAGUAGCAUGAAAGAUACCUAAAAUGUAUCGUUUGAGCAUAGGCAUGCUGAGGCUUCUGUGGCUGUUACUUACAUUUGUAAAUUCUCUCUCAAUGGGAGGCUAACCCCCAUAAUGUAUAAAAUUGUGUUUUCAGAUUCCUGCAACUGCUGCUUAUAAAACAAGAUAAUGCAGGUAAUUAACCAAACCUGACACGGUGGAGGAAAAUGCUCACUGCUAGAUGCCAUUUCCAAACAAGCAGUAUUUUAUUAAAAGAUUUCUCUCAGAAAACAAAUUCUGACAUGAUUUAUACUUUUCUCCAUUGUUGAGGUAAGGCUGGCUUUAUGGCUCAAGAAACGGUUGUUGUAGUUUCUCAGGUACAUGGCUGCAAAACUGAAAUUAAAAUAUAAUGACCUCCAACAUUUCCCCAAUGAAAAUAGGGCCGUCCUAUUCCAUCAUAAUAAUUUUAAUACAUAUACUUUGCCCAUAUGCCAAGCCACUGUGGGCAGCUUCCAACAUACAGUGGAACCUCAGUUUUCGAGAGUCUCGGAAGCCAAAUGAUUCAGAACCCAAACGUCAAAAAGCCGGAAGUAAUUGCUUCCGUUUUCAAACGCACCUUGGAAGUCGAACGGCUUCCGAGGUGCGUUUCUCCAUUUUUUCAAUGGAUUUUGCCGACCACCCAUUGAGCCUCGGUUUUCGAACGAUUUGGAAGUCGAACAGUCUUCCGGAACGGAUUACGUUCAAAAACCGAGGUUCCACUAUAUAUAAAAACAUUUUAAAAAAUUAAACAUAAAAAAACUUCCCUAUACAGGGCUGCCUUCAGAUGACUUGUGGGUCAAAUAACUCAAUACCCUUCGACAUUUCUCCAAUGAAAAUAGGGUUAACUUGAGGAAAAGUGGCGCAUUUUGGAAUUAAAUCAGAAACCAGGACAGCUUUUGUAAAUCUGGAACUGUCCCCAGGAAAUAGCGACACUUGGAGGUAUGAAAUAUAUUGGUGAGUAACUGUGGGGUUGGUAUCUAUUUUAUUUAUACAGUAUGUAAAGAAUGAUAAGAGUAGGUUGCAUAGGAGAGUACAGAAAACUAUUAUGCUAGAUUCUUCGUUUUCUUCAUGGAUUUUCUUUAUGGAUUUAUGUUAAAAACCAGGAACACUGACAGGAUUAUUACUGUUUUUAAACCAGGUUAUUUUCCUGUACACAUAUAGCGCAGGAAGCAAUAUGUACAUAUUAGUACAUUGUACACAGAAUACAAUUGUGUGGCAGUUGUGAGUCCUUCUUUGCUUUAGCUUUGCAAAAAAAGUAAGUGAAGCAUUGUAUGCAACACGUAAGGACACAAACCAAUAGGAAUGUUGCCUAUACAGGCACCAUUGAAAUUAGUGGGAGUUGUGUAAGCAUGCAUUAAAUAUUUCCCAGUGGGUUGCACUUGGGAGAUGUGCCUGUUAACAAUUAUUUAUCUUAAUGCCUGCUCAUUAGUAGGCUUUUGUCUGUGUUUAAAAAUCUAAAUACUAAAUCUGUUGAAUGCUUAGUUUCCUGUCAAAAUUGAGAUUUGGGGGUCAGGAGAGUUGCUAUCACUUCAAAUUGGAUAAUCCACAAAAGAUAUGAGCAAAUCUGUACAUUCUGGUUAUAAUUGUAGACAUAAAGUUAUGUGUUUUCCCCUUUAUAACAGAAGUGCAAGCAAGUUAAUAGGAAUGUUUCUUUAACUGGUUUUUUUUUAAAGUUGAAAUUUGCCAGAUGUGCGAGUUUGAGGCCUGUAUUCCCCUGGUGUUAACCAUGUGUGAACCUUUUUUAAAAAAUCGCUCUGUCCAGCGUUUGGCUCUGACUUGUUUCAUUGAGCUCUCUUGUUGGCUCUUGACUUAGGCUUUCACGUUACGCCAUGCUAGCAGUGGGAAAUUUUAUCAAAAAGAAUAUUGAGAUGUGAAUUCUAGAUUUUCUGCUUUCUUCGUAACCCUUUUUACUGUACUGGCUGUAGAGACACGAUUUCUUUUCAUCAAAGAAAUGCCUGUGGUGUUAAAGAAAAAGGGGGAAGGGUUAAGAAUCCCAUUUUUUAAAAAUAGAAAACGCAUUACAUCUAUCCACACUUUUAUUAAUAGACAAUGAAACCCCUUUGGUCGAAGGAUGAAUGGAAGAGGCUUGCAAUAUUCUGCUGUGGCUGUUCUCCAUACAGACACACCCCCAACAGCUUCAGCGUUUUGUUCAGCAAAGCACUAAAUUAACUGAUCUUACUGUCUUUUUGUUUUCUUGGUCCCCCCCCCCCAUAUCUCUUUUUUUAAAUGUACAACCACUGGGGCAAUCAUCGGCCGAAGAUUUGGGGAUUUAUUUUUAAGGGUGUAAAAUGAGACGUCUUCCGACUUUCUUUAGGCUUGUUAAAGUUGCACGGUAUCAAUUGCUAUUGAUAAAAGGUGGCUCCAAGCCAGCUUCCUGGGAAAAAGAGCUCUGGGGAAGGGUCAGGGUUUGUCAUGACCCAGGCGCUAUUGCUUGAAUGUUGUUAUUAUUGGGCCAGAGUACCCUUAGGCUGUCAUCCUUCCUGUACUGAUUCUGCAGAGUUUCCAACUUACCUUCCUCUAUGCAGCAUAAAAAAAGCAAAAUAAAGCAACCUAGUCUCUUAUGCUUGCAGCACAAGGACUGCAUUAUUCUCGGAGAUAUUGCGACCACAGCAUGAAUGUUGAAAAUGGAGUCGGGGAAAUGAAAAACAAGCCACGCCAGUGGUUACGAAAAUGACGGCUGAGAUUUAAUAUGCGGUAGUUUACACAGUUGCAAAAUGUGCAUGUUGCUGAUCGAUAUUAGUUGAGCUAGGCAUUAUUUGAGUCAACUGCAAAACUUCACAUUCACAAAGAAUAGCGUCCAGGCAAAUUCUCCUUAGUUUCACCCUGUUUAGGAAUCCUGAUAACAACCAAUUUAAAACAUGGCUUCAUAGUCGCAUCGACAUGUGUGGUCAUGGGAAUAUCCCUCCCAGGUGAGGACAGUGGCCAAUUGAACACCAUGGGUGGUCAACCUGCACCAGGAAUAUCAGAAAUGGGACAAGAACAGGGGUUUGUGCCAUUCCUGGACAAGGUAGGAAUAUAGUCAGGCCUGGUUUCCUCUCCAGCGCUCCUUGGCUCAGGCUGGAAUCAAAACAGCUCCAAGGCGUGGGUUGGGGGAUAGGACUUGCUUUUUACUUGGACCACACCUGCAAAAGUUGCCUUCCCUCUAAAACGUUAGACAAUAUGUACAGUAUCUAGCACUGACCCAGCUAUAGAAGCAAGCUAUACAAUUCCAUGAUGUCCCAAAAUUCCAGGGCUGCCUCCUUCAGCCGGGUCAAAAUCUUGGAGAGAAAGUCAGUUUGGGAAGGAAAUACACAGGUUAGGGCAGUGGUUCUCAAACUUUUUCCCCCUCUGGGCCACACUUUCGGAAUAAAGAUCUGCUCAAGCAUUUUAUUUUAUUUUAAUUGAGAAUAAAUACAUAGGAAAACAAAAAGAAACAAUCCUAGCAGUUCAGUGGUACCUCGGGUUAAGUACUUAAUACGUUCCGGAGGUCCGUUCUUAACCUGAAACUGUUCUUAACCUGAAGCACCACUUUAGCUAAUGGGGCCUCCCGCUGCUGCUGCGCCGCCGGAGCAUGAUUUCUAGUCUCAUCCUGAAGCAAAAUUCUUAACCCGAGGUACUAUUUCUGGGUUAGCGGAGUCUGUAACCUGAAGCGUAUGUAACCUGAAGCAUAUGUAACCCGAGGUACCACUGUACUUGAUUUAUAACAUAGAACACAACUGCUUUAUAAUAGGAUUGUGGGACAUCCAGAAAGUAUAACACAAUGCAGCUACAUAAGAUGACCAAUCAUUCCCAAAAUAUAAUUAUAAACGCGCCUCUUACACAUGUACCUUAAGUAUGUUUAGAAGUUCAAGUGAGAGGCGUGAGCUUGCUGUGGCCAGGUAAUCUCAUUUAUAUUAAGUCUAAUUUGAGAUAAACAAACCCUCAUUCCUUUGGAUCUUCCCAGCAUAUUUUCCAUCCUCUCCUGCCACACCGGUGUGGCGUACCACACAGCCUUUGAGAACUACUGGGUUAGGGGUUCAUUGGCUUGGUGAGGGUCUCUGCAUUCCAGAACAGCCUUUUCCAACCCAGCUAUUGUUGGGCUUCUCAUCGUCCCUGACCAUUGGGCCAUGCAGGCUGGACAGAUGGAAGUUGUAGUCCAAAAACAUAUGGGGACCUAAGGUUGGGAAAGGUUGUUCUCGAAGACACACUGAGAAGCUCUUGGGUCUCUGUCACCUGUCUAGGGCAAGGGCAAUCUUAGGAAUAUAACACUGAGUCACAGAAUUGGUCCAUCUCCCGGGUUUCAGGCAGGGGUCUCUCCCAGCCCUACCUGCGAUUGAAUUUGAGACCUUCUUUGUGCAAGACUGGUGCUCUACCUCUUCCCUAUAGCCACAGGUGUAAAGAGGGGGAACUGCAAAACUGGUGAGCUUUAAAAACUAGAAUAGUAUCCCUAUGUUAUUAAUAGGUUUUACAGUACUUAUGACCUUGAUUAUUUAACAAUCUCCCCCUCCAUUUAGUUUUGGCUUUUUGAUUAGAUGGGCACUUUUAUAACGCAGUGGUGAGAUAAUUCUGUUACACCAAACUGAUGAUAUAGAAGUGUAUUUCUGAGCAGCAUCCCAGUCAAGUAUUGUUCAUGGGAAGUGUAUUGUUAUGCUGUUUGGCAUGUAAUACAGUAAUACAAGUAGAAGGACGCGGGUGGCGCUGUGGUCUAAACCAUCGAGCCUCUUGGGCUUGCUGAUCAGAAGGUCGGCAGUUCGAAUCCCUGCAAUGGAGUGAGCGCCCGUUGCUCUGACCCAGUUCCUGCCAACCUAGCAAUUCGAAAGCACGCCAGUGCAAGUAGAUAAAUAGGUACCAUUGGCCAUGCUGCCUGCAACUGGUGGGAGUUGUAGUCCAAAACAUCUGGAUGGCACCACAUUGGGGAAAGCUAUCCUAGGGCAACAAAAAUUCACUUAGGGCAAGUUGUUUCAGACAUUAUAUAAACAGAGUAUAUUCUUCUGAUUAAAAUUUUGGCACGCACUACACCUCAGGGUAACUAGCCUCGCUGAGAUGCCAAAUAGUUUAUCAACUGAAAAUGCUGAACUUGAUCUUGUCUCAACACUAUCUUGGAUAUCAGCAAAGUGUUUUAUUGGAUUUUAACACUGUAUGAUUAUAGCCUGCUUUAGGUUACAUGGGGAAGGGCAGGUAAGAAAUCUUCUACAUAAAUAAAUAAAGUCCCCCCCCCCCAAGUCUCUGGAAACUGCAGAUUAAACAAUUACUUAAAAGUAUAUCAUACAAUGCAAUUCAUUCAAUGAUCGACCUCAAGAUUACUUUCCUAAGUACAGUCAUACCUCAUGUUACAUUUGCUUAAUGUUACGUUCUUUCAGGUUACGUCCCGUGGCGACCUGGAAGUACCGGAAAGGGUUACUUCCAGGUUUCACCGCUCGUGCAUGUGCAGAAGCGCAAAAUGACGUCAUUUGCAGAAGCGGCAAAUCGCAACCCGCGCAUGCGCAGAUGUGCCGCUGCGGGUUGUGCUCUUUUCAUGUUGCAAACAGGCCUCCGGAACGGAUCCCGUUCGCAACCAGAGGUAAUGCUGUAAUAAACUCAGUUCAUUCAUGGGCAAGGAGAUGUUGUAGUUCAGGAAUGGGGAACUUGUGGUCCUCCAGGUGCUGUGGCUCCAACUCCCAUCAGCCCCAGCCAGGAUGGCCAUUGGCCAAGGAUGAUGAGAACAUCAAGAGGGCCACAGGUUCCCCAUCCCUACUACACUGGAACUGAUUCACAGGUGUGGUAUAAAGUAAAGGUAAAGGUACCCCUGCCCGUACGGGCCAGUCGUGUCCGACUCUAGGGUUGUGCGCCCAUCUCACUUAAUAGGCUGGGGGCCAGCGCUGUCCGGAAUCACUUCCGGGUCACGUGGCCAGCGUGACGAAGCUGCUCUGGCAAGCCGGCACCAGCGCAGCACACGGAAACGCCGUUUACCUUCCCGCUAUAAAGCGGUACCUAUUUAUCUACUUGCACUUAGGGGUGCUUUCGAACUGCUAGGUGGGCAGGAGCUGGGACCGAAGGACGGGAGCUCACCCCGCCGCGGGGAUGCAAACCGCCGACCAUGUGAUCGGCAAGCCCUAGGCGCUGAGGUUUUACCCACAGCGCACAGGUGUGGUAUAGAUUGCUAAUUUUGCUGCCAGGUCUGUGUUCCCUGUGCAUUCCAUUUCCGUUGUCAAAUUCAUCAUGUGGGUGUGGAUGAACAUCAUGGAUGGGUGGAUGAACAUGUGUGUUUACAUAUUUUUCCAGCCAUUUAGGUCACUAUUUUUUUGGACUGAUCCUGUAUUUCUAGUAAGCAUACAUACUAGGAAGUAACCCCCAUUUCCCAAAAAGUGUAGGUAGCCAGUGGUAGCCAUCAACCACUGACUAGGCUAAGACUAUACAUUGACAGAGUCAAUUGCAACAGUGGCACCCCGGUCAAAGUCCAGGGCUCUGUCCUUUGGGUAGCACAGGUUCUCUUGCCCACCACCUUCCUCCAAAUCAUGGAAUCAUAUAAUUGUAGAGUUGGAAGGGACCCUGAGCAUCAUCUAGUUCUAGGCCAACUCCCUGCAAUGCAGAACUAUGCGGCUAUUCCAUACAGGGGUGGAACCAGCAGCCUUGCCAUUAUCAGCACCGCAAACGAACAAGUUGGAACAAAUGUAGCUCCGCGUUGAACCUCUGACAGGUGGACAUUCUUUGUGGCCUGCACUAUUGUUCUGUGUAUGUGGUAAAGAUUUGUUAUACAGUGGUACCUUGGGUUACAUACGCUUCAGAUUACAUACGCUUCAGGUUACAGACUCCGCUAACCCAGAAAGAAUACCUCAGGUUAAGAACUUUGCUUCAGGAUGAGAACAGAAAUCGUGCUCUGGCCGCGCGGCUGCGGGAGGCCCCAUUAGCUAAAGUGGUGCUUCAGGUUAAGAACAGUUUCAGGUUAAGAAUGGACCUCCGGAACGAAUUAAGUACUUAACCUGAGGUACCACUGUAUGUCCAGAGCUGGUGUAAGGGGCUUCAUAUCCUUGCAGAAGGCUCCCUCAAUCCCCAGGGGUCCUGCGGCCAGUAGUAGCAGCCCAAGGGGUCAGGCAGAGCCGCCUUUCUGAUAUUAGUAGCUCUGCAGCUUGCCUGAACAGCGCUAGAGCAGCGCGGCAGCGGAGUCUGGAUAAAUGCAGUGGCAGGAACACCAGAUGAGCCUCUUUGUGUCCACACAGCCCUGAACUUGCCUAGCUCCCAUGCCAUCCAGGUAAGCCGCAGGGCUGCUUCUUCCUACCAUGCUUGCUGCAAGUCCUCCUGGUUUUGUCGCUCUUCCUCUGCGUUGCCACUGCCCUCCCUGAGCAUGCAGACAGUGGCAACAGUGAGGAGGUGAAGCAGCCUCUCAGUGGCGUAGCGUGGGUUGCCACUGCCCAGGGCUGCACGGAGGGGGUGGUGGGAGGGAGGAAAAUGGAUGGAACACACAUGCUCAUUCAGCUGCCUAAUGGUGUAUAUGUCACCCAAGGGAUUGCAGCUGCAGAGAUAAGAAAAGAAGAGUCAUUCCGUUGUCUGGAGAGGUCGCUUCCUGGUUCGCAUAGAGAAGCUCUUUUCAACAGAGUCAGCGCACAGCACUGAGUGUUGAAAUUUUGCGCCCCCUAACAUUUUUGAACCCCUGUGCCCCUCCCACACUACACCACUGGAGCAGCCUCCUGUAUCUCCCCCCUUGAACCUGCAGCCAGCAUUUUACAAAAGCUUUCCGAAGAAUGAUCUGGAUAGACUUGCUUGCAGUCUGAAAAAGUAAGAAGACUGUGGGGGCAUGAAAGUUUCAGAGGAUUCCCAGGGAUUGUUUUGUUUAGGGUCGCCAUGGUGCAGGAAGGAUGGAUUCACAAGAGGGGAACAGACUGUGAUGGGUGGGAGUUCCUGCCUCUAGGGAACUUGUAGGCUUAAGAGGCUAGGAUUUGUGAAGUGUGGGGCGGGUGGUGAGGGUGGAGAGAGAGAGAGAGAGAGAAAGCGGAGAGAAACACAUGAGAAUUGUCUUCCUUGGGGCUAAACAUUUCUUCUAAGGGGUCUGUCCUAUAGCCAUGAUUUCCUGCCACGGAGGGAAAAGGGCUGCGAAGCAUCUGGAGAGAAGGAGACUCUCUUUACCAGCUUGUUUCCUGUACGUUAAAUUGGAAUGCCUUGUCUGUGCAAAUAGAUUUCAAAAUAGAGCCUGCCCUUUGACUGUCUCUGUAAUUGCAUGGCUCUUGCAGUGUUUUAUUUGGCUGCCAGAGUAGUUAACCCCUGGAAGUAAAGGGUUGAGGAUGGCGUGACCAGCACGGGUGUGUAGACAUGGCCAUGUGAAUGCCGCCUUGUUUAAAUAAGCCUGCUUACCCACGGCCCUUUUUCUGAAACAUUUGUACUCUCUCUCUCUCACUCUGUGAUAUAUAUAUAUAUAUAUAAGUACCACACAUAUAUAGAUAUAUAUCACAUGCAAAAAGUUGAUUUAAAAUAUGCUAGCUCCUGGGUGUACAGAUAAUGAGGUGGUUUUAGCUACCCAAAAGGGGGGGGGUGGAGUUUUUUCACUGCUUUGAUGUAACCCACAUCUGUCAGGCCUGGCUGGGGGUGGGGGCUUGAAUUUGUUUUUGUUUAAUUUCAAGGGCUCUUGUCUUCCUUAUUUGCCCAAUCAGUUUAAGCUUCUGCCCCAGGCACUCCCUUGUGCUGUUCUUUUCUUCUGCCAGCGCACAGGUUAUUGCGUGUGAAAUGUGAGCUCCACUUCUCUUGCGCAGGUUACAGAGAGUUGCAAAGACCCUUUAAUCUUUCGCGGUGUGGUUUUCAAGCACAUGUACCCAGCCCAACCCCAACCCCCCGGAAUACAACGCAGAUACAGCUACAUCAGUCUAUCAUUGAGCGCUUGGGGUCCUGCCUUCUAAGAAUCUCUGUUGUGACUUAUCUUUGCGUGAAACAUUUGGUGUCUCUGUUUGGGAAAUUUGAACCGCUUAACUAGACUUAAGAAUAAAAGCCUCACACAUUCCAGUUCAAUUUGUUAGAGUCCGUAGUCCGUUUUCUCUCUCAACCUGUUGCAAAAGAGUUAUCCAAAUUUAAGAUUUAUUUGUUUUUUUAAAAAAAAACCUGGAGGCACAGACGAGCUUCGUUGCUUAUUCCUUUGUGCAGUCUUCUAACGUACUAAAUAUCUUAAACAUCUUGAAAUACGGGUUUGCAAAUUAGUAAUUUCUUUUCAAAUUGUCGAACAAUUUUGAAUUCACAUCAGACAUUAGUGGGAAAUCGCUAAUAAUUUAAUGCUUGAUUCAGACAAAUUUUCUUCACCCAGGAAUCAGUUUCUUAAGAAUGGUAGCCUAAUGGGCCUUUGUACUUGAUAUUGUCCACUUUUUGAAAUUAUAAAUGUUUUGGUUUGGGGUAUUUAAUUGGCAUUUGCAAAUUGUAUUACAAUUGGUUAGUAUUUCACAAUUUUCGAAUUCUUUGUUGAGUGUGGGGUGUGUGUAUGUGUGUGUAUGAUAUUUUAAUUAGCAGUUGCCUUUAUUUACACUGUCAUCUCUGCUGUGGCAAAUUUUCAGCAGCUUAAUUUUGAGGUUAACCAAACAGGUUUUAAUAGUUUGAUGAAACAUGAGAGCACUUGCACUAAUGUGUGUUGAAAAUAACGUGGGCUUCUAGUUCCAGUUAUUGAUGGACUAUGUUACUGCUCUCUGGAACAUAAAGCAAUUAUUCCUGUAACUAUUAAAUAAGAAACACUUCAAAAGGAGUCAUUGCCAACCUUUCUCUCCGGGGUGGGGGAUCUUGUUGACCGGAAGAAAAGUCACAUCUGAAUUACUAAAAUCAGCUUAAUUAAGGGUCAUUUUGGAAAUACACAUAAAAAUCCUUACUACUCAAUGGGUGAAAUGGAAGCAUUUCAUUAUAUACUGUAGCAUGCAUGAACAGAUAAUAAUUAAAACAGACCUGCAGUAAAGAGGCUAAUAAAUGUGGGGCAUGUAGCUUGCUGUAAAAUUAAAAUACUCUUUCCACUCCAAUCAUCAUCAGCUGAGUUCUUCAUUCAUCCCCUUUAACUGAGUCAGUUAAAAGAGAACCAAGAAUUGUUUUAAUAAAAAGAUUACUACUUUUUCUGCAAGUUAUUGAAGAGGAAGCACCCCAGCAGAACUAUAUUACUGAAUGCUAGUUAGUAUCCCUGAAAAGUAUAAGAACAAAGGUGUAGCUUUUAUGAAGGACACGAAUCCGUUUUACAACAAUAUUCAAAUCAAAGUAGAAAAAUGACAACAGCCAAAGAACCCAACGGCUGAUGGGAUUUUUAUUAUGUACGCUGCUAAUUCCUGUUAUAGAAGUUUGUAAAGGUGUGAUUUAUUCAUCACAAUUUCCUCUAUAGAUUUGCAGCCUCUAGGGUACAGUGGUAGGUGGUCAAUUUUGCACCGCUUUUAAGAUUAGUAGUACAAAAUGCUAAUUUUGAUGUGUGUGUUUUUCCUUGCGGUUCGUAGCCCAUUCCCCCAUAGAAAUAUUUUAAAACUAAAACUGCACCCGGUAAGCAAGCCUUUGGUGUUGUUGAUAAAUCAGUGGGCUUAAGUAUAUAUAAUACCACAUUUGGUUUUUAAAGCAGCAUUUCAUCUUUCUUUGAGAUGUACAUCUAGGGCACCAAACAGUUUAAUGCAUGAGAGGCUGUCAGCUGUAGAAUAAACAGGAGUAAACAGAAUUUGACAAUGGCUUAGAUUUGCGUAAAGUGUUCUUGUCGGGUGGAGGCGAAGUCUGUAGGAACUAGAUUGAGAAACACAGCCAGCAGUUCUUGUCUCCAGUGAUGGAUGAUGUUAGUGUAUCAAAUGGGCUGUGAAUGUUAGAAGUUUGGAAACUUGAGUGGAUUUUGAGGUUUUAAAAAGUAUAUUAUUUGUAAAGAAAACAAGGCGAGGCAGAGUAGGCUUUUCGUUGUUCUGAAGACCCUCUCCGCGUAUUAGAUUUCGCCCUCAUCAUGCUUGCUUGGACUGCCUUUUAUGUUAAAACCCCGAGGAGGGGAAUAAUUCUGGUUUCGUUUUUUUAUGCGUGUUUAUCUUAACACAUUUCUUUGCAAAGGCUCUUCUUUGUGUGCUGUUGCUGCCUGGUCCUACGCUGGGGCGUAACUCUCUCCCUGCUGCUGCAGCAUCCUGCAUGAAACAAAUGAGCUGGUGUUGCAAGUUGCUGGAAAGCAAGGAGGGAAAGAAAAUCCUUGCUGCAGCUUGCAGCAGUCACAAGAGGGAGCUGAGGGCUGGCUACAUGGGCCUUAGGAUGGAGCUGAAGCAGCCUGCCUCCCAUCUAUCCCUCCCGAAGCCCCUCUCUGUUCUAUUUCUUCUCUGUGCUUGGCAUAGCCCUGGUGAGAUCUGCUGGUUUGGCAACAGGAGAGCCAGUUCUUCCUCUUGCCUGAAGCAAGGAAACGUCAAAAAACCCCAAAAACCCUUGCAUCUGCCCUUGAAGCUGCGAACACAAUCUUGUGCACAGCAGGCCACAGGAUCCGGCCUUUAUUGCGUCGUAUCCCUUAAUUCCAGCAUAUAACAAACAAUUAUUACAGACACUCCAAGUGUCCUUGUUUUCCAGGGACAGUCCCGGAUUUACAGAAGCCGUCCCAGUUUCUCAUUCAAUCCCAGAAUGUCCUGCUUUUCCUUAGGACGUCCUAAUUUUCAUCGGAGAAAUGUUGGAGGGUAUAGAGUUAUGCGACCUCCGAGCCAAGGAGAUAAGGAACUAUACAUCCUUUAGAAGACAUAAAGGCAACCCUGUAUAGGGAAGUUUUUAAUAAUAAUAAUAAUGAUAAUAAUAAUUUAUUUAUACCCCGCCCAUCUGGCUGAGUUUCCCCAGCCGCUCUGGGCAGCUCCCAAUCAAGUGUUAAAAACAAUACAGCAUUAAAUAUUAAAAACUUCCCUAAACAGGUUUGUUUUUAUGUAUGCUGGAAGCUACCUAUUGUGGGGCAACCCAGUCAGAUGGACAGGGUAUAAAUAAUAAAAUCAUUGCUAUCAUCAUUGUUGUUAAAUAGAAUGUCCUUAUUUUCACUGGAGAAAUGUUGGAGGGUAUGUUAUUAUUGGAAGGGUUCUUGACAUUAUCCUGUCAUUUUAUUACUCACUUUUAGAAUAUAUUCCUCCCCCCCCCCCAUUUUUCCCCCUUUUGGAAAAGUGGUGAAAGUUUAAGAGAACUUUGACUACUGAGUUUGCGGUCAUUGUCAAGAGCCACAUUGUGGAAAGGAAAAAGGCACCCAUUGUUUCAGUUCUUUGGAAUUAAGCACUUUAUAAACUCUUUGUGAGCUGCUUUACCACCCUUACUCAUAUUUACAGUAUCUCAGCCAAAAAGUGCAUGACUUGACAAAGGCAGGAUCAAUGUCUAAGCAAGGAUUUAAACUUAAGUCUGGUUCUCUAAUUUUUCGACUUUGCUGGCUGAGGGAGCCAGCUUGUCAUUAAUUGAAAGGUUACUUGAUUUCUUUCUUUCUGCUUCUUCUUAAAUGUCUAUGCAUGGUCUGGCUUGACAGCAAACUCCUUCUUAGAUAGGGAAACACUGAAAUGCACUUCUGUGAUGAACGAAUCAGCGCAGCCUGAUUCAUAACAGAGUCUAAAGUUAUUCGCAGCACAAUGCCAUGUAUUAUUUUUUUUUACACACAAGUUAGUCACACUGUGUUCAGCAGAACUUACUCUGGCCCUCCAGAUGUUUGGGACUAUAAUACCCAUCAUCCCUGACCACUGGUCCUGUUAGCUAGGGAUGAUGGGAAUUGUAGUCCCAAACAUCUGGAGGGCCAGAGUUUGCCUAUGCCUGCUCUUGGGCUUCCCGAUCAGAAGGUUGACGGUUCGAAUCCCCGUGACAGAGAUUUAUUUAUUUUUAGUUAUGUGUCUCCUCCAUGGCUCACAUGGGCAUCUUUCCAUGAGCGAUUAUGUACCUACCUCUGGCUUCCUGGCAGACCUGUGAACUGUUGCACAUGUUCAGGACAGGUGUUUUAAUGAGUCUCUUGGGCUCCCUGCCUUUUACACAAGUCCCUACACGACGUAACAGCCCUUCCAAAAUCUCUCCGAACCACACAAGAGGUAGCCCUCCCCCCCCUUAAUUACCAGACAGAGCGCGCUCAGUAUAUUUCAGGCUCGUCUGCGAGAGCUGGAUUUAAGUCAUCCCUCUGUGUUCCUGCGCCAUUAGUCCAUAUACUAUACUUCUGGGAUAAUGGAGAGUAGAAAGUUGCUGGUAAUGUGUUGGGCCUCUGUUGUCCCUUGAGGUGCUAUACAAAUCUAAGCAAUUUUCGCUUACUUGCCACUUGUCAAAAUCUGGAAAGAACAUUAUGAACCCUGCAGAAAUUCUUAAAAUGGCAGCUCCUAUUCAGCCAGGGCUUUUGUUCUGUAAUUUUUGGGCUCCUGAAAGGAGUGCCCCACUGUUCUAAUUAAAAUAAAUGGGCAAAGGACAGGCUUCUGCAUUUCACAUGUUCUAUGGAGUACUAAGGGUUGGGGGGGUGGGGAGUAUAAAAGAAGCCAAAUAUUUUACAAAUGUAGAGGGAAAAUGUCUGUACCAUAGUUACAAAGGCUGUAUUUUGUAGGGGGCGGGGGGAACAGGUAGAACCAAAAAGCUGGUAGCCUUGAAGAAAACAAACAGAGACAAGUUUCCCCCCAACAUUUUCUAAAACUAUAUCUAUCUAUCUAUCUAUCUAUCUAUCUAUACACACACACACACACAUAUAUACACACAGUGGUACCUCGGGUUACAUACGCUUGAGGUUAUAUACGCUUCAGGUUACAGACUCCGCUAACCCAGAAAUAGUACCUCGGGUUAAAAACUUUACCUCAGGAUGAGAACCGAAAUCACACGGCGGCAGCAGGAGGCCCCAUUAGCUAAAGUGGUACCUCAGGUUAAGAACAGUUUCAGGUUAAGAACGGACCUCCAGAACGAAUUAAGUGCUUAACCCGAGGUACCACUGUAUAAACAUUUUUAGCAAAUCACAUUUAAAGUGCAUUUAUAGCAUGGCUUCCUCCAAAGAAUCAUGGGCGCUUCAGUUUCCAAAGAGCUUCAGUUCCUGGAACCCUUAACAAACUACAGUUCCCAGUGCUUUAAAUGACCAAAUCAUUCUUACCUUACCAUUCAUUCAGGCCUUGCUACUUCUUCCCCAAACUCCGUCCUCUCCCUUUGUUGUUGUUUUUCACUGUGUAACUUAGAUGGGGGGCAGGCGGUAGAAUUCGAUAUAACAACCAAUAAUGUGUCCCUUUUCUAUAAAAUUGUAUGACCAUGUUAUACAGAUGUCCUGUAUUGGGUCCAAAGGAUGAAUGAAAGCGAGACAUAUUUAUGUUGACGAUAUGUAAUACAACUGCUGGGAUAGCUCAGUCAGCAGAACAUGAGACUCUUAACCUCAGGGUCGCGGGUUUGAGCCCCACGUUGGGCAAAAGAUUCCUGUAUUGCAGGGGGUUGGACUAGAUGACCCUCGUGGUCCAUUCCAACAAUGAUUAUAUGAAUAAAUGAGUAAAAAGUCUCCAGUAAGAAGGAGAUUGCUACUCAUCAAAGAAAGGAAACUUCCAGAUAAGGCUCCUUCGUUUAACCACGACCACAGGGGGGAAGGUAUUUCCACACAUUAGUUUUGAUUGGCCUGGAUAAAUUAAUACGGAGCAGGGAAACUGGUGCAACUAACUGGGUUCCAUGUUAGAGGUAAGGAGAAAAUAUUUUGUUCCAAGAGCAGUUGUUUGGAAACUGGAGGACUUUUGCUGUUCUCCCUUUAUGGGUGCACACUAAUGUGUCUGAUAGUAAGCUAGAAUCCUCUUUGAUAUGGGACUGUCUGCUAAUAAGGUUAGAUAACCUUCUAUUCUGGAGUUAGGCCCACUUUACCUGAAGGAGCAUCUCCAACCCCAAGUUUCCAAGCACGAUUCAAAGUGUUGGUGCUCACUUUUAAAGCCCUAAACAUCCUUGGCCCUGUAUACCCAAAGGAGCAUCUCCAGCCCCAUCGUUCAGCCUGGACACUGAGGUCCAGCUUCAAGGGCCUUCUGGCAGUUCCCUCACGAUGAGAAGUGAAGUUGCAGGAAACCAGGCAGAGGGCCUUCUCGGUAGUGGUGCCUGCCCUCCCAUCAGAUGUCAAGGAGAUAAAGAACCACGCAACUUUUAGAAGACACCUUAAGGCAGCCCUGUAUUGGGAUGUUUAUAAUGUUUGAUGUUUUUUAAUGUUUUUAUAUGUGUUGGAAGCCACCCAGAAUGGCUGGGGCAACCUAGCCAGAUGGGUGGGGUAUAAUUAUUAUUAUUAUUAUUAUUAUUAUUAUUAAUUAUACUAGAUAGAAGAUGCUGACAUCCCUCCCAGCAAAUACUAUUCUGUGAGUGUAAAUAAGCUACGCUUAAAAAGAUUUAGCAAAGCAGAACUUUCUACAGGGCAUAGGGUUUUGUUGUGGGUUUCAUUGGUAGUUUUAGUAUGAUUGUAACAGCAAUGCCGUCGUAAAAUGCUGUUUAAUCAUUCCUUUUAUGUAGAUAUUAUAUAUAUCUAUAUCAAUCCACAGGUUGCACGACUGGCCGUCAGCGACUUUUCUCUUCAUCAGUUGAUCAUAUCUACUUACACAAGCAGUCAAGCAUUCAGCAAAGAAGAUAUCUCUUUUUCCAGAGACAAAGAAAUACUCCCUAUAGCAUAGUCUGGCCAGCUUUGGUUUCUCCGGCUCAUCCAGUUCCUAAGGUACUGUAAUUUCUAUUAUCUGAUCCUUUCUCCAGUCAAUAUAAAGGUUGACUGCACGAGUGAUCAAGUACAUUCAUCCCUGACAGCUGGGAAUUUGAAUCAUGGUUUUGUUACCAGGGCUGAGAUUUGAUAUUGGAACGCUGGUGAGCCAAGUUCCCUGCUCCCUGCUAUGCUAAAGACAGCGCCAAAUCAAUUUCUCAGCCAGUUUAAAUCUGAUGCUCCUUCAGCUGCCGCAAACCCAAAUGCGCUUUUUGUUUUGUUAGUCUCGUUGUUUAAAAAAGAAAGAUAUUUUGCAAUUGGUUAGAAGUCAAGUCAAUGUGAAUUGACUGCACUUGAGGGGGGGGAUAUCACUGUACGUUUUUAAAAAUAGCAAACUUAAAAACAUUUCUGUCCAUUUCCAGCUUUGUUUAUUUGCUUCCACCUAAAAACUGAAAUGCUUAUUAAAAGGUCAGUGAGCUGCCCUGCUAUGUAUCUUAUCAAGUAAACCUUCCUGUUACUUGCUGAAACUAGCUUCUUGGAAUACAGAGAUGGCAUAUUUUAAAAGGCAACCUGGAAAGUAUGGGUUGAGGUUGCUGUUUUUUAAAUUUCAGUGUUCAUUGAAAGUAGUAACUCAAGCUAUUUCAUAGUUUUGACAUACGCAUUGUCCAGUCCUAUGCGGUAUUUACUCAGAAUGAGUCCCAUUGGUUUCCAUAGGGCUUACUCUCAUUGAACUAUGCUUAGGACCUGAUCUCAUGAUGAUUUGCUCAAAAUUAGUUCAGUGUAAGUCUUAAAGUAAGAAGAGCUUUCAGGACAACUCCCAUUACAAUGUCCCAGCUCCUUCAAAGACCUUCCUGCAUUCUGUGUGGAGGUCUGUGCUCAAUGUGAAGGGAGAUUCAAAGCACAUUUGGGUAACAACAACAACAACAAAAACAACAAUUUUGUUAUUUAUACCCUGCCCAUCUGGGCAGCUUCCAACAUAUAUAAAAACAUAAUAAAACAUCAAACAUUAAAAACUUCCAGUUUACAGGGCUACCUUCAUAUGUCUUCUAAAAGUUGUUUAGUUAUUUGAUGGGAGGGCAUUCCACAAGGCGGGCCCCACUACCGAGAAGGCCCUCUGCCUGGUUCCCUGUAACCUCACUUCUCGCAGUGAGGGAAACGCCAAAAGGCCCUUGGAGCUGGACCUCAGUGUUCUGACUGAACGAUGGGGGUGGAGACUCUCCUUCAGGUAUACUGGGCUUAGGCCGUUUAGGGCUUUAAAGAUCAGCACCAACACUUUGAAUUGUGCUUGAAAAUGUACUGGGAGCCUGUGUAGAUCCUUUAGGAUCGGUGUUAUAUGGUCCUGGCAGCCGCUCCCAGUCGCCAGUCUAGCUGCCGCAUUCCAGACUAGUUGCAGUUUCCAAGUAAAUGCAUUUAGAAGCCUCCCCAUGAUUGACACAAUCAUGACACAAUUAGAACCUCUCUUCAGACCUUCAAGCUCAACACCUGAAGGUCGGAAGUGGAGCUGGCACAUGGGGAAUGUUUGGGGUGGGGUUUGUAUACCUAACUUGCCCCGCUUUUACCCAUCUGCUAGGGCAGGGCGAUACAACACGCAGCCCAGGGGCCACAAUUGGCCCUCAGAGCCUUUUUGGGGGCAGCCCUGGGCAGCAUUUGACACACAUACCCCUGCAGCUCUUGCACUGCCGUCCCAAAACCAGGUAAGGAGGCACUGGGCUGUGGGAAGGAGACGUGAGGGCUCUGACAGGACCCUCCUAUAAUCCCGAUAUCCCAAGUCUAACAUUGCUUCCUCUGGCUAUUACUAGCUUCUGUUAUGCAAGCUCUGAAUUUUGGAAAGUAAACUAGUAUCUACCGUAUUUUUCGCUCUAUAGGACGCACUUUUUCCCCUCCAAAAAUGAAGGGGAAAUGUCUGUGCGUCCUGUGGAGCGAAUGAAGGCUUUCGCUGAAGCCUGGAGAGCGAAAGGGGUUCUCGCUCCCCGGGCUUCAGGCAGCUAUCUGCAAGCCUUCUGAGCGCGGCGGGAGUUCCCGCCGAGCUCCGAAGGCUUGCGGAUAGCAGCCUGAAGCCCGGGGAGCGCAGCGCCAACUCCCGCUGCACUUCCUGGGCUUCAGGCAGCUAUCCGCAAGCCUUCGGGCUCCAAAGGCUUGCAUAUAGCAGCCUGUUCUGGGGGCUGGGGUUGGGGGAAGCCCGUCUACAGCCCCCGCAAGCUCUGGGAGUGGCGGUGAGGUUGCACGCAAUCUUGCCGCCGCUCCUGGACCUGUUCUGGGGGCUGGGGUCGGGGGAAGCUUGGGCUUCCCUCGCCCCAGCCCUGUGGCUGGGGGGGGGAUUUCCCCCCCUUCAUUCCCCCCCCCCAAAAAAACCCUAGGUGCACCCUAUGGUCCGGUGCGCCCUAUGGAGCAAAAAAUACGGUACAUCUUAGAUGUUUUCAGAAAUCUCAGGGACGAGUAGUAGCACAGGUGCAUGAAUUUAUCUAUAAAUGUGGUGCCAGAUGAAAUGCCGCAAACCGGUUUGCAGAGACUGUGGAACCCAGGAAGCUUGCCUGUUUUCUGAAAUGCCUUCAGUGAUGCAGAUCAAUGAAAUAAGCUGUGUUCUGUUCUGAUUUGCCUGCUCCCUUGCUAUAUUAUUUACUAUUACUACUGUAGCUAUUGUUGUUAUUAUUUGUUUUUCUUACCCGCCCUUCACGACAAGGUCCCAGGAUGGGUUACGCUGUGCAGCUAAAACAAUAGGCAACAACAGCCCCAACUAUAAUCCGCCCCCACCUCCAUCCAAAAAAAAUCAUUCCCUGCAACAUGUUACAGGGAGGAUACCAAAAUCAAUAUUCAGAUUUAAAAGGCUGGAACGGGUAGCUACAUACACAAAGCACAAUGCUAAGACCUGCAUGCCUGAGCAACCAAUCUGCCUUCUGAUAUUAAUGUCAAAAGGAAGAUAGCGAAUAGUGAGAACAACCUCAUUGAAAGUGUAAUUAAAAUAUGUGUGUCUAUUAUUAUGUGUGUCCUGUGUCUGCAAAGAGCAGCACUUUGGCAGUUGCCUUUUUUAUAUUUUGCGCUGCCUACAUUUUGGGUUCCACAGUGCAAAUCCUUAUCAGAAUAAGCCUCGUGGGCCAAAUCUGAUAGGUGGGCAGGGGCUUCCUACUACCUGUUAGUCACAUGACAUCACAUUAUUGGCUGGUGGGCAGGGCCCGCCCACCUGUUGCAAUUGGGGUUCCCGCUUGGGAACCGCAGUCAGCCCUGUGUUUCAUGCUUUGGGAAGCUCUGAGCAUUGGGACAGCAAACUCCUUGUCCCCCCCCCCCGCCCUUCCUGCCAUUUACAAAGGCAGGAUAAGCAAGUCUGAAGAUUGCAGAUGACAGCUGCAAGCAGGCCUUUGCCUGCAAAACGUACCAUUGUUUCUCAACUUCGUAGAGUCGACAUAUUCCAAAAAGCAAAAACCCGGACACCCCCCCCCAAUCGUGACACCCCUUCCCACCAUUGAACAUCUCCGUCAGGUGGCUGGCACCGUGAGCCAGCCUCACACUGAAAGAGAGAGAGGGGGGGGGAUAGAAGGGAAGGGAGAGAGAGGUGGAAUCUACACACAUAAAAACUGAAUAUGCUUUUUUUAAAAAGCGUUAUUAAAAAUACAUUGAAUUUUCCAUAAGGCUCACCAUUGCCAUCUAGUGUCACAUUGUAUGUUGCACUUACUUAAAACACACUUAAAACGUUUUAUUUGCAGCGAUAUAGCUGAAUCCACAGGGACGCGGGUGGCGCUGUGGGUAAAACCUCAGUGCCUAGGACUUGCCGAUCGUAUGGUCGGCGGUUCGAAUCCCCGCAGCGGGGUGAGCUCCCGUCUUUCGGUCCCAGCUCCUGCCCACCUAGCAGUUCGAAAGCACCCCUAAGUGCAAGUAGAUAAAUAGGUACCGCUUUAUAGCGGGAAGGUAAACGGCGUUUAAUCUAAAUGCCUUCUAGAUUAUUGAAACUACAAUUCCUUCCAUCCCUCUUGAUUAGACUUGCUGUCCAGGACUUACGGAAAGGCUGCACUAUGGUUUAUUUACCACAUCGUGCAAACACGGCCCAUAAUAUGUGUGUUUAUAUUUGUGCGUAUAAAGAUGUGUGCGGUUGCGUAGUAAAGUCCAGCGAAGCAAUUAAGUAAAGAGUUGCCUGAAUUUGGAGUCGCACCCCUGAAUUUGGGAGUUAUUGGGUUGUUGUUUUUAUUUUGAUUAUAUAUUUUGUGGUUUUAUAUUUUGAUUUUGUUCUGUGAACCACCCUGAGACCUCCAGGUAUAGGGUGGUAUAUAAAUUCAAUAAAUAACCACAACAACAACAACAAAUAAUUUAUAUUUUCCACAGAAUUCCCACCUGUGCUGUUUUGUGGAUGGGGGGUGGGUUGCAGCUUAUAUUUUAAAAAGCUGGGAUUCCUCCCCCUCGAUUUCCCCCAUAGCCACGAAGAAACCGAACGAUUUCGCUGGGUUUUGUCCGAAAACACAGCGCCGUUGUUUUUUUAAAAAAACGGGGCGGCGAAACAGGAGCCGGUUUGGCUACUUUGAGGAGCCUUCUGAUAGUUUUAAGCCUCGGAGUGGGAAGCAGCUGCGGUAUUUUGAAUUUUCAGUGCUGUAAGGUUAACAGACUAUCAAGAGUUGCUGGCAACGGACAACGUUAAGUUCAAAAGGGCAGUGGCAGAAACACUGAGGCAGCCUUGAGGGUUUGCCCUGAUGGCUUAGGAAGGUCGCUAGGGCGAACGAAAGGCCAAGCUGCCAUGAAGCAGGAGGCUCUAUCUGAGAAAAUGAUCCCAUUGUCAUGCUUCCCUUUUUUUUCUGAUCUUCCAUUUUCAAUCCUUUUUCCCCCCUCCCAAGCACAUAAAGAAACCAGACUAUGUGACGACAGGCGUUGUACCAAGCUGGGGAGACUACAUAGAAAUUAAGAACGAAGAUCAGAUUCAAGGACUUCGCCAGGCUUGUCAACUGGCCCGUCACGUCCUCCUUCGAGCUGGGAAGAGUUUAAAGGUAACAACCGCCACGUGGAGGCUUGGCCAGUCCUCACCUUUGUCGUCCGGCAUGUUUUGAGUUACGCCGUUCUCGGUUUGUAUUGAAAUAUCCUUUAAAAAAAAAAAAGUUUGCAGAAAUAGUGAAAAGAGAGUUUCAGCAUAACCGUGCUCUCAGCUCUAAAUCUGCAUUAAAAGAACCCUAAAUUCAGAAUGAAUAGUUUCAGCUAAGCUUAUAUGCUGAGAACAUUUGUUUAACAACCACAACUUAUUAUUCGUACCCUGCCCAUCUGACUGGGUUGCCCCAGCCACUGUGGGUGGCUUCCAGCAUAUAUAAAAACAGAAGAGAACAUUAAACCUUUAAAAAGCUUCCCUAUACAGGGCUGCCUUCAGAUGUUUUGUAUCUCAAAAGGGUAUUUUUAAAAAUAUAUAUAUAUUAUUCAUGUUGCCUCAUUCCAGAAAGGUGGGCUAAGAUCCAUGCCUGUAAGGAGAAUAUGGAAAACUAACUUUCUUGACAGCUGGAAAAAUUGGGACUUGGAGCUUGUCUGUAUGAACGAAGAAAAGGUCUUUGGAUUCCGGUUUCCACCAGGAGUGUGUAUAACGCAUUAGAUGCUAUGUAAAUAAAGCACUUGUAGCUCUACAUGUAACCCUAAUAGCAUUUAAUCAGGGUUUGACAUACAAUUUACUUGAAUAUAUAUAUUCCAACAUGCCAUGUUGCAUAUGUUUGUCCUAAGGCACAUGAGAUUCAGCGUUGUUUAGUCACAAAGCAAAAUCCCUUUGUUCAUACUUGCUAAUUUUCAGCUGUGCAUUUAUGUAAAUUGGAUUGGGCUGCUCACUCCCUUUUUAGCAAUUUUACUGCUUCUGCCUCCCCUUUCUAAACAGGCAUAUUUUGAGCUUCAAACUCAUUUAUAAAGCAGGCCGUGGCAUAAUGUCAGAAGCACUUGCUAUUCUUUCAUGUCUCUUUAGGGUAUUUUUAUGUUGUUUGCUUCCCUUUUAUUAAGAGAAGAGCGUUAUGAAGAACUUCUUACAAGAUCUUGGGAAAUGGAGGGUAUUUUGCUUUUUUUUUUUUAAAAAAAAAAAAAACUGCCCUAAAAAUAGGAAAUAUAAUUUUGGUUGCACGGAGACACUACUUGGAAGGAGUGGCAAAAGAAGAUACAGACAGAGCCCAAUGGGAUUUGCUUCCAAGUAGAGGUGUAUAGAAUUGCACUGUUCAGAUUUCACUAUAGCCCACUGGGAAAUUGUAUAAUUAGCUGAGCUAUAACUUUGUCCUUCUGCGCAUAUUAAUUCCAGGAGGUUAGAUUCAAAGAACCACAUUGGGUGUCCCAUGUGUGCUUUUCCAGCAGCAGCAUUUCCUUGCCCCCCCCCCCCCAAAAAAGCAACUUCUGAAGUUCAGGGAACUUCCAGCAGAUCAUGCAACAUAGCCCCCUGGAAGCUGCAGCUGGGGUAGAAAUGAAUUUGGUGAGCUUCUCCGUGCAUGAGCACAAGUGCCUUCCAUGUUGCUUUGGGCACUAUGGAAACGAGUGAGUAAGUUUAACUACCGUGUUUUUCCGUGUAUAAGACGCCCCAUGUAUAAGACGACCCCUGCUUUUGGGAACCCCAAAUUUAGAAAAUGGGCAUAUGCACUAUCUGUGUAUAAGACGCCCCCCCCCCCAAUUUUUAACCUUAUUUUAAAGUAAAAAAACCUAGUCUUAUACACGGAAAAGUACGGUAUAUUUCUGAGAACAAAAAAUAUACAGUCUCUCUCUGUGUGUAUAUAUUUUAUUUUAAAACAUUUUAGUCCCCUCAAAGAGAUUCCAGAGCAGGAUGCAAUUAAAAAAUAUUAAUAUUUCCCCUUUAUAAAUAUUUUUUGUUAUACUGCUUGGAUUAACGCUGUGCAAUGUCAGCAUUACUUCGAUACAGAUUGUAUUUUUGGAAAUCAGUUUUGGUUCCUUAGUGGGUUUCAGUGAAUUAUGCAGCCAGACAUUUGCACCCAACUUUAGUCACUGCUUGAGAAUAACCCAGUUAUGCUUCAGUCUUCUUCAUAUUCACUUGGGAAUAAGUCGUGUACCACAACAUACAUUUAAUGCACACUAUAUGUGUUUAAAGCACAUGUUUUCCCCACCCAUCCAACUAGUUUACACAUCACAGAGCUACAGCUCCCAGGGCCAUGAUAAACUGCACCUUCCAGGGUUAUUUUAGGGAGAGACGUGCUUUAAAGCUAUGUUGUGUACACAGUGUAAAUCCCAUUGAACUUGUCAGGACUUCCUUUGAGCAGGCAGGGUUAAUACCAGUAGUACGAAGGAUACAAUCUUGUGCAUCCCUACUCAGGAGUAAGGCCUAUGAUUGUUAUUUAGACUUGUUAGUCACUUGUUAUCGGAAGGCCUCCAAGCGCUUUACAACAAAUUAGAAACAUAAAUAGAAAUGCAUUAUAGCGUUAAAAACAAAACAACCCCCGUAACAGUGUUGACGCUGGAUUAUGUGUAAACUGAGGGGCACAGCCAAACCAAGUCAAGUCGCAUAAGUUAUUUUGGCUGAGCUAUUUUGGCACUUGGGCCAGAAAUUCCCACAGGCACUUUCCCCCCUUCCUGGCAGUAGUUAUACAAUAAUCAGAAAUUAAAUGACUUAACAGUUUGCUGCUCUUUCAUGACACCCAAAAUCUGUUGCCUGAGGCAGCUGCCUCGUUCAGCUUAAUGGUAGGGCUGGCCCUGAUGAGGACACCGUUCCCAGAUUGCAGACUGGAGAUUCUGUUACAUCUGUGGCCGUAAUGAAUAUAUAAAAAUUCAGGGACCAAAAGGCCAUCUAGUCCAAUCGCUGAAAUUGCAGGCCUCCUUCUUAGUGCGGCAGACUUGUGACAGAUAAUCUUGCAGUUUGUGUUGCAUUGGUAUUCAUGGGAAACGGACCGUGUGGUAGAAGAUGCAACCGGUGGGCCUGAUCUCUCCGUUGCAGAAGCUCUCUUGAAGAUUAUAGAAAUAGAAACGCCUGUUCAGCUGACUGUGUUUGGGCAGACCCUGUGGAGUUACUGCCAACAGAUUCAAGGGCACUCAAUAUGGUGCAACAAGAGAUGGGGAUCGGGACUGCCGUGAAGAUAUGGAGAUGGCGUAGAGAGAAGAGAAGAGAUAGCGAGAGCAUAAUGAGCUUUAAAUAUAUGCCAAAGAAGUUUCUGGUGAAGAUUACAGGGAAAUGGGAGCCAGGGCAGAGAACAAGAACAUGGCGUCCGUAUGGAUGAAGUGAUAAGCCCUGAAUGUAGGUCGAGCACCUGGUUUGGGGACCAAAGCAAAAGAUAUGAAGGAGAAAUAUGUUUUAAUGAUAAAAGAAAAGACAUAGAUCAGAGUUGGAAGGGACCCCAAGGGUCAUCUAGUCCAAAUAAGCAGCUGUCCCAUACAGGGAUCGAACCUGCAACCUUGGCGUUACCAGCACCAUGCUCUAACCAACUGAGCUAUCCAGGCUGAUAGUGAAAGGCUGGUUUGGACACAUUUUGCUGAUCUUCCAAAUAUCAAUGUUGAGUACAGGCUGAACAUAGGAAGAAAAAAAAAAGUGUUUCCUACCAAGCCAACUUCAAACCCAUGGGUUAUGAAGCUGGCUUGCUAAACUAGCUUCAAACCAGGUUAGAACACAACACUAAGCUGGGAUUCUUAAAAUUUGAAACUAUACUCUGAAGAAGUCCUCCUAGCCAGCAGGAGGAGAAGAGGGGAGUGCGCAUGCAGACACUUUGCUACUGCCUAUUCUGGCUCAUCCACAUGGCGCCAGGGGCGUAGCGUGGAUUGCCAGGGCCCAGGGCUGCACGGAGUGGGUGGGAAGAGGUGGGAGGGAGGGAAACUGAGAGUAUGCAUGCACAUUCAAUGGCCUAAUGACUUCUGCAUCACCCAGGAGAUCACAGUUGCAGAGAUAAGAAAAGAAGAGUUGUUCUGUUGUCUGGAGAGGUCACUUCCUGGUCCACAUGGAGAAGCCAUUUCCAACAGAUCCCAGCGACAGAAGCAUGCAGCUGUAUUGAGGCAGCACUGGGUGUUGAAAUUUUGUGCCUCCUAACAAUUUUGCGCCCGGGGCAACCGCCCCUGUGCCCCACACGCUAUGCCACUGCAUAGUGCCAAAGCAUGGCUUAGAGUGAUGUGUGAAUGCGGCCAUGUGUAAUGCAUUUCAGAAAUUCAGUCUAGAUGCAACUACAUAGGUCAGACCUCCUCAGGAAUGGGCGUAGCUGAUGCACCAGUUUAAGCUGGACAAAGGUACUCGGGUCACCUCCUGAGAAUCCAGGAGCAAGGGUAAAUUGAGGAGUACCUCCAAACCAGUUCUUCAGGCGGAGUGCUACCCCGUCCCAAACAGUUUGAAUGCCUAUUCCAGAGCCUGUUCCCACACAACCAGGAAGAGCACCUCUGUCUUGUCUUGAUUAAGCUCACUCCACCCAUUACAACUACCAGAACAUCAACAGUUUCCUUGAUAUCAGAUGAAGAUGAAAAUGAGCCACACAUCCUCAACAUAUUGAUGAUGACACACUCCAGGUCCCCAGACAAUCUAUCCCAGUGGUCUCAUAGAGAUGUUAAAUUGAGUUGCCAUAUUUCAAAAAGUCAAAAUCCAGACACAAAGCAAAAUCACUUUUAAAAAUUGCCUAUUUUGAGCUAUUUUCUAGGGAAAUCAGCAAAAACAACACUGCCAACAUGGCUUGCUAUACGUCUGGAAUUUCCCAGACAUUUUGGCAACUUCUGCCUGGACACUGCUUCCAACUACAGUAUUCUGGGCAUGUCCGGGAAAUUCCUGACGUAUGGCAACCCUGAGUUCAUGCACUCCAAUGGGCAAGGCAUCAAGCUAGAAUCCCCUUUCCACUCCACCCAGGCCUGCUGAUAACUCUCUCAUUUUGAUGGCAUACUUGUUGGCAUACAGAAACACCGAGUUUUCUCUUAGGAGGAGUGAUAUCUAGAAUUAAUUGGAAGAAAUUGAUAAGAAAGCCAUAAAGCAAAGCUUUCCAAACUGUGUGUGGGCUGCAGUGUGUAGGCAUGUCACGCGAACGCUCUCCACGCUCCUUCCGGGGCUGGAAAUGGGUUAGUUUAACCUCUGGUUUGCUAGUAAAACUCAAUUGCUGUGCCAUGAAAUGAUGUGUGUCUAAAAAGUGUGUCACCAACCUGAAAAGUUUGGAAAGCUCUUCUGUAAAGGAAAAAGAAAAGGAAGGUGGACAAACCUUCCCCUACACUUCUCUUUUUUUGUUGAAAAUUGCCCCUUCAGCCUCAUAAAAACAUACUGCCAAAUAGCAACUGGGGAAAGUUUAUAGGGGAAACAAAGCAAAGAGGAAACAGAUAGAGAUUGAAAUAGGAGCUUGGCCUCCCCUCAGGAAUCAAUGCAGUUUGUUAAAGGUGCUGAGAGUUAGGAGACUCCCCCCCCCCCCCGACAGAGCCACAAAUCCUAGAGUUCCCUGGAAAUAGGGAAUGGCCGUUAAACCACUCAGAAAAUUGUGGUUUUCUGAGGUGAAUUGGUGUCUCCCAGCACCUCUCAAUACCCUUAACAAACUGCAGUUCCCAGGAGUCUUGAGGGGAAACCAUGAUGGGUUCAAGUGUCACGAUACUGCUUUAAAUGUAUAUUGCAGAUGGAACCCUGGUUUCCUAGGUCCACAUCUCAAACCCGGCUUGGAUCUGUAGCAGUGUUGGGAUAGAAACUGAACCUGCUGAACUGCCUGUUGUUAAAAUCACAACAGCCCUCGUUGGGUCAUGAGUUUUCAGUGCUGUACGUCAGUGAAGACAAAGUAUGUCUGUCUCAUUUAUUUAUAGCUUGCCUCUCUGCCCAAAGGCAGUGAGGUCAUUGCCCAUCUUCCGCGGUGGUGGAAUUCUAUCCAGAGUGAAAGAACAGAAUUCCUUGAAUGGCUUAAACCCAUUGCAGCACCUGACGCGCUCCCACAUACAUCAUUGUAACUCCCAAACCUCAACUGUUAUGUCCAUUUCACAUGGAAGAAGGAAUCCAUGCACAGUUAUGGCAUGACCUGAUUUCCUAAAUCUUUUUGCUGUAUUGAGAGCUGCUGCGUAUGGCUAGAAACCAAAGUAAGGGACUGAAAGUUUAUACCUAUCAUAGUGCCUCUGCUAAAGUGUCGUAUUCAUAGGCUUAUAGCUCAUUCAAAUCACAACCAAUUUUCACAGGAACACUCAAAGGCACUUCUUGACAAUGAGGGAGGUUUUCCUACCAAAUUUCAACUUUCAACCCUCGCCAUUUCACAGCUGGUUCUGUUCUGGGGAAAAGAGUUGUAAUGAUAAUAUUUAAAGUGUAUAUUUUCCUCCACUUUACUCAUAUUCAAAAAUGGUCCAGAGCUUUCUUCUUGUUCUUCUUCUUCCUCUCAAAUUCUUACUGGAAAUAAUCAGCUCCAGUAUAAAACAGAAUCUGGAAAAUCCAAGCCAGAAAAAUGGAAGUUUCUGGAAAUGAUAGGUGUCUGAAACUGGGGUGUCAAAAUGAAAAUGCUAAUACAGGUUUAAAUUGUAUUGUAGUCAGGGCUGCUUACAUUGCUAUACAAGCUGUUUCCAAGUAUGAAUAGAAAUAUUAAAGUGGCAUGGCAAUUCUGAAUGUGGUGCUAGCAUAUACAGAGGAAAAUAAUUUUGAUUGUAGAGAGAAGUUUGGAACAGGAAAUUCUUUUGUCUAAAGCUGUUGAGGAGAAAAUGGUUCUCCAGAAGAAUGCAAAUGCCAUAUUGCGGUUCAUUAUUUAUAUAGCACUAUCAGUGUAUACAUGGCAUUUUAUAGAGCAACGUAACAAAAACGCAGGACCCUGCACCAAGGAAUCUACUUCAGCAGAUGCGUGGAAGUGGCCUGGAAAGGCAAAGGGUACAUUUGUGGUAAGGAUGAAAUUUAGCCAGUGUUGGGGGGUGGCUCCCAAGAUGGUGGCAUUGUUGGGAAUUAGCUGGGACCCCAAGACCAGCAAAGCACCCGUCAACCCCACAAUGCUGCCAUUCUCUUUUUUAAUAUAUAUAUAAUUUUUAAUAAUUUCAACAUACCACUUAUUAUACAUUCCACAGAACUUCACAUCUUAUACAAUCUUUUUGGACUUCCGUCAGCACCUCUGAUGAUCCACCAUUUUUAUCAUUUCUUCUGCAUUUCUUAAAUUCCUAUUGCCUUUAAUGAUCUUAACUCACAAUCCACCUCUUUAGCCAUUUUUGCAAUAAUUCAAAUAAUUUACCUCACAAAACUUCUUGCAAACCUACAAACGUAAUCUGGUCAUCACAAUUACUUUUCAAAUAGUCCGUAAAUUUACACCAGUCUUCUGUGAAUCUCUGGUCCCGCAGGUUGCGAAUUCUUUCGGUUAGUUUAUCCAGUUCUGCAUAGUCCAUCAAUUUCAUCCUCCAUUCUUCUUUUGUCGGUAAUUCUUCUUGCUUCCAUUUUUGUGCCAAUAAUAUUCUUGCUGCCGUCAAUGCUGCCAUUCUCACUUUAUAAGGACCUUCCAGGAAGAACAGAGGUCAAGUGAGAGAAUCCUCAGUUUGCACAAUUUCUUCCAGAUUAAGGUCCGGUCUGCACAUGUGGAAGAUUAGGCUGUACCUCUUCAGAUGGUAUCACUUCACUUUAUGGAAGUGAGUCGUGGGCAACUUACAACCAUCAGGAGCCAUGCCUCAACGCCUUCCACAUGCACUGCGUCAGGAGAAUUUUGGGUACCACACGGCAGGACAGAACUCCAAACAAAGAUGUGCUCUCCCAAGCCCACGCUCCCAGCAUGUUUGCACUCCUGUCUCAGUGAAAUCCACGCUGGCUUGAUCACGUCCACAGAAUAGAAGAUGGCAGGAUGUGCUCCUGGGAGGAAGCUGGCUUCCUUCACCAGGCCAAUUGGCAGACCAACUCUGCACUGCAAAGAUGUCUGCAAAGUUGACCUGAAGGCAGGCAACAUCAGCCCUGCCAUGCGGGAGUUCCUUGCAGACGACCACAGUGCCUGGAGACAGGCAGUCAAGUUGUGUAUCCGUAGCAGCGACCAGUGGAGAAAUGAGAGAGAAGAAACGCCAUGGUGCAUCCGCAGCAGCACAACCGGAUGCCUUCAGCUAAACUUGCCUCUACAGCCACAACAGGCGCUGCAACCUUCCAACAGCUUGACCUCAUCCCCAAAGGUGCUCUCCUCCAUUGUCUCCCGAGACAGACGGAUGCCAACCAACACAUAUGGCAGAAUAGCCUGUACUGUUUCAGAUGGCUACUGGUGGGAGAAUACCACUUUUGAAAGUUCCCUACAUAAGCACCUCUUUUGUAAGUGAAACAUAACUGUAAUACAUGUUCCAACCUAGCAAGCUACCUGAGGACUGAUUUAUUUAGAGUAGGAUUCAUAAAUGAACUCCACUACCUGAAGUAUAAAUUACUCUCACCCAUGUUACUACUUGGGCAUUCUGCUACAAAUGCAGACCAAGUCAAAGAGUGCUCCAGGACCAUAAUUCUGUGGUAAAGGUAAAGGGACCCCUGACCAUUAGGUCCAGUCGUGGCCGACUCUGGGGUUGCAGCGCUCAUCUCGCUUUACUGGCUGAGGGAGCCGGCGUACAGCUUCCGGGUCAUGUGGCUAAGCCGCUUCUGGUGAACCAGAGCAGUGCACGGAAACGCCGUUUACCUUCCUGCUGGUGUGGUACCUAUUUAUCUACUUGCACUUUGACAUGCUUUCAAACUGCUAGGUUGGCAGGAGCAGGGACCGAGGAACGGGAGCUCACCCCGUCGCAGGGAUUCGAACCGCCAACCUUCCGAUCGGCAAGUCCUAGGCUCUGUGGUUUAACCCACAGUGCCACCCGCGGACCAUAAUUCUGUGGUAGAGCAGUGUAUAUCUUUUAUUAUUACUAUUAUUAAAUGUAUAUACUACCCUUCAUCAAGAGAUCUCAGAGUUGUUCACAGAGGGGAAAAUACAAGAUAAGACAUAAGUAAAUAGUUAAACCAAAACAAUAACCACCCCCUCCUUCCCACAGAUACAUUUAAAAGGCUGUAGGAUAUUAAUCAGCCAAGGGCAUGGUUGAAGAGGAAUGUUUUGCCUGGCACCUAAAAAUAUAUAAUAAGGGUGGCAGGCGAACCUCCCUGGGGAGAGCAUUCCACAAACGGGGAGCCACCACAGAAAAGGCCCGUUCUCGUGUUGCUGCCCUCUGGGCCUUGUGGAGGUGCCACACAAAGAAGGGCCUAAGGUGAUGAAAGCAGAGUCCGGGACAGUUUAUAUGGGGAUCCUUGACAUAUAGCGGUCCUGAGCAGUUAAAGGCUUAAUAGGUCACUUUUAAUUGGGCCCAGAAGCUAAUUGGCAUACAAAAGGUCCCAGGUCCAGGUCCCGUUAUCUCCUGGUAGGGCUGAAACCCUGGAGAGAUACUAACAGUCUGUGUCAACGAUGGUAAGGUACGUAGAUAAAUACUCAGUACAAAGCAACUUCCUUAUGUUUCAAUGUCCCUGUGGCCACUGGGCUAGCUGUUAGAGAGCAGUCUUUCCUGAGGGUCCAAAAUCCCGAGCUACCUGUUUGCUUUUCUUCUGGAAGUGACCAAGUGCCUCCCAUAACAGGUGCCUGGUAUUGAACCGUUCUUCAAGGAAGCUAAUUUUUGUCAGAGGCACAAGCUGUGUGGUAGCUCUAGUUUCUCGUUAAAAGCAUUCCUUUUAUCGUGUUCCAUAUGCAGGGCCCACUAGGCACUUAAUUCAUCGCAAAUUUUAAAUCGCAAUCUUUUAGGUUGGCAUGACUACAGAAGAAAUAGAUUGCUUGGUUCACCAUGAAAUAAUCAGGCAAGAUGCCUACCCAUCACCUCUGGGCUAUGGAAAUUUUCCAAAAUCCGUUUGUACCUCAGUCAACAACGUGGUGUGCCAUGGGAUUCCUGACAGGUACUCCGAGUUCUUGUUUCUUUUCCCUCCCAUUGCAGAAUUGAAAUAUUUUGCUAGUACAUUGUGUAUUUCUUUUUAUAUUUUAUACAAUAUAAAUGCAUGAUGCUUUAAAUCCACCCAAUUCAAUGGGUCUGUAUGGAAGCUUCUUCCUUAAUAGAGAUUUCGCAGCAGCCACGCUUGGUGAAUUGCACCCAGUGCCCGCAGCAGUUUUAUUGAAUGCUACCAAAAAAAAAGUCUUAAUACAGCUGGUUGUCAUGCUGUAAGAAAAUGAUGUUGGCACAUAAGGAAGGUGUGCAGUAAUAAAAACAAUGAUUAGUGCUUUGCCAUCUCUUCCCAGCAGGCUAUGGGGCGUUAUCAUCCAAGAGAGAGAAAAUCACUCAAAAGAAAAAUUAUAUUACCUAAAGGUGGAUUAAAAAAAAAAAAGAUUAUACACCAAUAUAUAGCUAAUUAUUAAUUAAUAUUGCCUCUUCACAAAGUAAAAGGUGCCAACCAUCAGUCUUGUAAUUGUGAUAAGAUAAUGAUGGUUAUAAUUUUCGUUUCUUGCCUUUUAUAUUAUUUUAUAUUAUGAUAUAUUAUCCCAUUUAUUUGUUUGGGAUUCUUUUGAACCGGUGGGAGCUUAAAGACCAAAAGUGGCGAUUCCAUCUACCUCCUCCCUGUUCUGCUCAAUGAUGUUCGCUCCUCUUAUGUUUGUUUAGGUGUAUAUGUGAUUAUGUGCAUGUUCGUGUGUGCGUUCUUAUAUUUCCUUAUUGAGAACUGCCUAUCACCAUUAUGUGUUGUUGUUUUUUCUCCCCUCCUAUGACGAUGCUUAAGCCGCCCUCUCCAAGAUGGUGAUAUUAUCAACAUUGAUGUCACGGUGAGUAAUCCGUGUUUUUGGGGUUGCUGUUUUUUUAAUAGCCUUUGAUCAACUUUCAGAAUUUCUAGUAGCAACAGGAAGAAUAGUAGAUUGCAAAUGUAGCGUACACGGGGUAAAUGUGCCGUUUUACAUCGAAGCCAAGCAGCUGGUUUCCUCUUUUGUUUCCCCCCCACACACACACCCUCUGUGUUUAUUCCAACUAGACCCAGGCCUGACUUGAAUUUAGGGCUGGAAUCAGAUGCACUGAGAUCAAUGUUGGCCUAAGUGAAAUGUCAACCCAAUCCUGCUAUGUGUCAUGUUUUUGAGAAGGUGUAAUUGUUAUUGAUCCACUGUGUAGUUAAUGCAGAGCACCACAGUACUGGGCAGCAGCUGAAGACAGAUAUGUAUGAGAUGAGCUAACAUGAAGAAAGCCAGCAUUUUUCCUUCACUCUGCCAAGAUUGAUCUCCCUCUUCCUGCUGAUUUUGAGUGGGGCCUGUCAUUAUCUUACUCUGUCAUUAGAGGCUACAUUGGCCUGUGUAUGUCAGUCUAUUUGGACAGCAACUCUUUUGCUUGCCGUAUUCCCUACAUUUAUUAAAAUCCCUGAAGGUAGUAUUGUGUUCCAUUUGUGGCAUAAGAGCCCUGAACCCCUUUGCUCACAAAUACGCAACUUGAUCUGCGGCUCAGUUAAUCCAAAAUGCUUGGAUUUCCCUCGAGACUUAAGUUUAUAGCCCAAUUCUUUGGCUUUGCACAACCUGACUCGCAGCUCCCUUAACUCAAAUUGCUUGGUUUUCCCUUAAGACUUAAGUUUAAAACCCAAUCCUUUCACUUAUCUGAGUUGUGGAUCCCACUGUGUAUAUAGAUAUAUAGAUAUCCAAUAUAGCCAUUGAUCUAAAUACGGGCGUUCCAUUUUUGUGGUAUGAAUCUUGGUUUGAAAAUGAACCUUGUAAGAACCAGUUUAUGCUCAAAGCAUAAAUAGGAAUAUACACAGUUAUCAAAAGAGAAAAUAAUUGGGUUUUGUCAAUAUUUCAUAACCUCCUUUCCUUUACAACUCAUUAAAUUGAUUUUGGCUAUUAUAUCUUUAUUAUGCAUGUAAGUCCUAAAUUUUAAUCUUUUAAAUAACAUAUAUGUUUUUAAACUUCCUGGGUUUUUGGAAGCUUCAAGUUUAAUUGUAAAUUUUUGUACAAUGGGUACUUCCUUGAUGCUAAUGGUGAUUUCAGCUUUAUUCCAUCUGUUGGUGCCUCUGUCAUGUUUGUAGUCCAUUAGACUCCUUUGAGGAUUUUUUGUUGUUGUUUUUUUGUCAUUUUUGCCUUAUGGACGCAGUGACCACCCAUCAAGUUAGGCAGAUUUUGCAAUACUUAAGAAAAAAUUGCAUAACCAUUCAGAGUUUCCAAAUUUUGCAGUGAUCAUUACUAGGAUGAUAUUGAACAUUAGCCAUACUCAGGGUAGACUCAUAUAAUUAAGUCCAUUAAUUUUAAUGGUUCUACUCAGACUUAGUUGGACACCAUCCCUUGCUUCCUCCCCAUAAAAUUUAUUUAAUUUAACGUUGGCACAGGUUGUACACUUUAACCUCUGAAGUCAGUUCAUGUUUGAUAGUUUAGAUAGAUGUGGAUUUAGAUAUUUUGAUCUUUAUACUGUAAUAAGUAUUAGUUUGUGGGGGUUUUAAUAAAAUAUAACGUACUGCAUUCUGCACAACCCUAAACUAAGCAUUGUAAUGUCACCCAUUUAACUACAAGUGACUUUUGCUGUUCAAAAUACAUAUAGGCCUAAUCCUCAAGUCUUCCAUGUUGACAAUCACAGGCAAACUACACGUUAGAUGCCAAAAUAUGAAAUGAUGCAUCAACUGAGGAAACAUGCAUCUAGAAUUAUUGAAUUAGGUGGGCAUGGAACAGCUUAAAAGGUAAAGGUAAAGGACCCCUGACAGUUAAGUCCAAUUGCGAACAAAUCUGGGGUUGCAGUGCUCAUCUCUCUUUACUGGCCGAGGGAGCCGACGUUUGUCCACAGACAGUUUUUCCGGGUCAUGUGGCCAGCAUGACUAAGCCACUUCUGGCGAAACCAGAGCAGCGCACAGAAACACCAUUUACCUUCCCGCCGGAGCGGUACCUAUUUAUCUACUUGCACUCUGACGUGCUUUCAAACUGCUAGGUUGGCAGGAGCAGGGACCGAGCAAUGGGAGCUCACCCCGUCAUGGGGAUUUGAACCGCCGACCUUCCGAUCAGCAAGCCCUAGGCUCUGUGGUUUAGACCACAACACCACCCACGUCCCAUGGAACAGCUUAGUGGGAAGAUUUAGUAUGGAAAAAUAGGAGGUGAAGGAAAGCUUACGUAUUCUCCCUUCCCCACAAUAUCUUUGCUCAAAAUCUUACCUUCCUAAAGCCACCUUUCUAAACCAAAACUAUCCAUCAGGGCAUUCCUGUAUGCAGUUGUGGGAAUUAUGCUGUUUGUCCUAAGAGCGGCCAACAGUGCAGUCCUAGCCAUGUCUACUCAUAGGUUAGUCCUGUUGAAUUCAAUGGGACUUACUCCUAGGUAAGAGGGGUUACAGUUGUGAGGGGCAUAGCCUGGGGAAAGUUCCAAGGGCCAGUCAGAGAGGUCUGGGAGCUACAUUCAGCUCCUAGACCAGUGGCUCCCCACCCUGGUUCCAACUGAAGGGCAAUUUCAUAAGCAGCCUGUGAGAUGGCAUAAGGGGUCUUCUGUUCAAAGUCAGAGGAGUCAACAUGCACAAAAAGAGCUGUCAGGACUAUGGUUUCCAGUUUCUUUUGACGGACUCCUUAUCUUCCGAUUACUCGCUUUUGAACACUGUACCAACACAACAAAAGUUGCAUAAUGGACAAGCCACAAACAAACUUUGCAUGAAGGAGAAGCGAUAUGAAUAUUUCCCCUUGCUAAACCCCCCAGCACCUACUGAAGACUUUGCUCCCUUAUUUCAGCAGGCAUUACAACAGAACUCCAUUAUUUUAGUGUUAACUGGGGGUUUUGUGUUUUUUUCUAACCUUUAUUGCAUUGGAUUGAGUGACUUGUUCAUUGCUUAGAGAUGACUGCAAUUAAGCAGUAUAUAAAUUGUCCAAAUAACUAUUAAAUGUGCCUUGAUUUUCCCCCUGAGGCACUCCAGAGCACCAAUUUUUGCAGCUGCUUUUUUUGUAUGCUCUUCUGCAGUUGUGUUUGAUUCCUUCCAAUGUUUGAGAAGUCACACAACCUAAAAUACCUUUUUGGAUCCUUGCUGCUGUCUGGAGCCCACAGAACUACAGCUUGGACACGUCUCAUGGGACUGUUUACCCACCCCCUUUUUUUAAAACAAACAAACAAACAAACCAGCAGAGCCAUGUUACAAAAGUACUUUUGAAAGUCCUGAAAGUACUUUCAGGAAACACUUUGCUACAUCCAUUUAUUUAUCCACAUUAAAGGUGCAUAUUCUGCUUUUUUUUUUGGUCCAGUUAUCUCCACAAGGUGGCUUACAAUGCAGCUGCAAUAAAAUAGAAUACAGUAGAAUAGAAUACAAGCAUUAAAAAAGCCUUUGAGAAAAUAAUGUUCUUGCCUGUCAUGACUCCCAGAGUAACUCAUUCCCCAAAGUGGAACGCCACUAGUGUUGCUCCUUAAGUAGUAGCAGUAAGCCUAUGAUAAAAAGCUCCUAGAAAGUGUACAUCAAAGCAGUAUUGGACACAGCACCAAUCGCAUGGUUCCUUGAAUCCUGGCCUCUAACGAUAUUGCCUCCUGGAGCAUACCCUUCAACAUUUCUCCGAUGAAUUUCAUUAUUAUUAUUAUUAUUAUUAUUUAUUUAUUUAUUUAUUUAUUUAUUUAUUUAUUUAUUCCCCACCCAUCUGACUGGGUUGCUUCAGCCACUCUUGGCAGCUUCCAACAUAUAUAAAAACAUAAUGACACAUCAAACAUUUUUUUUUAAAUCCCUAUACAUUUCUGCCUUCAGAUGUCUUCUAAAGGUUGUAUAGUUACUUAUCUCCUUGGCUUGGGAGUCCCAUAAGUCCGUAUCCUUCAACAUUUCUCUGAAGAAAAUAGGAACGUCCGACAAUACCCGCCCCCCACAUUUUUCAAUGAAAACAGGGAUGUCCUAAGGAAAAGAGGGAUAUUCUGGGAUCAAAUCAGAAACUGGGAUGGCUUCUGUAAAUCUGGGUCUGUCCCUCGAAAAUAGGGACACUUGGAAGGGCUGCUAGAGCCCUAGUGCCUGAUUUUAUGCAUAUAAUGGUGCAAAUAAAUGGCUCAGGACCGCAAUAGCUCAAGGACCACCUCUUCCCAUAUGAACCUACCCAGACCCUGAGAUCAUCAUCUUCUGAGCCCCUCCUUUGUGUGCCCCCUUCUCAAGAGGUUCAAAGGGUGGCAACAUGAGAACGGGGCCUUCUCUGCAGUGGCUCCCCGUCUGCGGAAUGCUCCCCCCAGGGAAGUUCGCCUGGUGCCUUCAUUAUACCAGGGGAAAAUGUUCCUUUUUAACCAGGCCUUUGGUUGAUCUGAUUUACAUCCUAUGCCCUUUUAAAAUGUGUUUUUUGUGGUGGGGGAUUUUGGGUUGUUUUCGUUUUUAUUAUGUAUUUCGUGGUUUUAUAUCUUGAUUUUAUUCUGUGACCGCCCUGAGACCUCCGAGUAUAGGGCAGUGUAUUAUUAUUAUUAUUAUUAUUAUUAUUAAUAAUAAUAAUAAUAAAUAGCUUGAGCCACUACUGCUUCUAAGGCAGCAUCCUGUAUCAUUCAAGACCAUGGGUAAGCAAACCAAGGCCCGGCGGCCAGUUCUAGCCCAGUCGCCUUCUAAAUCCAUGGACGGUCUGGGAAUCAGCGUGUUUCUACAUGGGUAGAAUGUGUCCUUUUAUUUAAAAUGCAUCUCUGGGUUAUUUGUGGGGCACAAGAAUUCGUUCAUAUUUUUUUUCUAAAAUAUAGUCCUGCCCCCCACAAGGUCUGAGGGACAGUGGACCGGCCCCCUGCUGAAAAAGUUUGCUGACCCCUGUUCAAGACGGUUGGCUCCGAUUCUUACCCCCAGCUUUUAGAUCUUCCUUCUUUUUAAAUCAAGUAUAUAUUAGUUGCCCUACAGCCCACAUUUGCCAUGGAAACAAAAUAUUCUCUCUGCAUUACAGGGCCAUUGGCAGUUUGUAAGCUCCUUCUCCUCGUGCCAUUAGUUCCUUCUGCUAGUCUUUCCCCUUGUGACUGAUGCUUUGUAUUCUGGCACUGGAACAUUUUACCCUAAGACCAGAUGACAUGUUUCUAAAGCUGUAGGCCUCAGCACAUAUGCCCUGAACAUGAAUUCUGUGGAGCUCAGUGGCACUUACUUCUGUAAUUUUGAUAAUGUCGCAUUUAUUCCCACAAAGGUAUGCUUCUUGUAGAUUCAGAUUUGCCUUUUCACUCAGAUCUAAGCUAAUUCCAGUGUUAACACCCCUACCUUUAAAGUACCAUUAAAAAAAAUAAUUUUCUAAAGUUCACUCCAAAUUUUCCCUUAUAAUCAUAGAACCUUUCCUGGUACCAUAAUGUGAAAAUCACAAGUAAAAUGUCUACUUCCUGCAGUUAUUGAUCCUCCUCCUUUUGGUUAGUCUAUAAUAAUUCAUAUCUAAUAUGUCUGAGGAAGACUUUCUUGACAGUGUUUAUAAUUAACCUUUCCUAAUUGGCAUAAGCUGGGCCAUUUCAUAGGUAGAAGCAAUGAUUAUGGACCGAAGAAAAGGACAAUUGCAGUACAUGGCAUUUUACAAUAAUUUGUUUAUGGAUGUGUACACAAUCUAUAAAAUGAUUAAAUAAUAAUCUGUCUAUCAAAUGUAAAUGCUCUUUUGGUGAGCGCAAAUUGUCUAGGAAUAACAAACUAAAUGUAUUUUACUCUUAUUAGUUUGCGGAAAAAUUAGAGACUACAGCGGAAUGUGUUUUAUUUACUGCAAUCACAUGGACUUCACAUAUUGUUUAAAGGAUUGUAGAAACCAGUUCUUUGUACUUCACUGACUACCAACACACUACAGCUCUUAACCAAUAAUUAUCAUGUAGGGCUAUCCCAUCUCUUAAUAGACAGUCAUAAUUUUAGGAUUGACACUUUGAAAACUACUAUAUUCUACUUAUUUGCUGUAACUAUUGUUUAUGCACCUUAAAAAUAUAAAUAAUGAAAGAUGAAUUGUAUGCAUUGUAGCAGUGGUUAAUAAAGCAUUACCAGCGUAAUACAUCUUUAUAAAAUACAUCUUUAUACUUUAUAUCUUUAUACUGUCUUGCUUUUCCAAGGCUAUGGAAAAGUGGCUGAAAUUAUAAUAUUUGAUUUUUAAACUAUGCUUUUUUACCCACCCGCAACGUAGUAGUGGCUUAAGGGAUCAUGUGCUUUUGUGUCUGAAAGACCGAGAGGUAAAGUAAUAAGCAAAAGGAUACUGAGAAAUGCCCUAACUCCUGAAAGAAAAUAGUAUAGAGGUUUUACUGGGUAGUGAAAAUGAUAGCAUCUGUUGGUUUCUAUUCAUUAAAAAUAAUGGAAGCAAUUAACCAGAUAAAAUUGCUGUACCAUCUCCAUUUGUUAGGUUGGAGCAGCUGGCCUGGCGGCUUGCAUCCAGUGGGUGCAAUCCAGAAAGACAAAGGGUGUGAUCCUGUACACACUUACUCAGGAGUACCUCCCAUUGAAUUGAAUAGGACCUCUGUCUGGCUAGUCAUGUAUAGGAUUGUUAGGCAUGCAAGUCCCAUGAAACUUUGGGGAGACUUUCAGUGAUCUUAUGCACCCUUCUUAGAAGGAAGUUGCUUUGAGUUCUGCAAUACUUUCUUCUUAGUUGCGAUGCUCAGUGUGGCAGUGAAGAGUCACAUGCUUAAUAGUGCAGUCCUAUGAAUGCGGGUGGCACUUUACUAUGAAUGCUUAGUCACAAGUACGUAGUAUAGUGCUCAGUGUAGCUUACUCCCUAGUAAGUGUGCACACUUAACGGGGGGGGGGGGUAAGUAGUCUUGAAUAUAGUGGGAUUUGCUUGUGGCUAAAUAUGAAUAGGCUUGCUUAUUCAUAUUUAGGAAUAGGAAUGUGUCUCUAUUUUCCAAGGACAGUCCCAGAUUUACAGAAGCCAUCCCUGUUUCUGAUUUGAUGCCGGAAUGUCCCACUUUUCCUUAGGACACUUUUCAUUGGAGAAACGUUGGAGGGUAUGGUAGGUAAAGGUAAAGGGACCCCUGACCAUUAAGUCUAGUCAUGGCCGACACUGGGGUUGCGGCGCUCAUCUCGCUUUAUUGGCCAAGGGAGCCGGCGUACAGCUUCCGGGUCAUUUGGCCGGCAUGACUAAGCCGCUUCUGGUGAACCAGAGCAGUGCACGGAAAUGCCGUUUACCUUCCCGCCGGAGCGGUACCUAUUUAUCUACUUGCACUUUGACAUGCUUUCGAACUGCUAGGUUGGUAGGAGCAGGGACCGAGCAACAGGAGCUCACCCCGUUGCGGGGAUUUGAACCGCCAACCUUCUGAUUGGCAAGUCCUAGGCUCUGUGGUUUAACCCACAGGCUGUCCCUAUUUUCAGUGGAGAAAUGUCAGUGGGUAUGGAGUUAUGUGACCCCCCAGCCAAGGUGAUAACCUUUAGAAGACAUCUGAAGGCACACCUGCAUAGGGAAGGUUUUUUUAAUGUUUAAUGUUUUAUUCAGCAGGUGCAGAAUGCCGCGGUGAGACCCUUUACGGGGUCCUUGCCACGGGAUCACAUUCACCCGGUGCUAUACCAGCUGCACUGGCUCCCGGUGGAGUACAGAAUCAGGUUUAAGGUGCUGGUUUUAACCUUUAAAGCCCUAUACGGCCUAGGACCCUCGUACCUACGGGACCGCCUCUCCUGGUAUGUCCCAUGGAGGACCUUACGAUCUUCAAACAAAAACAUCUUGGAGGUCCCGGGCCACAGGGAGGUUAGGCUGGCCUCAACCAGAGCCAGGGCUUUUUCGGCUGUGGCCCCGAUCUGGUCACAAGAGACUAGAGCCCUGCGGGACUUGACAUCUUUCCGCAGGGCCUUUGGCCAAGGCACAGUCUGACCCCCUCCUUUGGUAAUCCUCAUAGAACUCUAGCCCAGUGGUUGCCAUUAAUUUGAUUUUGAAUUGAUUUUAGAAUGAAUUGAUUUUAGAAUGCUGUGUUACUUUUAUUGUUGUUAGCUGCUCUGAGCCCGGCUUCGGCUGGGGAGGGCGGGAUAUAAAUAAAAUUUAUUUAUUUAGGGGAGCUGCCCAGAGUGGCUGGGGCAACCCAGUCAAAUGGGUGAGGUAUAAAUAAUAAAAUUAUUAUUGUUAUUAUUAUUGAAUAGGGCGUCCCUAUUUUCCUCAGAGAAAUGUUGGAGGUUAUGGGAUUGGACAGCAUGACUAAAAGCAUAAGUGGAAACAACUAUCAUUUAAUAUGGUGCCAAAAACAAUCUGGAUUUCACCUAAAAAAAAUUUGUAACAAGUCUAUCAAACCAUCAUGCUCUCUUUAGUGAGUAAGCGCAGUUAUGCCCUGAUGUGUGUUUACUUGGAGGAAAGUUAUUUUGUACAAUGAGGCCUAUUUCCAUGAAGACAGACAUUGACUCUUUCAGGCUUUGUGCAGGACUAGUCUCAGGUGUUUCCCUUUAAAUUUAAUAAGAAACAUUUUGGUAAGCGCUAGCUUAUUAAAAUAAUGCUUCUUACAUAGAUUUUAUUUUUGUCUCUUGUGUACCUUAUUGUGCAUAGUUCUUAAACAGCAGAUAUUAAGACUCUGCCAUUCUAAAAUUGGAGAUGUCAGCUGAGAAAUCUAUAAAGUACUCUAGUUUGAAACUAUUUAAUAAAUGUUAGCUGCUGAUAAAAUCGGAACUGUGUAGUACCAUACAGUGACAAAGCUAAGACUUUGGUUUCUCUGAUGUACCUCCAGAUAACCAGUUUAAUCAGCAUUUAUCCUGAUCUUCUACCACAAAGGUUACACAGUGGUUAGGCUAUGUCUGGUCUUUAUUGAGCAGUAUUAGCCCUGUGCCCUGCAUUGCUCAGAAAUUCUAGGAAACAAACAAACAAACGAAAACCACCAGUGCAGUUUUAAAAUUAGUGUAGUUCUGAAAGGGGCAGUCUGCCCAUCUUGAUUCAAAAUGGCAUCCAGUUGUACCCAAACAUAAACGAAAACCUGCUCCUUGAACUUAGGAACCAUCAUACAAAAUUGGAUUACGAUACCUUAAGAGGCAGAGCAAACCGACAAAAAUAGCAACUUUCCAAAAUAUAUAGUAGAUCCAUUCUGAUUUGUUAUUGGGACAGUUAUAUAGCAAUGAGCGUUCAUCCUGAUUUGCUUGUGGGGUAUUUACAUGACUUUCUGUUGAAACAUCCAUUCAUUCCCACACUUUUCAAUGCCUUUCCCCAUCACAUUCCAAACUGCAAAAAAAGCCAUUUUUUAAAAAGCGGGUUUGUUGCACUAGGGCAACAGCUCAUAAGUCCACUUUAAUUGUGCAAACCUGAAGUUCUAGAAAGCACAUGAAUCUCUCCUGAAAAAUACAGAAAGUUUGAGGCACCCAGAGAGCAUUUUAUUUAUACUGUGUACACGUCCACCAUUGCCAGUCUUCUGCCUUAUUUUCUUUUUGAAAACCCAAUAAGAUGCAAAAAAUAAAAUAAAAAAGCAUUGUAACAGAUGGUUAUAAGAACUGUUUUCAAAUGUGGCAACUAAAGAUGUCCCAGCUGCUGAAGCUAUAGAUGUUUGUAUAAAUAUAGGAUUUAUGUAAAUCCUAAAUUCCAGAUAUGGAGCUGUCUAAUCUAUAGAUGUGACAUACAUUGUAAACCUCAAAAAUCCUAUGUUGGACUUACGUUCUCAUCCUUCGUGCUGUUAUCUCAUCUCAUGCCCUACAUGAUCGAAUCUGUUGCAGGAAUGAAGGGGAGAGGAUGUUCGGUGCAAGAUGAGAUUUAAUUUUAUUUCCAAUAAGUAGCCUCUCAGUAAGUGUGUCCACAGAAGGAUGGUCUUUAGGCCUAAAUCCCGAUUCUGGCUUAUCCAACGGAUUGUGCUUUCUCAAGCCAACCUUUGCAUUUCGUUCUCAUGAGGAGGAUAAUUUGUGGUACAUUGUUUUUAGUUUUUCCAGCCUUGGCUUCCAUGUUCCUCGUUAGUUUACUCAUCACUGUUAAAGCCGCUAAAAUCCCGUUGACCAAUGUGAUUUGAAUAGCCUAAUUCUAUGCAGGACCGUAGGCUUAAAUUCACAGCCUUUAAUUUCGUAGCUCGUGUUUGUGGAGAAAACCUGCGCCCGGGUUGAUGUUUGACAGUGACGGCCUUCUCAUUAUCAUGAAUGAUCACAGCUAACAGACGAGAACUAACUCCCUUCCACCACCCAAUUUUCUGUUCCACUUGCUGCGUUUCAAUUAUUUUGUUUUAUUUUAUUUUUUAUUUGCACCUUAAACGCAUUGUGAAAGAAACCCAAGAAUGUUCUGGCACCUGGCUGCAAAGCGCAAAUGUCUCUUUUGCAUUUCUGCAUGUGCUUAGGUGUACUUCAAUGGCUACCACGGUGACACUUCCGAAACAAUUCUAGUGGGCAACGUGGAUGAGUCUGGUCAAAAGUUAGUGGAGGUUGCCAGGAAAUGUAGAGAUGAAGCAAUUGCAGCUUGCAGACCUGGGGCUCCUUUCUCUGUAAUUGGAAACACAAUCAGGUAAGCCUUAUAGUGACAAGUAAAGGGAAGGCUGGCAAGUGGGACAAAGGUUAUUGGUGGUUUGGUACAAAGCUGAUGACAUGUUUUAUGAUUCAGAACCAUCAUUUCAGUCUGAUAUCACUAUGUGAACUGCCAGGCUGUAAUGUUGUUCCCUGGGUAAGAAAGGAUUUUUAAAAGUGAAUUACACUAGACAGGGUCAGUGGAUAUAGCCCUGUAGGAAAAGCCAAAGACAUUUCUAAGACUGGCUGACUCCUUACCUUUGCAGGUAUGAUUGGUAGCUGCUUUGACUACCUUAAUAAAAUCAUAUUGGAGAUGGAGGGGGGAGCGUUGUGUCUGUUGCCUGAUAAAUAAUGCCAGCAAGGACUUUUUAUCCAUGCCACGAAGAACUGCUAAAGGUUGUCAGAAUUAUUCAGUGCUACUAACCCCUUCCCCUUUUAUAAAAAAAUGCAGACAGAUUUAAAUGCAAGGGAUCUCCCUUUAGGAGGUCCAUCCCUUGUGAGAGGCUUUGAUCCUGGAACAAUAUGAUAAAACCAAUGGUCCAUCAUGCUCUGGUCUAUUAAAACGUAUUAUUUGAUCCUUUUACUAUUUGCACACAUUUUUUUCUUUUUUAAAAAUGUUGCGCCUUAAUGCCCUUUAAUUAAUAUGUUAAUGCUAUCGGGAAGAAAUUGCAUGAAUCUCGACGCCUACAAAACCACGCAUUGCUCAGAAUCCUGAAAAGAUGCUGUCUUCCCUUUCUCCCCCACCCCCCCUCUGUAUGAAUCUUCAAAUACUUUAAGAGAAAUAAGAAAAGAGAGCAGGAAAAUAUCAGUUUGAUGUAUUUAUAGCUUUAAAAAUAUUGUAACAGAGUCUGAAUCAAACUUUAGUAAAACCACUUUGGGUUAUAUCCGAGAAGCUUUUAUUGAAGACUUUGUAUAAAAUUGUGUUUUUGACAGUUUUAAAUUAUAGGCUAACUAGCCUGGGGAAAAAGGAUAGUGUCUAUCUGUUCUUUCAUAGGAAAUGUUGAAUCAGACCCCUACUGGGAAAAGAAAUUUAAUGCAUAUCUCACUAUCUUACUGUCCAUGAAUGUAAUAGAAGUGAAUUCAAAAUGUAGUUUUAUUUUUGCAAAUGGGAUGAGUCGAUGGAUGCAGCUCCAUAUUUUUGAACACCUAGGGUUCAACAAAUUUACUGGUGGUGCUCUUGCAUUUUAACAAAAUUUAUUCUCGAGUCGAAGGGGGCACAGAAGACGAGAUUCUUAUUCAAGCAUUCUCUCGAGCGCUGCAUUCAUGGCUGUGUCUAAAGGGCAUGUCAGCCUUUGAUUCUCUCUGAGAGGUAAUUAUCCUUUUCCUGUCACGGAACAACAAAUGAUAGCUAACUACAGAGGAACAUUUGCAGUAGUCACAUUCAUCAACUGCAGGGGAAAAAAAAUUCAAUUUAAUUGUGCAACACAGCUGCACAUAGGCUUUUUGAGCAUUGCUGUUGUUCUCCCUGUCUUGCUAUUCCUCCCUACCAGAUCUAUUUUUUAAACUUUUUUUCCCCUCUCUGCUUAUUUUUCCCCCUCUUCCACCUCCCCCCCACACCCCAUUUUUUUAUUUUUUUUGUCUCUUCUUCCAUUUUUACUCUCUGUACUUUCUUGUUAAAGUAAUUUUCCUUUGUGGCUCUCGUUCUUUUUUUCCCCCUCUCCCCCCCCCCCAUUGAAGGCUAUGAAUGUAGAAAAUUAUCACAAUUACUCAUAUAAUUGAGCCUCUUUGUAGCAAGUGCAACUCCAGUACCCUUUCUCCAUCAUGAAAAUGGUUUCAUUAUAGGGUUUUUCAUAUUCUCUGACACCAUCUACACAGAGGAAAAGGCGUGCAGAUGAGAUGUACUAGGAAUAGGGUAGAUCAGGAAGGUCACAGUGGGAAUAAUUAGCUCUGCUAUGGAAAGAGCAUCUAGGCCUUUUACCGCUACAUAAAUGUACUGUCCGUGGCUUUUAGUCACAAAAAAACUUACUAACAAAUGGAGCUCCCGCCUACUACUUUGAAAAAAAGAUUUGUAUCAACACUACAAUUUUCCAUCAUUAAGACUAAUAACACGGAGCCUAGUAUACAUCAAGGGGAAUAAAAAGAAAAAUCUCACAUUCAAGUGGCGACUGGGUGCUGACCUUUGUUCCCCGUUUUUUUUGUGUACGACUUAACUCUUUACAAAAAGAGAGCCACACGCCACACCAACACGCAGGUGAACUCCAGCCAGUGCUAGCAAAAGUAGCAGCAUUCACUUGGAAAAAUCUGAUAAAUCUCCACGCAGGGUAAUGCAUUUCAUUAGAUUCACCGCAUUAAGUCUAGCUGUAUUUUUUUUUUUUAAAGGAUAAAGAGAAGAGCAGAAUUGAAAGUGACAUUAGCCUCUCUCUCCCCCCCCCCCCGCUCUUUUUUGCCUUUCCCCUCCUCUCAAUGUUGAUGCAGAGGUCAGUAUUUCACCGCAUGUAAAUGCGUAUGCAAAGCUCAGUUGAAAAGCAAAUUAAUUUGGAUUGGUCGCAGUCACAAUCACAUCCAGAAUAACAGACCCCCGAUCAUCUGUGCUCCUACCUAUUGUCUGUUUUAAAUAUGCUGGUUUUGCUGAACCAAGGCUUUUCCCGGCCUAUUGCAAUGUUGCAUAUGUAGGCUUUGUCACUGUAUAUUCAUGUAAACAAGAUGAGAGUUUGGUGGGGAAAAUAUAUUGAUUUCUUCCUUGCCGGCAUUAUAGGAGAGACCUAUCAAGAUUUGAAUAUGUGUCCUUCUUUCCACAAAUGUGCUUGGUAAGCUUGCAGCGUGUAUUUUGAGAUUCCAUAGAAAACACAUUAUGUUAAUACAUUGGAUGCAUUUGAAUGGAUUCUGUAAUCCAGAAUGUUCAUCGAUUCUGGAACCAGAACUCAAAGAACUGUAGCGUAUCUUAUAGGAAGUCUAUUCCGAGAAAUGGAUAUAUUUACAAGAAUUAUUUAGCAGAUUGGUUUCCUUUGACUAGGCAAUUACUAACCUACUUUUAUUCCGUCCAUUUAAGUUGACCGCCAGAAUUCAGAUGAAGUGUAAUGACGAUUUGAAUGAUCUUUAUGUACACCUUCUGCGAGUUUUCUGUUAAAAAACCUCUGCAAGUUAGUUUCUAAAGCAGUGGGGCAUGUUCCCUGGAAGUCGUUACUUAGAUCUAAACAAACGAAUGCAAACAUAGUUGUAGUUAAAUCAAGCCAAUUUCAAACUUGUAGUUAAAAUUACCGAGAUAAGAGUAUCAAUAAAUGGUUUUAAAAUGUUUUAACUUAUAAAUAUAUGUUUUGAUAUUAACUUAGAACAAUACAAAGGCAGACUUUUAAAAAAGAAAUCUGUUUCUAUCAGAUUAUGCACAUUUAAACAAUAAGUGGCUCAGGCAAAAUAAGUCAUUUUAAUGUCAUCUGUGAUAGAUUUUCUUUGACAGCUACUGUAAAUUACAAUUACACUGCUUCUCCCUGCAUUUGGAAGUAAGCAUUGCAAUAAAUUAUCUUUUAUUUCAAUCCAUCAUGUCUGCCUUUCAGAAACAGAGCACCUUAAAUAAAAGUUCAGCUCUAUUGUAAGAAAAAUAUAGUAAUUUGUGAUAGUUUGAAACUAAAAAUGUACCUUUCUUUAAGGAGAAAGCCCUAAAUUGUGGGCUUUCAAAAAAUAUUAUUAAUUAUACUUCAUCGUACAUUGUCAUUAGAGGGAAUCCCUGAACUUGUGUAUUCUCUUAAGUCUAGAACUGCUGCUUAAGGAAAAUAGUUUAAAUUCUCCCGGGAGCAUUAUGUAAUCAACCGGGUAAACCAUUGUGAUACUGUUGGAAAAAAUCCAUAAUCCAACAUAUAGGUUCCAAAGUCAGGUUGCAUCUAUGUUGGCAAAAUUAUGCCCUUUCCACCUCGAUCAGUGCUGAUAACAGGGCAAGCGGGUUGCAUUUGGCGAGGCGGCCCCUUUCAAUGCUUCUGAAUCAGAAAUAAAACUGACGUCUUUGUGCAUUUGUUUGUUAGCAGUUGCUUCCUGUCUCUCAGGUUCUGUAGCCAUGGUUUGGUUCCCUGACACACACUUGAUUCCCACCCCCUCACCUUGUGUUACGUCUCUUCUGAGAAUUACGCAAUUUUGCAUUUGACAGUUGUAAGCCUGGCCGUUUCUUAAUAAGCACCUUUCCUCCCUGUUCCCUUUUUAAAAAACAAAACAAAAACAUGUAUUUUUUGCCUCUGUUAUUCCCUCAACACGAGAUUAGUAACACACAUCUAGCAAACCUGCAGAGGUGCGCAAUUACGCAAAACGUAAAAGAAGGUGGAAUUCUGCAAACUUGGACCAGGUCGGAGGGCGAAAGGAUAGGGCUCAUCAGAGCUUAACAAGGGACUAUAGACUUCUGUCCAGGAGAGACAGGUUUCUGUGCAGAACUCCUAGUACAGCCGUGUAAACUGUAGUCAGAACAUUUGUUCUGCUUUUUCAUCAUAAAGCUAGUUUGAGCAGUCCUUUCACUUGGGUGCGAAGGUAGGCUCUUCUGUGCUUUCGUGGAGAAACAUGCCAUGUGAACUGGUGGUUCAUGGCUGUCAUCAGCUUAGUUACCGUAGCAGCAAUCCACUCCACCGCCCAGCAAAAAAAAAUUUUUAGCUGCAAAUAUAGGAACUUUUGCUAACUCCACUGUCAUAGAUAUGGUUAACAUGUGCUGUUUGAGCGUGUACCCAAGCAACCUUGAGACUCUUCACGUGGGCAGAAAACGUACUGGGUGGGCUGGCAUAAACUUCAUCAGCUGCUUGCAGCGCAGAGUAUACAGGUUCCAUGUGCUUCAGGUGUGCUUCAAGCUUGUUUCUCACUUGCAACGAAAACCUUGCGCCAACAAUGCCUUGGCUCACAUUGCAGCCAUCUCCGUAGGCUAGGCUAGGCUUUAGGUCGAGACUAAGCGAAAAUAGAUUUAAAGGUAACAUGCAUUCUGCUGUAGUGCUCUGUAAGAGCUAUUAUUUUCGUAGGCGGAAGGGUAUUUAAAAUCUGCAAAGGGUGACAUCAUACUAUACCAUUUCCGAAUCAAGCGUAGGGGGCAGGGGCUGUCACAUAUGUGACAGCUUCUCCUAUGUGUAAAGCUGAUGUUCUAGGAUAGAGUUGGCUAUACAUCCAGAUUUUCUUGGACAUUACCAGGAUUUCAAAGGCAGAAAUAACGUCUGGGAGGUGUUUCCGAAAUGUGACGCUUUGUCCUGGAUCUUAGGCAAGUUAAUUGAAAAGGCGCAGGUUUUUUGGCAUUUUCGUAAAAAAAGAAAAAGCUCAACUACUUUCGGAUUUGUCUUAAAAACCAACUUUCUGGGUGUCCUGGUUUUUACUUUCUGAAAUAUGGCAGCCCUAUUCUAGGAAGAAGUCUUCUAGGUGAAGUUCCCCCCCUACAAGUGUAACAUUCAGUUUAAUCUUGCUAAAGGGGUGCUUGUAUAGAAAGAGUGUGCUGAAAAUCUAGAGGUGGUGUGGUUGAAGGAAACAGUUGUCCAAGUUUGCACACUUGAAUUGCCCUUUUGCACUCCUUGCUUCGGAGAAAAGGUCUUGUGUAUCCAUGUGUUUCAAAUCCAUUUCCUAACUGUUGUCCUCUUCCAUUCUCCCAAGUCUGCCCCACAAUAUUCAGGCUUUCUCAGUUGGAAAGAAACUGAGUCCAUAACAGAAUCAGAGCACCAGAUCUUUCUGUGUUCUUCCAGGCCAUAAACACCUUCUCUCCCAGCUUUAUUGACUAAUCUUCUCCUAGCUGCUACUUUUUAUUUCAGCUGAGAAAAGAAGGCAAGGAGGUAAUUGUGAAUCUUUGUCGCUACCUACUUCAGUCGAGAUUUCUUUCACCCGGUUCAUUGUUGAGGGGUUACAAGUUCAGCAUCUCUUCCCAAAGUUUUCCUUCAAAACACUUUUGUCACUUCGCACCUUGAACAUCUAGACUCCGGUGGCUCGCUAGGGUCACACAAAAUUUUGCAGGAAGAAAAAGCUUUCUGGGGCAUAGCUUUUUGUCAUUUGACUUUCAAGCCCCAAACCAAUUUUCCUGAUGCCAUCCCAGGAGAAACAUUUUGGAGAAAGCUCUCGUCCUUCUUCUUUCUGUGGCACGUCAAUGACACUUGCUGUUACUUUCUUUUUACUGGAUCCCAAGUGGAGAAAGGGGAGAUGGUUGGCCUUUUAUCUUUCAACAUCUCCUCUCUAGUCGUCACUGCGGAUAGGUGAAUCUGCUAGUUUUGUUUUCUCUCUGUUUCUCGUUUCCCCCAUCUUUUGGUAUGGAUUUGGUACGAUUUUUGCAAAAUUGUGAAUUCAGAAAGAAAGAAAGAAAGGAAGAAAGAAAGUCCUCACACAAACAUGUCAGCAUUUCAAUCCAUAUUCCUCCUAAUACACACAUUUUUCUUUGUUUGGAGAACCACAUCCUAAAAUUCAUGUAUUGUUCGUAUAUUUUUUCAGGAAGCGUAAAUUAAACAGGAUUGCACUAAAAGGCGAACAGAAGCAAACUGUCUCCCAUCCCUAGUUGUCACUUAGGCCCCUAGAACACAGAGCAGUGUGUGAUUUCAAAGUGUGCUGUGAGAGGCCUUUUUCCCACACUUGUAGCUCUACAGCUCUGCCUCUCCCCAAUGCGUUAUUAUUAUUAUUAUUAUUAUUAUUAUUAUUAUUAUUAUUAUCUUUAAAUGCUGGCUUUUGCGUGUCCACUAACUGACAAAAGGGCCUUGGGGCCUAAUGUACAUUAAAAAUAGUUGGGUUUUGUCCUAGGAAAUUUGGGUUCAGGUUUCCAGUUCAUCCAUGGUUUUACUGGUUGGCUUUGGGUAAAGAAAUGGCUUUUAGCAUCUAUUCCAACAUCUGCAAAAUCGGAAAAAGCUAAGCACCUUGCAGAACUAGGCUUGCAAAGUGCCAGUGUAUCUUUACGAAGCACCGUAAUGCCAGAGCCAUCGGCAGAACUCUGUGCAAAAAAAAUUAUUGAAGUGCAAAGUCAUGAAUGGAGGAAAAUGCAGAAGAAACCUAGUUUGUGCUGUUGAUUAGCUUAGACAGACACUGGCCUUUGAAAUAAAUGUUAAGUUCAGUUGAAUUUCGCUGUGCUGAUUUGCCUACUUUCUAAAAGGAGAGGUGCUGGAUGAUUUGUGUAGUCAUCUCUGCCUACCACCUAAAUUUAUUUGUGUUUAAAAAAUGAUUGGUUGCCCUGAUAUAGAAGUAUGCAAACACAACACAAAAUAAAAGUGAAAGAAGGUUUAAAAAAAUGGGAAGAGAAAGCCAUCUAGAAAUUUAUUGCACCAUCAUUUUUUAAAUUGGGUGGUAAAGUGGCUUGGCAGGCACCUCUAUAAGAAAGAUGCUCUAUGACAUGGAGUGCAUUGGGCACACUGCAAGGUCUAAUUUCUUUAUAAGGUAUGGAACAUGGAAUGUGGUCUUUCCUAAAAAGACCAAAGAGUCCAAAGAAGUCCUUAGGCAAGAAAGUGCUCUCACAGACUGGUCCAUCAGCAGGUCUACAUCCCGCCGAGUUAACCAAGUACAACUCCUUAUCAGAAGUUACAAUCUCAUAUCAAAGCAUCUUAGCUCAAAUAGCAUCGUGCCCAGAACUCCAGUAUGAUAUGAAGCAGGAAAAAACUCAAGGACUUUGCUCACACAGCUUUCCUGGGACAACUAUUCAGCCUUGGCUUUAAGAUAUCUGUGGAUGGAGAUACCCCCACAUCUUUAAGCCAACCUCUGCUGCUGCAACCACUACUCUUCUGGACAUAAGGUUGUUUAUUAAUUGUCCGGUUUAAAUCUUUUUACCUUCAAUUUGGGCUCAUCAUUAUGUGUCUUGUGUGGUUACAGUAGACAAAGAGCUGCUGACCCUGAUUCUGCUUAAUUAAGGCAACUUUUCUAUCUGACCAUAGUUAUCAAAAGAGUCACAAUAAUGAAUUUUCUGCCAUGAAAUUGAAAGCAGGCAAUUUAUUAACACAGUAGCCAGGAGUGGUUUGAAGGUUGAUUAUGGUGUGUUUAUAAAGGUUGGGAUUCAGCUACGUUGCUGUGUGUGCGGAACGAGGUCCACUUGUGCAAAGGAGCUUGCCCCUUCUCCUCUCCCCCAAGCCCCCCAAACCCCUAAAUAUAUUCUGGGAGUUUGAGGAGGGGAACAAGCAUAGUGGGUGGGUGGGGAGUCUUAUUGCAUGACCAGACCUUGUUCCCUAUACUUAUACCCCACUUAGCACUAUGGUGAAUUCCACCCAUGGAAUUGUACUAAGUUGUCUCCUUAGUACAAUAACAUCUGCCUAUGGCCGGGAUCUCUCUUCUCCUCUCUUCCCAUAUUCACCCACCUGCACACAUCUGUUCUGUGUUACCACCACCACCACCACCCAAUACUCCAAAGCAGAUUUGGGCCACACACCACAAGGGCAGAGAGAAGAGGAAGUCCUGACUUCACACUAAUAGGACAACUUGGUUGGAUACCAUAGAUGGGGAAGGGUCCAGUGCCAACAUGGACACGAUGCCCGCAAGUGGACUCCCAUAGGCUCAGUAGGCCUUGUUUUCUCCCCACACCACACAUACACUUGCACACAGGCAACACACCGGGGCAUUACAGUAAAUGAGAGGGGCCUGCCCAUGCCUCGGUCCAGUAUAUCUGAAGGAGCAUCUCCACCCCCAUCGUUCUGCCCGGACACUGAGGUCCAGCGCCGAGGGCCUUCUGGCGGUUCCCUCAUUGUGAGAAGCCAAAUUACAGGGAACCAGGCAGAGGGCCUUCUUGGUAGUGGCGCCCGCCCUGUGGAACGCCCUCCCAUCAGAUGUCAAAGAGAACAACAACUACCAAACUUUUAGAAGACAUCUGAAGGCAGCCCUGUUUAGGGAAGCUUUUAAUGUUUGAUGUAUCACUGUAUUUUAAUAUUUGGUUGGAAGCUGCCCAGAGUGGCUGGGGAAGCCCAGCCAGAAGGGCAGGGUAUAAAUAAAUUAUUAUUAUUAUUAUUAUUAUUAUUAUUAUUAUUAUUAUGCCACCCAGGUCCUUGGGCAUCUUUCCAGUCUGCAGGAUGAAAUUCAUUCAGACUCCAUGUCAGAGAAUAAAGAAGGAUCGUGGCUCUAUAGAGGCUGAUGGGAAUUUUCUGUCUUUAGUACAGGCACAAUAGGAUUAGACUAUGUCUGUAAUAUGCUCAAGGUCCAGGGUGACUAACAGCCUUUAAUAUAUAUAAGGUAAGAUCAGUGGGUGACAGUUUUUUCUACAGACCUUUCUCCCACCUCACCCUUUGGUUUUGGUGGCAUGCUCCCCCUUUUAAGGCAGCAGGGGAGCUGUCUUAAUUGCACAUUAAAAAUAAGCUAACAUAAACCAAGAAUCUUUGGGCAUACAGAGUAUGGGGAUGGUUUAACAUCGCGCUUUCUGCGCAAAGGUUGUACACACACAGCAGAUUUCUCUAUUCGGAUUACAUUUCCCUUAAGCUUUCAUUACUGCUGUUCCGUCCCUUAAAUGACAGACUAGCAAUGACCUAUGUGUCUUGGUCUGCCUGAGCCCAGUGCAGUUAAAGUUCUUCAGAUGAACCCACUCUUGUCCCAAAAUAAAAUAAAAAAGAUGGGGAGGUUUUGUGUGAAUGCAAGUAACACCCAAAGAAUUGGUCUGGGAUAAGCUUGUACAAACAUUUGGAACCCAACUGCAAGCUACAAUAGCAGAAAAAGAUGAGUCAGAUCUCAUCUCUCCAACAGGGGAGAGCAGACAAAGAUUGUUUUCUAAGGUAAGCCAAGGAGGGAAAAUUUGUCCCUCUUCAGUCAGGUGUAAUUUGCAGCACAGUUGCACAGCAUGAGACCUCACUUAGGCAGAUGCCCAUCUCUCUAUUGUCAGCAUAGAUGCUGCAUGGGAUCUGCACCUCAAAAGUGUACUACACUGGUGGUUUGACUAUUUAUACAUUAACUUCUGCUCACUGCUGACUCACAACCGGCUUGUAAAGUAGUCAAGCUCUUAGCGGUGGUUCUGUGGUCCAUCAGAACUGUGUGUUGUUACUCUUGGGCUUUAGAGAACCUGAAUUCAUCUCUCUGGGGAGCUGUGAAUAGGAAUAUGAACAACCCACCCGUUGAGAGGAUGAUUUUUAGAACCAUAAAGCACCCAAAAGUUUCAGUUGGUAGGUCUCACAAUGAAAAAGAAACUAUUGGUUUUAAUGCAUUCCACGACCCCUUUAAGAUGGGUUAAUGGAGGGGUCACCAUCCCUUUUCGGCCCAUGGCAUAUUUGCAAAUCAGAGAAACUGCCAUGGUAAAGGUAAAUGACCCCUGGACAGCUAGGUCCAAUCAAAGGCAACUGUGGGAUGCGGCUUUCCUCUUGAUUCAGGCUGAGGGAGCCGGUGUUUAUCUACAGCCAGCUUUCCGAGUCAUGUGGCUAGCAUGACUAAACCGCUACUGGUGCACAGAGGACUGCGAGAUGUGCCGGCGCGCACGGAAACGCCGUUUAUCUUCCUGCUGCAGCUGUACCUAUUUAUCUACUUGCACUGGCGUGCUUUCGAACUGCUAGGUUGGCAGGAGCUGGGGCAGAGCAACGGGAGGUCACUCUGUCGCGGGGAUUCGAACCGCCGACCUGAUCGGCAAGCCCAAGAGGCUCAGUGGUUUAGACCACAGCGCCACCCGCACCCCUUAAACUGCCAUGGAUAUCCUACACAGCCCACAACCAUGCACACACUGCAACCUAUUCUGUUGGUUGCAAAAUUAUUAUUAUUAUUAGUAGUAGUAGUAUACCGCCCUAUACCUGUAGAUCUAAGGGCGGUUCACAAGAUAAAAUUCCAAUAAGAAAAACACAAAAUACAUAAUAAGAAUAAGAACAGAAACAAACCAGUAAUCCCCCCUUCCACAACACAUUUAAAAGGCCAUCGGAUGUCAAUCAGCCCAAAGCUUGGUUAAAGAGGCAAAUCAAAAGGGCCCUUGAAUACUUUAUUUCAAGUCUAAUCUCAGCAAAGGAUGGGAGGGAACACUGUGGGCACCAGGGAAGGCUUCCUUGGGGGCAUAUGCACCCGUGGGCACCACUUUGGCCAACUCUGGCUUAGAGCCAUUUGGCACUGAGCUCAGGAAUGCUGAAUUCCCAGCUGUUUUGUGGCUCACUUCCUGUGUGCCCCGUGGCGAAAGACGCGCCAAAGAAAUCUUCCUGCAGAAACCAACAGUGAAAGCUACUAGAAUAUUCGCCAAACGUCCGUGAAAUCACAACAGGAAAUUAAAAAUGUGGUGGGUGUAUGUUUGUUGUACCUACUCUUCUCCCAUUGCCUAUUCACAUGCCCUAAUCACAACCCCCCCCCCAUUCUGCCAUUUGUACACAGACACCCCACAUUAUUCUCGUACUCUUAUGUCUAAUAGCUUCUCACCAAUACAAUAGUUGUAGCUCCUUGUGUACAGGACACACAGGCACUGAUGAGCUAAUGGCAAAUUCCAUAUAAAUUUUACAACAUGUUUUUUAUAAAGCAUUUUCAUAGCGUUUUUAAAAAUCUGUGUAGAUCCAGCCUAUAUCUGUUUCCAGCCACAGAAUACAGCCCCACCUGUAAGUUCUUCAUGCUAGCAGCUUAGCUUGUUAGCAGUCAGUAAGAAGCAUUAUUGGCAUGCGGUACAAUUAUGUCUGCUCAUUGUUUUGUGUUAUUGUGAGCCACUUUGAGCUCAGUGUUGCUCAGAAAGGCAGAAUACAAAUACUAAGUCAAAACAUAUAAGCAUUCUGUUACAUCACAGACCUUCAGGCAGUAACAAGGCAUAGGGCAUCUUUGCAAUGAAAUAAAACCAGACUUCUGUCUUGCAGCCAAUGGGGAUAUUUGUGUGGUUUUACCUCCAGUGUAUGUUGACUCUGGGUUUUUUUGGGGGGGGGCAGAUUUGUUAGGCUAUAAUAUGUAGUGAUUGGAAAACCACCACUUGCAGAAAUCUGGCUUCUACCUAACUCUUAAAGGAUACAGGAUAAAGGAUGAUUUGCAGCCUUCCACCCCCUCUCCUCUGUAUUUGGUAGCUGUAAGGGAAUCUGCGAAGAGGCAGAGGCGUUUGCAUAUUUGUGACAUACUUGUCUGAACAGAGUGAGAGUAAUGCUUCCUGUCGAGACAAAUUGAUUUUAUUUAUUAAAGAUGCUGAAACAAUUGUUGAGAGGGGCAGUGAAGAAAAGUAAACCCGAGCAGCAGCAACAAAAUGUCUGAAGAACAUGUGUCCUCCAGAGCUGCUUUUCUGCUCCGAAAAUCCAACCCCCCCCAAAAAAAUAAAAUUAGUGCAGCCUUAGUCUACAUUUUUCAUCUAGAAACCCCAUGCUUCAUUUGCUCCCAGACAUCUGCUUUCCACAGCUCCUUUUCCACUUGUCUUCUGCCCUUGCACACAGUAUGAGGGUGUGGCUGAUUUUGCUUUCUCUUUGACUUUCCUUUCUUUAUAUCUCCAUUUCCCAUUGUUUCUUUCACUCCACGCUUUCCUGACUACGGUGGUACCUCAGGUUAAGAACUUAAUUCAUUCUGGAGGUCCGUUCUUAACCUGAAACUGUUCUUAACCUGAGGUACCACUUUCGCUAAUGGGGCCUCCCGCUGCUGCCACACCCCUGCCACGCGAUAUCUGUUCUCAUCCUGAAGCAAAGUUCUUAACCUGAGGUACUAUUUCUGGGUUAGCAGAGUCUGUACCCUGAAGCGUCUGUAUCCCGAGGUACCACUGUAUUUUGUGUCUCUUUCUCCAGUGCCCCUCUAACAUUUCUGUCCCCCUCCCCUCUUCUCCCAUUGGAAGCCUGCUCUGAUCUUAAAAUGUUGUGAGACUUUUUCAGAACUCCACCUCACAGUAUCCUUUCCCCUCUGCCUUUCAUGCUGUUGUCUCUGUCUCUUUCCUCAGCUUCUUGUUCAUUGCCUACAUUGCACAUGCCUACUCAGCCAGCUCGCCUCCGAGCUCCCAGCUUCCCUACUUCCUGAGAUUUCUUCCCGCUUCUCACCCUGGCACACAAAACGUCUCCUCUCCCUGAGGCCAGUGCGCGGUUUAAUCCCAGCCAAAUUAGCAACCAUCCCUUCCCUCAUAGAAGCAGAACUGCAAACAUGGACAGCUUUGCUCUCCCAGCAUGUAGUAGGUUUGUAAACAAUAUUCCAUGCUAUCACACCGGCUCAGCCAAUCAGUAUCAGAGGCUUCACUGGCAGAAACAAUGCAGUAUGGAUGUGCAAUAUACUGUAUUGUUGUCACCUUUCACAAUAUUACAUCCAAUAGUAUCAAAUUUCUACUGUUCUGAAUGGGCAUUUCAGACAUGCAUUAGAAACUCUGCCCAAAUGAAUGGAUUACCCAUUUACAUCCUUAGAUGAUCAUCCACUGACUAGCGAUGAUGAUUAGAAGCCCAUGCUUUAGCCAGCUGUUCUGCUUUGAUUGAUUUAUAUAGUGUAUAUUUGAGACUAUAUUUUGAAUGAAAAUACAGUUGGGGAUUAUUAUUUUUAAUUGCGUUUAAAUUUUUAUUCUAACAAAGUAAUAAAAAUGUGCACCCCACCCCUGAGACCAUUCCAUUAUAACUAUCCAACCUCCCAAAAUUUUAACACCUCUUGUGAUGGUUUGACCCCUUUCCGUUUUAGCGGUACAAAUUCUACAAAUACCUUCCAUAUCUCCUCAAAAUAAUUUCUCCUGCAUAUUCCCCGUCUUGCCUUAAUAGCACAUGUCAAUUUAUCAUUAAUAGCUAUAUCCCACACUUCUUUAUCCAAUUCUUCCAUUUUAUAUUCAUCUUGCCCCAGCCACUUCCUAGCUAUCAUAACUCGUGCAGCUGUCAAUAAAUUUGUCAGCAAGUCCUCCAUAGUCUGCGAACCUUCCACCCCCGUUGUAGAUCGAUAACAAUGCUACCUCUGUACUUUUGGUCAGCUUUGACCCAGUGAUUUAUGUUAUCUCCUUAAACACCCUUUGCCAAAAAAAAUUGUACAUAUUUACACCCCCCACCACAUGUGAACAUAAGUCCCCUCCGACAUAGCACCGAAUAUUCCUUGUUUAUUUGAUUUAAUCUUACUGGUGUUAAAUACCAUCUCCAUACAGUAAUUUUCUUUUAUCCUUAUAGACAUUUUCUACGUUCAUUUCUCUUACAUUUUCCCCCAGCUUUGACUAUUUACCUGCCUGUUGUCUCCUUUUCCCACACCUCUUUCUGCUUUCUACUAAUAUUUUAUCAAUUUCGCUGGUUUCCCCUUUUUAAACUAUAUUUUCUUCUUUAGCUCCCUUUUUUAUAAUCUCUCCCCCCCCCCCAAAAUUUGUAUAUUCUUUGCAUUUCUUGUUUUCCCUUCACCAUUUCUUUGUUCAUUGCUCCCGUUGUAUACAGUUAAACAAAGUUAUUUUACUUCCUGAUAGAGUUCCUCUUAUUUGUUCUUUGCUUCUCAUUUUCUCCACCCAUUCCUUUAUUUUAAGUAUUUUCUUCUCUUUCGCUUCCUUUUCAAUUUCCUUUUUAAAAUUUACUGGGAAGGGGUGGGGUGGGGGGAAACUUCUGUUGCUGCUUUAGAGUAAAGCAUGAAAAAGACAGUCUCCAUUAGUGUCUCAAGAUAAGCAGGAAGAAAAAGUCAGGCAAACCCAAAUAGAAAAUUGAUUAAAUUAUUUUGGCACCAGCAAGCACACACUUGGAGAAAAGCAGAGAGAUAUACAAAGGCUUAGUGCUUCAUGGAGGGGGGAAUAAUGAAUCGCUUGUUCUUAUCUCUUUUUUCUGUUCAUUUUUAUGUGUUAAGUGAGAAAACUGUUAACUUCCUAGCUUCUCAUUUCUACUGCUCUUUUCGGUGACUCUAGUGAAACAAUUGCGUUUUUAAAAAAACACUUCUCAAAUCCUAGUGAGAUUUUUUUUUGGAAAAAAAAGAAAAGAAAAAUCUUUUAACUUCCAUGUUCCUUCUUCUUUGUGUCAUUACUUAACUCCCUGUGAGUAUUUAGGAGAUCCAUAAAGACAUUUGAGCUAUCAUACAUUUGAGAUCUAUACUCUGCUGUGCUCCAGAAUCAAACAAAAUACUGUAAUAGCUAAAGAUUUUUUUUGUUGGUGUGGUAGGCAAGCAGUAGCUAAUCUAUAGGGCCUGUUCAAAAAAAAAAUCCAUUCAAGGUGUUAUCUGUGAGCAACAUUAAAAGUUAUUGACCUAGUUCUUCACUCUCCUACUUUCCAGCUCUGGGGUGCCAUUCACUGUAAUGGCAGCGCUAUUGUAGUGGCAGCACAUUCUUGAGCAAUGGGGCAGAUGUGUGGGCAGAUGCAACAAAAGCUCCAUCUAAAUAGACCCAGAGGAAGGAAUCAAGUCCUCACCUUCACGGGCAGAUAGGGCGAUUUAUUUGAAAUCAAACUGGCAAGUAUAGUCAACUUUUUUCAAAAUAAAAUAAAUGUAGCUUCUUUAAAUGCCUCGACCCUUGGGCUUCUGCUAAGCUCAUAAACUGUGUGGAAAUCAAAGCCCCUGUGUGAGAGACAGGAAAGGGGAAAUCUCAAAGGGUGAGAGGCUGGGAUAAGAGAUGGGCACCCCCAGGUGAGAGCAGGAAAGAUACCCCCUUUUCUGGGUGGGGCAAAAGUUAAGAUAUGUUUGUGAGAGAGGAUCCUGUAUUUUUCUAUCUCUUCUAUCUUUUCUUUGUUCUUUUAUUCUCUUUUUUUGUGUGUGUGUGUAACUAGCUUGUCUUAUAUUGUGCUGUGAAAAGUGUUAAGGAAUAUAUACAAUAGUACCUCGGUUUUCGAACGUCUCCAUUGACGAACAUUUCGGAACUCGGACGCCGAAAACCCGGAGCUAAGUGCCUCCUUUUUCGAAAGCGCCUCAGAAGUUGAACGGCUUCCGCUGAGUGUUUCUCAAUUUUCUCAAUUAAAUUUGCAGACUGCCCUUUGCACCUUGGUUUUCGAACGUUUCAGAACUCAAACGGUCUUCCAGAACGAAUUACGUUCGAAAACUGAGGUACCGUCUGUGUGUGUGUGUGUGUGUGUUAGUUAUCACAUGCCCACUGCAAAUAACACAGGAUGGUGGCUCUCUUAAGAGAGGUAAUUGCAACAUUUCCACAUCAAAAGUAUAUACAUGGCAGAGUUUAUGAAUGCAGUCUCUCAUGCCUUCCAUAUACACACUGACAUACUACUGUGCUUGUUUCAAGAGUAAAAGGUAAAGAUAAAGGACCCCUGGAUGGUUAUGUCCAGUCAAAAGCGACUAUGGGGUGUGGCACUCAUCUCACUUUCAGGCUAAGGGAGCCGGUGUUUGUCAACAGACAGAUUUCCAGGUCAUGUUGCCAGCAUGACUAAACCGCUGCUGGUGCAACGGAACACCGUGACAGAAACCAGAGCGCACGGAAACGCCGUUUACCUUCCUGCCACAGUGCUACCUAUUUAUCUACUUGCACUGGCGUGCUUUCGAACCGCUAGGUUGGCAGAAGCUGGGACAGAGCAACGGGAGCUCACGCCGUCGUGCAGAUUUGAACUGCCGACCUUCUGCUCGGCAAGCCCAAGAGUCUCAGUGGUUUAGACCACAGCACCACCCACGUCCGUGUUGUAGGAAACUACAGCAGCCAUUUGUUGUCUCUAUGGUGAUGCAAUGCAUCUCUUAAGUGAGGCUUUUGUGGAGCAGGAAUUGGAGCAAGUGGGACCCUAGACUUUCAUCCAAUCCACUUUCAUUCCAUGAAAUUCCCUUUUAAGUGGUGAUGGUGGUGGUCUUAAAUUCCAGUAAGAGUGCCUAAAGAGUCUUCUGAUUGAAGACCUCUGUCUCUGUUCCGCAAAACAUGUCAGCCAUCUGCCAUGUAUAAAAAUAAGGAAAUGUGAAAAUACAUUUCACACUGAUUAGGCAAUGCAGCCCAGUGGCGGAGCUUCAUGUUCCGGCACUGGGGGGCAGAGAGCAGGCGGGGGCGGGGCUGCCACCCAGAGGGGCGUGGUGUGCGUCCUGGGGGCGUGGCACGUCGCUUGCAGGGGCGUGGCACCCAGCGCAGGCAGGGUGGCAGCUGCGAUGGCACCCUACUGGGAUUGUGCUGCCGGGGGCGGUGCGCUCCCCCCGCACUCCUCUUCCUCCGCCAAUGCUGCAGCCCAAACACUGAAAUGAGGACAGCAGCGAACUCUGGAGAACCUUGAGUUUUGCAGAACUAUUUAAAAAUCCUUUUUUAAAAAAAAUUAGCAAAAUAGUCCUCUACCCCUUUCCUUAAAAACACAAUAUAAUAGAGCAAGGAGUCAAUUGGUUUGGCUUGAACUCUGAAAUGAAGUACUCCUGUUACAAGGUGAGAAUGUACUGCAACAUUUCAUCUAUGUUCUAUAGCCAGAUUAAAUACCCUUUGACGCAGUAUGUUUCACUUCCAAGAGUCAUGCUUAGUUCAGAUGCUUCUCUUGAACUAACGGCAUUUGCCAUUAGUUACUCCUUUUACUCCCAGCCUGUUAUAAUGGACGAUACAAGUUCACCCAAGUACCCGGUAUAAAAGAUCCCUCAAACCACCCUCACUGAACCGGGUUUUUUGGUGGGUUGUAAACCACAGAGCCUAGGGCUUGCUGAUCAGAAGGUUGGCGGUUCGAAUCCCCGCGACGGGGUGAGCGCCCGUUGCUCGGUCCCUGCUCCUGCCAACCUAGCAGUUCGAAAGCACAUCAAUGUGCAAGUAGAUAAAUAGGUACUGCUCCGGCGGGAAGGUAAACGGCGUUUCUGUGCGCUGCUCUGGUUCUCCAGAAGCAGCUUAGUCAUGCUGGCCACAUGACCUGGAAGCUGUACGCUGGCUCCCUCGGCCAAUAAAGCGAGAUGAGCACCGCAACCCCAGAGUCAGCCAUGACUGGACCUAAUGGUCAGGGGUCCCUUUACCUUACCUUGUAUCUUAAUGCUGUGGAAACUGUAGCUCGUUAGCAAAUUGCCAGCCUGUGCAAAUUUGUGUUCUACUCUGGGAAAAUAUUGACCUUUUCUAUUAAAAUAUAUAUAUUAAUUUACCGGUGUCAACUCCACAUGUAAACUUGGCCGUUUAAAAGUGCUUGGGAAUGCAACCUAAAGGUUUUGUCCACUCAGCAAUUGUGGUGGCUGCAUUGUUCUGUCCAACUGCAUUAAAAUUGCACCUGAGGAGAGAGGUGCUCAACCAUGCCUAUUUGCUGUGAUGACGGCCUUCGGGGAGAGUAACAAUUUGGUUUUUAUUAAUAUCAGAUGUACUCUCGGAGUCGAAAGAGCUUGCUUGGGGAGGAGCAGUGGCUUCGUUUUAAGGCAGGCUCCUUUGUGUGCUGAAGGGCACACAUUAUAAGUCUCCAAUUAAAAGGAUCUCAGCAGACCCUGGAGAGCUGGCUGCUGGUUGGAACUGAUGCUACUGAACUCGAUGGAACCAAUGAGCCGACUCGGUACAAGGGAGCUAUCAAAAUAGCAUUUGUGCCCCCUUCCGAUUUGUGCCUGGAUUUGUAGAAGAAAUGAUUUGGGGUUUGUCUUUCAGCUUGGCACUAAUGCUCACACCGAUGCAAUGAUUGGUAGAACUUUAAAAAGCAUUGCCUGCUUAGUUACUCUAUGUCCAGUCCCAUGAUAAACAUUACUUUGCUUUUAAAGGGUCGUCUGGUUUUUUAGUACCCUGUGAAAGAAGAUUCCUCUCUUGUCUUCCGAAGCCCCAAAACUCACUGCUAAAGUUACCCACCUUAUUAUGUCUUCCUGGGACAGAGAGCUUUUUAUGGGAGGCCACAAUCUUUUUAAAGACAGUGUUUGCUAUUCCGUAGGUAAGCACAUGGGAAGCACAUUGGAAAUGUGACAGAAUGGUUACAUUGCUCAAAGAAUGUCGUUUAACCCGCACUGAACUUGCAGCACUGAAAUUUACUGAACCGGGGGAAGUCCCUAAUGGGUUAAUUGAAACAAGCGUGAAUACGUAUCUGAAGAGAUUUAAUGUUUGAUUCAUUCUUUGAAUUCUGGAGUGUCUUUUUCUUUCCUGUUAAAUGCUUUCACUUUUGCUCUCCUUUAAAGCCAUAUAGCCCGUCAGAAUGAUUUACGAGUGUGCCCCUACUUCGUUGGGCAUGGGAUAGGAUCUUACUUCCACGGUCACCCGGAAGUUUGGCAUCAUGGUAAGAACUUCCCUCCAUCAUCUGUUCAUGAGCCUUGCACUUAGUGUUCACAUGCAGGAGAUGUGCUCCUCCUUUCCAGCUUUAAAAAAGAAGAAGGGGGGGAAAUGCAAGUGGGAAAUAGUCUUAAAACAGCUAGUGUGGUGGCCUCCAAAUGUUGCUGGACUACAACUCCCAUCAGCCCAAAUUAGCAUGGCCAGUAGCCAGGAAUGAUGGAUGUUGUAGUCCAACCACAUUGGAAAAGCUGAAGUCUGCACUCGUCACGUCUGGCCCAAUUGCCACAAGCCUGCAUGUAUUAAAAGACACUGGGGAUUGCUUGCAGGAGUGUUCUUGAGGAGUAGUCUAAGACCCUUGAGCCCUGCCUCUUUUAUGCUGGGCCCUAUAUCUCCUACCCUUCCCUGCCCUUAUUUGUAUUCAUGUUUAUUUUGCAUAAAGGGACUCCCAGCCUUGCUGCAAAGCUCAGCGCUGGUGAGACCCCAGCCACCAGCCACCUAAAUGUGCUCAGAGACACCUGAUCUUGCAUCGAUACAUAUAAAUAGCAUGUGCCCAUUUUCAUAUUGGGUCUGUACCCUGAAUCUUUUUAAAUAUCUAGCAGCACCCCUGGCUGAGCGAGACUGUUAAAAUUACAACAACAAAACACAAACCCCGGAUGCAUUACUGAUCUCAACAGUUUCCGGAGUUGCAUUUUGUUUGAGGUUCUCCCUGUUAGGGUAUAGUUCCAUUCCACCUUAAAAGGGUACAGGCAUGACAUUUGUGUAUUACAUGCCUGUUUACUACCAGCUCUCGCUGGGAACUUCCGUUGAAUGCAGCAUGUGCAUGUGAUACACAAACGUCAUGCCUGUACCCUUUUAAGGUGGAAUGGAACUAUAUCCUAACACUCCCCACCUCCAAACAGACUCCAGUUCCCGUCAGCCACAGCCAACAUAAUCAGUAGCCAGGGAUUAUGGGAGUUUUACUCCAUAACAUCUGAUUUCUGAGUAUGCCCCCUGCUUGGUUGGCCAUGGGAUCAGAGCCGUCUUUCCCAUUGGUGUUAGUGGUUCGUUGCGCCAGGGCGCCAGCCUCUCAGGGGCGCCCUAGUGAGUGGGGGAGCUGCACAGCUUUGCCGGCAGCCUCCCCUUUCCCUGCAUGCCCACCAGCUGUGCCCCUGACAACUAUAUAGCUGGCGGGCAUGCAGCUUCCCUCCCCAGCCUCUGCAUCUGCUAAAGAUGGUCCUGGUCAUUGUCCUCCUCCUGCUUUGCAUCCCAACGCCAGAGAGCAUGACCACCAGCAUGUUUUCCUGCUUGAUCGCUGCCACCAUGCUGGGGAUCGGGGCAGUGGGAGAGGCAGAGGACAUUUUCCAUCACCCCCUCCCUUGUUUUGGAGUUGCCGGGGGGGGCGCCAGAUAUGCUUAAGAUGGCCCUGCAUGGGAUUGGAUCUUACUUCCACGGCCACCUGGAAGUUUGACAUCAUGGUAAGAAGGCCCUUCCAUUAGCUACCCCUGCUUUAGACUGAAGCGAUAUCUACUGUUGGGAGUUAGUUUGGUUGUGGGGGAUGUUGCAUGGUUCUUUUAAGAUCUUGACGUGUUGCAAGACUAUAGGGCAGCGUGGUCAACGUGCCUUCCAGAUAAUUGUUUGAUAACAACUCUCAUCAGCCCUAGCCAGCAUGACCAAUGAUUAGGAAUUGAAGUCCAAUAACAUUGGGACUACCCCAAGUCUCACUACCUUCUGGAAAACGUGGGCUGAAGGAUUUUCUUACGUAUAAAGUCAUCACGAUCUUUUACGGCACUGAAGCUGCUCGAGUCAGCAUUACCAUUCCCAUCUAUCGUUCUAAACAGGCUGAUGUGGAGAGUUUGCAGAGACAUGUUGAAUUCCCAAUGACCACAGCAUCAAGGGAGGACUUUGGGAUCACAGCUGAAACACACAGCUUUUGUGUUGCCCUUUGGAGGCUGCCCAUUGUUUAACUGAAAGCUGUGGCAGGGUGACAUUUCGAAGGCAGCGUAUUUAGCCUCCAUUUCUGCAGAUAGGACUUGAGUGUUUUGGUUGCAAACAGGGAGCCUUUCCUGGAGUGCCAGGCUGAAGUGCUUUUGCUCUCCCUGAUGCAUCUUCUGAAAUAAGCUGUUGCUUACAAAAGUUCGUGCCGCAACCAAUCUAUUGUUGGCAUCUGUCUGUCUCGAGAGACAAUGGAGUGCGCCUCCAGGGGUGAAGUCAGACCACUGUGUUAGCGGCACCAAAGUGACCUCCCCUGAGCGCAAGCCUGGGCAGUGUGUAUAGAGGUCCUGAGCUACCCAGAGAACAAGACUCCCUUCUCAGCCUCGCUGAUGUGGUCCAAAGGAAAGCAGAGCAAUAGGUUUGGCACCAGCUUGGCUGCAGGAGUUGCCAGAAGAAGGCAUGCAAACCACCAUCCAACUAUCUUAGGGACUCCACUCUCGAUUUAUGUAAGGUUUACUCCUUAGCCUUUUCUUCUCUGGAAGAUAUCUCACAAGGCAAGAGAUAUCAGAAUGUUCCUUCUCCAAGGUGGGCUAUCUUCCCAAGUGGAUGAGCCCCACCUGCCCCUUAUUUUCCUCUCCAUCACGUGCAGAAACUGCCUUCUUGACCAUUGGGCCCACUAUGGGCUAAGUUCACCCUUAACACUGGGCUCUCUGAAAUUAGAGUGGAGCUUUGAGAAUAAUCUGAAUUGACCCCUGCCCAGUAAUUCAGUAUCAUUUGACAAAUAAGAGCCAGGAUUUAGGGUCCAGGUGUGUUUGCUCUCCCCCCCCCCCAAGUAGACUCCGGUUCCUGUAGCUAUUGCCCUUAGAAUCACAGAGUUGGAAGAGGCCCCUUGACUUUUUUAGCUGAACUGAGAAAGGACGGCACAAGAUUUUCCAAGGUACCGCUUGUGAGAUUCUUACUGACGUUGGAGUAGUGGAAGAAGCAGAUCAGAAGCUCCAACUUUUCUUUGAUGCAGAGUGACACUCACUGCCUUUGUUGUGGUCUCCCCUCCAAAUAGAAUUGUGAAUCAACUUUGUGCAGCAGCAAAACCAUGCCCAGGGCUCAGUGUUGCUAAUAAAAGUCAACUCCUGGCAAUCGCCCCAACCUCACCCUUUUGGUUACAUAGGCACUUGGAAAGCAAAGAGCUAGGACAGAAGUGGGCAUGGGUGGGGGUUAGGAGGGGAACCCAGAAUUCGACCCUCACAAUCCAAAUUGAUAUCACACAAAGAGAGACAAAGAAGGGAGGAGAAGACAAUCUCAUGUUCCAGCAUUUUUGCACAUUGCUCCAGAGCAGGUCCUAUCGCUUUACAUACUUCCAGCUGAAGGUGCUGAGGGAGAAACCAGGUGUUGGUACAAUGAGAACCUACUGCAGGUGCAUUCUGGAUGUUGGACUUCAGAUCCCAUAAUCCAUGACUAUUGGGGCUGUGCUGGUGAGAGCUACAAUAUCUGGAGGGCUCCACAUUGGCUACCCCUGUUGUUAGGUAAAGGUACCCCUGCCCGUACGGGCCAGUCUUGCCAGACUCUAGGGUUGUGCGCUCAUCUCACUCUAUAGGCCGGGAGCCAGCGCUGUCCGCAGACACUUCCGGGUCACGUGGCCAGCGUGACAAGCUGCAUCUGGCGAGCCAGCGCAGCACACGGAACGCCGUUUACCUUCCCGCUGGUAAGCGGUCCCUAUUUAUCUACUUGCACCCGGGGGUGCUUUCGAACUGCUAGGUUGGCAGGCGCUGGGACCGAACAAUGGGAGCGCACCCCGCCACGGGGAUUCGAACCGCCGACCAUACGAUCGGCAAGUCCUAGGCGCUGAGGUUUUACCCACAUCGCCACCCGCGUCCCACCCCUGUUGUUAGUGCCUCCUUAUAAUUCAGAAAUGCUUCUGUUUGCUUUUGCUUUAAGGGAAACAAAACUUAGCAGUUGGACAAUGAUUGCUUUUGAUUUGAUUUGAUUUUUAAAAAAGAAAAAGUGUUUUUCCACCUUCAGUUUAAAAAAAUAAUAAUUCUGAAACAUGGUGAGGUGGGGUGGCUUUAAGUUAAAAACUCACAGAGUUGCAAAGCAGCCUGAAUUUAUUUUCUUCCUGAUCUCCUCUCCCCCCCCCCCCCACCUCUUUCUGCAUCACUGAAAUCCACCAGCUAACGGGGGUUAACUCUGCCUUUGGUGACCAGGUUUGCAACAACUGAAGGCUCGAAUUGGGCUGCAAUGUCUCGAAUUGGGAAUAAUUCGCUAUGUGGGCAGGAUGGAGAGCGAUUUGGACCUUUUUGAGGAAUGGGUGAGGUGUGCUUCGUUUUCAGGCCACCACUACCUCAAAUACUAAAAAGAAACUCUGCUCCCCAAAAAGGAUUGCAGAUAUACUCUACUGAGGGCGGGCGCGCAAUUUCCCCCUUGUAAUUGAAACGCUUCUUUUUUUCUCCACUCCACAGAGAACGAAAGCGAUUUGUUAAUGCAAGAGGGCAUGGCGUUCACAAUAGGUUAGUUGCGGUUUGUAUCGAAAAGGGGAGCCACCUUCUAUUCUAUUCGGAUUGACUCAAAAUCGCCAGGUUUCUGUUUUUGUUUUGAAGGCAUUCGGUGCGUUCCCCUGGCCCCGGUCUGCAUAGCUUGCUUGUUUGUACUGGAUAUAUGAUUUUUUAAAUUCCACCUCUCCCCACCCUCCAGUUUUCGCCCCGAUCCAGCCAGAGUGAGUUGCAACCAGUCACAACUGCUGUCGCACCCUCGGAGCCUCUUACUGUUAUCGAUGUGCGCGCAUUAAUCCUCGGAAGUAAAACGAAGUUUACGCAGCGCGUUGCUCCCCUGCCCAUAUAGAACCGCAGAACUAUAGAGUUAGAAAGGGGUCCCACAGGAUCAUCCACCCCAACCCCCCUGCGAUGCAGGAAUCUCAACUCCUUAAAGACCCUCCCAAGAAAGAGAGUUCACCACCACCUCCGGAGGAAGUCCCCCUUCCCUAGAUGAGUGUUUACCCUCCCAACAGCCCUGCAGAGUUGGUCGUUUCGACGGAAGUGCGUGGAACAAAUCAAGAGGGGGAGGGAGGAGGGGAAGAGAUGGAAAUUCCUCAGUCCAUCAAAAUGACAGAUGUGACUUGCGCUUUGGCAAGCCACGCGGUUUGAGGAGCUGGGUUUUCCGCAAGAGCACAAUCUAAAGUCUCUGUGCGUGUGUCCCCCACCCCCCAAAAAUGCAAUGUUAAUCACCCUUCUUUCUUUCUCUCUGGGAACGAUUAUGCCCUUUAUUGCAUACCCAGGAGCUGCUGCUUCCUCGUUUUGAGCUCUGCUGAGUUCUGAGUAGCCAGGCAGCAGCCCUCGCCUUGGCGACUGAGCUUCAUCCUAAAUACCAAUCAUAGGGGGCGAAGGGGGGAAAAAUGUGUUCCGCGCUCACGGUGCGCCUAAAUGGCGCGGCAAUUAGAGGAAAAUAAGAAAAUUGUUGUUUUGCUGAUUUAAUGAACAUUUUAAAGCCUGCUCUUAAAGGGGGGAAAAAAACAACAACUAAUAUUUCUAUCCUAUCUGCUGUUUGGAGGAGAGUGGCUGGCGCUUUGGCUGUUAUGAUCCAUGGGGAUCUUAAUUAAAGCUUGAUUAAAAUGCCCUUCUUCGCACUUUAAAAACAGAAGACACCCAAGUUCAAGCCUGAAGGUUGCCACUUUCUCCUCCUCAGUUCAGGGGCUGCUUUCUUUGGUUUUAUUUUUAGGCAGUUUCCAAUGAGGUGGGGGACGGGGAACGCACAGUAAAAAUAAAAUAUCGGGCAUUUUGUCUGGGUCCGGAAUAGAUUUGGCUUGCAGGCCAGUGGACAAACUUUUACCUCGUUUCUGUUUUAUUUUUGCUACAUGGCAGAACCAAUCCUCAUGGAAGGAUCUUACGAAUUUAAGAUCCUAAAGGACAAUUGGACCGCAGUAUCCGUGGACAAUAAAAGGUGCCUACUUUUCUUUUUUUUAAAAAAGUUGUAGUUUGUUGUUUAGUUUUAAAUCGGUUUUAUCUCUCUCUGGCUAGGGGAAAGAGCGGAAGCUGUCUCCUUGAGUGGUUUUCUUUCGAAAUUAUAUAUCUCUCCGCCAGUAAAUAAAGCUCGGUUACUCUUUGGCCCUUUGGCCACUUACUGCGUCUACUUGUGUGUUUCAGAUCGGCCCAGUUCGAGCACACCGUCGUUAUUACUUCGAGAGGAGCAGAAAUCCUGACCCAAGUAGCCGGGGAGAGUUAA
Podarcis lilfordi (Lilford's wall lizard) is the source of this 96187-nucleotide messenger RNA. Lineage: Eukaryota; Metazoa; Chordata; Lepidosauria; Squamata; Lacertidae. The record is from the annotation of a GenBank genome assembly.